GUGGGACUGGCGGACUCUUUCCUUUGUCGCUGCAUUGAGAGAACUCACAGAAUGGGAAGGGAAGGAGUCUUCUCGAGAGGCAAGUGUCCGCAACUCUGAAAUCUAUGGCUGGGGCAGUUUGAAUAUGCCUGGGGAUGCUUCCAGCUUUUUAAUUUCUAUAUGCAAAUUAAUAACAAGGUAUUCAUCUUGAGAGCCUUUCUGCAUUUUGCAUUCUGUCCUGCAAUCUUUGUGGAGUUUGAUUUCUCACUCGGAUGGUUUCAUGAUAGCUAUUUCUUAAAGGUUUCAUGGCUCUGCUUUAAUUAUGUGUACAGGCUGCGAGUUCUUGUAGCUAAGUUGUGGAAGUGGUUUGGGCUUCUUUGCAGCAGCUUCCUCCAAGCUUUUCCAGCUGAGUUUUCAAAGCUGGGCUCGUGUGUUGCAAAUAUUCCUUAACUUAAAAUGCUUUUGCUUUCUUCGGACGCUGUCCCCGGCCACGGAACGACGGCUUGAAUGGUUUUUAAUGGUGCUGUGCGUUCCUCGCUGGCGAAAUGGGCAUUUUUUUUUGGGGGGGGGACACCCACACUUUGGCAGGACGGGCGAUUGCAGAAGCGGGGGUUAUUCUAGAAUGGUGUGUUCAUCCGACCGAGCCGCACUGCAAAGAAUGGGAAAUAUUGCAUGCGUUUUGUGGUGCAAAUCCGAAGUAAUUAUGGAAACUGUAAAUCGCUAAGCUCAGGAAGAGGUGCAGUAAAGCUGGUUCGGGAUUAGUUUGUUGCACUGAAAUCCUGACUCUGUGCUGUAACAGGGAAGCAGCCGUUCUCCCGACUCUAAAUCAUGCCUCUUUGCCUUGGCCAGUUUAAGCCCACCUUUCGGGUUAAGCACCUUUGCCUCCGCUCAUCCGGGUGAACUGCGAUCGCACGCGAAAGCCUUGCCCCAGGGUGACGGGUGCCUCGACUCGCUCUCCUUGGUGCCGGCCCGCCCGCCCGCGCCGCAUCUCCUCUUCGUACCUGUCCGAGAAACAUUGCUCGCUGACAUCAUGGAAACACCCGGCGGCUGCCCGCGAAAGCGCGAGCGAACGCCGCCUUGGCGCUGAUCCGUCUGGAGAUUCCCCUUGGUCAGCGCCGCUGUCAAUCAACCGAGACGCUUCUUUGCCCUCUCCGGAACCUCCCUGGGAGGAACCAAGCUGGGUCUGGCCGAGAGGCUCCGCCCUUUUCUCGCCGCCGAAGGGAGUAGCAGGGAGCAGGCAGGUAGAGCUGCUUAGAGGGUGCAUGUUUUUGCUUGUCGCUCCCGCCCGCUUCGUUGUCGCGGCUGUCUGCCUGUCAGUGGCUUCUCUGACUCCUGGCUGUGCUUUGGCAGGUUGCUCAGAGGUGAGGAAAAGCCGCUUGUAUCUCGCUCCCUCCAAGCCCUGCCUGCGGUGGGGGCACAACCGCGGCUCGGAAGAGCUUACUUUAUAGCCCGACUGAUGCUUGCGAUCGCUGUCACUUCCCAGGUAGGAAGAGGGCUGAGCUUCCAGAAAGCUUGUUACUUGUUCUGAUGUAGUUUCCCCCUGGGUUUUCUUUGAGGGGCGGGAGAGUAAGCAACUUUCCAAUUGCAUAUAUCGAUUUACUGCUCCUUAUUUUCUGCCCCUCUCUGGUUUUCCUCUGCAAUUUGGCUUGUGUGAACGCUCAGCUGUUAUGUAGCUUCGUUUUAUAACUACAUGCAUUGACACUUUUAGCCAUAAAUAUGCCACUGGGGAGGAGAGGAAGAGAAGGGUGUAUGCCAAGUUGGUUUGGGAAGAUUAGUGAUGCAAAUAAAAGGACUCACACUAUUGUUUUGUGAGCUUCUACUAGCUUCUGGCUGCUAACUGCUGGGAGACAGAAUACAGUACUGGGUUCAGGAGACUCUUUGGGUCAGUCCAGCAAGGGCAUCCCUACCCUUUCCUUUCCCCAUCUUCACCCAAUGGAGGUAUCUUACUAGGUUUGGGGAGCUGUAUGCUACCUUGCAAAACUCAGGUGCAUCUUAUAUUCUGUGCACAAUUUUUUCACUUGGUUGCUGGAAAGGUUUGCAAAAGAGUUUCUUUUUUUUUUUAAGAGCUUGAUAAUUUGUCUGUGAAGUUAUAUGUGGCAUGAGAAAUACUUGCAUUGUUUCUUCCAGUAUUGAGCUAAAUUAGAGAAAUCUCUGAGAGAGGUCUUUGCUCAAUAUCUGUCUGCUACUUUUUAUUUUGGCAGAGUUCUGUGGAUUGAUUUAAAGCUUGAGUACUUUUUCCACAGAUGGUAGUUGGCCCUUCAAAAGAGCUUGUAUUAUUUCCGUAGUUCUUAGGAGUUUUUUUUUUUGUACUGGUAUAGUUCCUGUGGUUCUCAGCAUCUCAGACCAAUACAGUAAUAUCACUCUGUGUCGAGAAAAUACCUAUUUUCUCCCACAGCAGGCUUGGUGUUGGGCAGCUGGUUUCCUGUACAGAAUUUGAGAGUCUGUGGUGAUUGCAUGAGAGGCUCUGGUCUGGAUGAUUUAAAUAAGAGUCGCUCCAUAUUAAGACAUUCAAAGUAUCAAGCUGGAAGUUCAGUGCCCCUGCCAUCUGCAAGAUACACAGGAGUUCCCCAUACUGAUUCCUGCUGCCCCAAAUAAUACGCUGGGGCUAUCAGGAUCACAAUAAGGGUGGCACUUUCCAGCUGGGUAUUGUAACAUGAACUCUCCAGGCCCAUUGGUAGUAUUUAUGAGAAGCAGUAGCAGUAAACCACAUCCAACUGUGGUUCAAACUGCCAUUUGGAUGCAGCCUAAUCAUUGCUUUCUUAUCUUUCUUUGUGAUGCUGUGCAGCAAGCAUAAAUGAGCUCAGAUCUUCUGAAAUGUAGAGUGCAGCUGCAUGGUUCCCCUGUUAGCCGUUAACUGGAAAUAAACUCAUUAGCCUGAAUAGGCAUGAGCAGAUGUCCUAGUUUGCUUGCAUUCUCUGAAACGAUUCAGAUUCUGAACAUCAGUCUAGUCAUCUCUCAUAAAAUCUAUUGCAAUUCUCAGUGGUGCUGUUAGAGAGCAGUAUUUGAUGUUCCUGUAUUUGUUUUUAUCCCUUCAAGAAUAUGUCUGUAGCAGCUUGAAAAGAACUGCAAUGUUGAGGAUUUUUAAUACAAUUCUUUUGUUUUGUUUUGUUUAAUUGUAAGAGUUUACAUACUUUGUGCACUGAAACAUAUAAUUCUGGAUUAAUUGAUGCAUUCACCAUGUAUUGCUUACUACAUCUGGGGGUUGAAGGCUGAAUUUCUGGGAGGCUCUUCAGCAGGGAACUACCACAAAUCUUGCCUUCUUGCUGUGUGCCUUGGAAAUGGCAAUAGACAACCAGCUGGCUGUUGAAUGUAAGCUCAGAGAUCCUGAGAAUAUCUGCACUUUUGCAAAAAUAGCUUGUGGCCUCUUUAACCCCCCCCCCUGCCCAGUUUGCACCAAUGGAAAAUUUCUCCUUUCUCCUUUCUUGAUCACUUCUUAAGAGAGGGGAGUAAUUAAAUCUAGAUUCUUCUAGACACAGUGCUACUGAUUUCCUGUUUAUUGGGUUCAGAGAAAGCAGCCUGAGCUCAUGGCCAGGACAAUAUGGUCACUGCUGUACCUCUGCAUGCAGUGAUGCAAACACAUUGGUGCCAAACUGUCAACAAGCAACUAGCAAUUUUAAUGCUAGGCCCAAACUGGUCCUCUGGUAUCUCAAAAGUUUUCUUCUUCUGCAAAUGGGGCUUCCAUUUUUCUGUUUCAUUUCAUGGGCACUUCAUGAAUUUGUUUAGGGUGUAGCUUUUGAGCUGGCUGAUGUGUGUGUUCAUCUUUCUCUAGCGCUCUGCAGCUUCCCUGAUUGCCCAACAAUCUCUAAUGGAGGAUUUGCCUCAUGAUGUCUUCUCUUGGGCUUCAGUUGAGGAAGGGCUCAGUGGUAGAACAUCUGCUUUGCAUGCAGAAGGUCCCAGGCAUCUGCAAGCAGAGCCCCCUGUCUGAAACCUGAAGAAGCACUGCCAGUCAGAGUAGACAAUACUGAUAUAGAUGAACUGACAAUACUGAUAUAGAUAAAUGGUCUGAGUGUGGGCACCCAAGAAGGACGUACAGUGCAGACCCACAGUGAGAUUUGUAGAAUGUAAGAAAGGACACUCCUUUGGACCACCUCAGAAGUACAGGUGGUAUGAGAAAAGCCCUGUACUCCACCCACUGAAUUUCUUUCUCUCUCAUACAUACACACACACACACACUCACUCUGAGCAUUUUCAAUUGCAGUUUCUUUUCUCAUUCAUAGAGAGAGAAGCGGAAAUAACAUUUCUGAUGUUCUUAUUAGUGUUGAAAAUUUGACACCAACCGCAGUGGUGCUAGUAGCAACCGUGUACUACAAUUAGCCAUUCCCACAAUGGUUCCAGACUGUUUCUCGCUAUCAUUUUUAAAUAUUUGCUCCCCGCACCAAGAGAAAGUGGUGCCAGGAUACCUGGCAGUUGGCGCCCUUGGAAACAAUUGCCUGCCUCAAAUCUGCAGCUCACAAAGAAUGGGUGCUGGUGGUUGUCCUGUAAGUAGUUGGCUCACACAUGCUAUGAAUCAGGGGUCAGCAAACUUUUUCAGCAGGGGGCUGGUCCACUGUCACUCAGAUCUUGUGGGGGGCCAGAUUAUUAUUAUUUUUUUGGGGGGUGAACGAAUUCCUAUGCCCCACAAAUAACCCAGAGAUGCAUUUUAAAUAAAAGGACACAUUCUACUCAUGUAAAAACACACUGAUUCCCUGACCGUCCGCAGGCCGGAUUUAGAAGGCGAUUGGGCCGGAUCCGGCCCCCGGGCCUUAGUUUGCCUACCCAUGCUAUGGAUUAUGAACUAUAUGAAGUUGUGGGAAAUUAGCAUCCCUCACUGAAUGGCUUCCUGAAGAGCCCUAUGCAUGUGGGAAUGUGACAUCUUAAAACAGAGAGGGAGGUGAAUAUAGCCAAGGUGGAUAGAAGGUAGAUUGGGAUUUACUGGCAGAGCUCUGGGUGAUCUGUAGUAGACUGGCAAGGAUUUUAGGUCCCUGAUGGCUUUAACAGCAGCAGCAGUAGCAUUUCGCCUGCCCUAAAUUAUACUACUAAAAUGAAAAAAGCUUGGAAUAAUCAGGAUUGGGUGUAUGUGUGGAAGGACUAUGAGCUCAGUUUAUGCAUCACAAAUUACUGGGUUCUGAAUUCCUUAAUUCAAGGCCUUUUCCUUGCAAGUUGGAUGAAUUUUGAUGUUGUAGUAGCGUAACACCUGGAGGCAGCCCUGUAUAGGGAAGUUUUUAAUGUUUAAUGUUUCAUUAUGUUUUUGUAUCUGCUGGGAGCCGUUCAGAGUGGCUGGAGCAACCCAGUCAGAUGAGCAGGGGUACAAAUGUUGUUGUUGUUGUUUAUUAUAUCACAUAUGCUUGUGUGCUUUUCAUGGCUAGCCCACAACUUUUCAGAAUGAAGAGUCUGAUAGUCAGUGCUAUUUUUCUAGAAAAAGAGGUGCUGGAACUCACCUUGUUCUCUUAUAAUGGCAAUGGCACCCACCCGAGAGGUGCGGGAACUGAGUUCCGGCUGAAAAAAAAUCCUGCUGUUGACACUACACCGCAUUUUAGCAGAUUUUGUAAACUAAGUUCUGGAUUUAAUGCAUGAGCAAUGACUUAACAAAGCAUAAAGCCUGUGGCGAUCUUGAAUCUAUUUCUAGUUGCGCUUGGAACUAUUUAAUGCUGAAACCAAUACAGUAGCGCCCCAAUUAUAGUAUUCUCCACAUUACCAGGUUUACUCUCUUAUUUUUUGUUUUCUAUAUAAGCUCAGCAGCGCAGUGUAACUGGCCAAAGAGCUCUGUUUUAUUGAUUUUGGCCAAGGCUCUCCACUCAAGUUCUCAGACACAUUUCUACCUCAAGGUAGAAAAACCUUGCAUAGCCAAGGUCUUUUUUACCUUGUUCUCCAUUACCGGUUUCACUUGUACACUUUCUAAAAAAAGUUGGCUGCUGGGUCAUUUUCUCCAACCUGUUCUCCAUCUCCUUCACUGGGCUGUGCUAGGUGCUUCUCUUCCUCAUCAUGGCCCUCAGGCUCCCUCAGGUAGGGCUGGCAAUUGUGCCACACCAAGGCCAGUGAAGUUGUUUUGGUGCCUGAGGCUGAAAAUCCCACAAGCACCUUCCCCGCUUCUUUGGCAAGAAAAGAUGACGAUAAUAAAUUGAAUAACGAACAGUGCACUGCCCUUUCUGACACCCCAAACAACUGCCUGAGGGGAAUAUCUUACUCUGCUUAACGGUGAAAUUGUGUCCUAGAUAAGUGAAGAUGCACCUGAAACACUGAAGGAGAACUACACCCCUUGUCUUAGACCUGGAAAUAAGACGCCCCCAUGUAUAAGGCGCCCCCUAUUUUGGGGGACUCAGAUUUAAGAAAAUGUGAGGAGAUGGCUCAGAGUAUGAUGCCCCCUAAUUUUUGACAUUAUUUUUAGGGGGGGGGAGGAAACCUAGUCUUGUACACGAAAAAAUACGGUAAUUUCAGGCCAUACUUGUCCCAGUGCUGUAUGAAUCUGCCAUUUUUCAUCCGUUAAAAAUUACCCGUUUUUUGGAUACAGUCUUUCAUGGCCCCAGCUUCUGCUUUGUGGUGCUGUGUGGUAUCUUGGCAGGCUUCAACGUGUGUAGGUUGAGAAACUGCUCAAUAAAACCUCCUGUUACUCUCAAUACGAAUGGAUGCAAGGAAGAGGAGAUUGGGCAGGGGGGAUUUUGCAGCUGUGGUAAAUCCUUGGUUUCCGGCUACUCUCAAAGUACAGGAAAUAUGGAUGAGGUUUGUCUCUUUAAAAAAAUGCUUAGCACAUUCUGCUAACACUUUUGUGAAACAGCUUGGAAAUUAGAGACUAUUUGUAAGUACUUAAGAGUUGUUGGUGUGUGUGUAUGUAUGUGUCUUUUUGGUUAUAAAAACAACGCUUUGUUGCCUCAGUUGAAGCUUCAAGAAUACGUGUAAAAAUAGAAUGUUGUGAUGUGUGUAUUUUUAAAAUUUGAAAGCAUACUUUCUGAGAGUCAUGGAAAAUGAUUUAGAUUUUUACAGCAACUGUAACAACCCCAGUUGUCCAAAAAGAAUGACAUUCAUAUACUAUAAAUGGAUUUUUAAGGAGAAUAUGCAUGUACACACACAUACACAAUAUUUAAUGUCCAUUUUCAGGGUGCUAUAAUGGAAGAUAGCAUGAGUGACACUUGGUUAUGUAUUCAGUCUAUAGACAGAUUCUGAUUCUACUGAGGGUCAUGGUGAUUUUGCUUCAGUCAAACAUUUGAAUCCUAUAAUUCCUCCAAGGACCGUAGCAUUCAAGUAGUUAUGCCAGGGGUAGGGACCUCUGACCCACGAGCCAGUCUUGGCUUGCCAGGGGGUUCAGUUUGGCCUGCCAGGCAGUUUUUACCAAUCCACACUCACCCAUCUAUCAGCUGACAUAUCUAUGGAUGGAUGAGAGGACAGGGUUUAAUCUUGCAUCUGCUGCUCUGCCCAUUGCCCAGCAGGGAACAGGAUCAUGCAGCCUAGGGAGCAGGAUCAAAUCUCUGGGCAUCAGUUGACGAGUGGAGAUUAAAGAUCAGCAUGAGAUUGGGAAUUUAGAAGGGAGUAGGCGAAACUCUCAAAGACUUCCCAUGCAAACCUCUUCCCUUCCAAAUUCCCAAACUCGGAGAGUUGGCGGAGGCUUGCAAAAGCCUUUGGAGUCUCCCCACUUUUGUUCUAAAUCCCCAAUUUCACCCUGAUCUUAAAACGUGUGUGUAUGAGGGAGACUCCCAAAGGCUUUUGGAUGCUUCCUUCAGCUUCCCUUUUAAAUUAACUCGGCUCACAGGACUACUGGAUUAAGGUAGGGUGAGAGAUAGUGACUUUGCCCUGUGAGCUUCAUGGCUGAGCAGGUGUUUCCAGUCAUAGACCUGGAACAGACCUCAGCAGCCUUCUGAUGCAGAAAACCCACUGUUUCAGCAUCCUUGAUAGGUGGUUCUCCAGCCCUUGAUUUGAUACCUAUCAUACAUUGAAAGAAAAUGGCUUCCCUCCAAUAAUCCUGGGAAUCGUAGUUUAACUCUUGCAGAUCUCCAGCACCCUUAACAAACACAGUUCCCAGGAUUCUUUGGGGGAAGUCAUGUGCUUUAGAUGUGUGAUGCGUAUCAAAUCUCUUUCCAAGUCUGAAUCAUAGCCAGUCUACCACGUCACAAAUAUUUGUCAUAGCUCAGAGAACUUGACUAGAACUAGCCUGGUGUUUCAGUCUUACGAUUCCAGGACUUGCUUGCUGAUAAAGUACAUUUUCUCAGGUGCCCUUCAGUUAUGGUCCUUGGGUACAUGGGACCCACUUUUUCCAUGAUGUGUCCCCAUGUGAUUUGCUUUGUCCUUGUGCGAUGGUGCUGUGAAAAUCAGCUCCUGCGUGGCUGAGGUUGGCAGCUGAAGGGCACCUCCAUAAUGCACAUAGUUUAUAUUUAAACUGUAAGCUUGCUUCUUGUUAAUGCAGUUGUUACUUUUAAAAUCUGCUUGGUCUUUAUCUUGCCAGCCAGGUGUUUGGUUAUGGGAUAUGUUUAAUCACGGGAAUAGCGGUGAUUAGAUAAACUGCAGUGAAAAUCUGUCAUUUGAGGUAGGCAACGUAACAGCCAGUGUGUAUUUCCUUAAUUUGCGGUCAUCUCCUCAAUUUGUGGCUACACUUCGAAAUGCAGCUAAAACUUCUGAAUGAAAACUCUCCGUUGAAUAUAUCACCAUAGAUAUAUUCCCUAAACUGCACGUGCUUAAGGCAACAAUCUGCAGCCGCUUAGUUUAGUGCAAUCCCAGUGACUUUAAUUGAACUGCUCUGGAGUAAAUGGGUUGUCAAUUACAGCCCAGUUUUUUGGAGCUGCUUAGAUUUCUGAGGCACGACGGCAGUUUGCCCUGCCACUGUAAAGCCAACAUUCUCUGGUAAGCCAAUGAUCCAAAGCCAUAUGUCUCUGGCAGUGUUCGAAAUUAGCUAGGUGCCAGGAUUGCACCUAGCAUCUCCACCAUUUGGAGGUGCAUGCCUGGGGAUCAUUGGAUCUGGACCGUUUUCACACACUAGCAACACAUCCUGUAGAAUUCUAUCCACGAUAUUUUAUCUGCACCAUCAAAAUGAAUUUCAGGAACCAAAAUGCUUUUUCUGUGCAGCCUGAGCAGGAUCAGUGAACAACAUUACAGCUAAUUGUUGUAGCUGGUCUUCACCCCACCCCACUGCCCUGCUCACAAGUUGUGAAGACUAUUCUUACAGUAUGAAUGGUCCGUGUCACCAUUAAGAAAAAGAGCUAGGAAUAGGCCAAUAUAUAUGUGGACUGUCCCUGGAUUGAGUGACUUUUCGAAUUCUCAAAACUGUAGCAGCAUAGUGGAUUUAGAAGCUGACAUAGGAAAGGGUUGCUUGUCUUCUAAACAGUUGAAGAAGGCAAGUUGUCAGCCUGCAGGCACAUUGCAUUGUUAGUCUCUUACUGUGGCUGAAGCCUGAUCUGCCUUGAAUUAGGAAGUCUUGGCAAGGUUUUACAGUGGUGCCUCACAAGACGAAAUUAAUUCGUUCUGCGAGUUUUUUCAUCUUGCGAAUUUUUUGUCUUGCGAAGCACGGUUUCCCAUAGGGUAUUAACGGUUUUAAGAAAAAGGAAACAAACUUGCAAGACGUUUUCGUUUUUCGUCUUGCGAAGCAAGCCCAUAGGGAAAUUCGUCUUGCGAAGCAACUCAAAAAAUGAAAAACUCUUUCGUCUUGCGAGGCAUUCGUCUUGCGAGUGUAUUGCCUGUGUGUGAGAGAGGUCAGCUAGAGAUCUUUGCAUGCCUUUGGUAUACUUUUGAGAGAUCAAGGGUUGAGCUUUUUGCACAAUAACUUUAGCAACUGUCUUCAGGUGGGAACAGUAUCUAAAGGUUUUGUAUUUUCUUGUGAGCUCCAGCAGCUGCCCCUUUAACUGAAGAAAGGGCAUAAUUUGGAGAAAUGCAUGUGGCUGUUUAUAGAAGUUCUUGAGAUAUAAUUGUGGCGUAAGCAAUUGUGUUGCCUAACCACAGUUUGGCUGCUGGAUGGCUGUAUGCCCCCUCCGAGAUCAGACAUGCCGUGCCUAUUAAUACAGGUAUGCUGGGAAGCAGAAGUAGGAGAGAGUUAUUAUUGUCCUCACAUCCUGCUUGUAGGUUUCUCAGAAGCAUCUGAUUGACCACUGUAAGAUAUAGGGUGCUGGACUUCAUAGGCCUUGUGUCUGCUCCAGCAAGGCCACUUUUAUGUUUUUAAGCUUGAAAGAUGAAUUCCAGUUUCUGAGGGAUUACUGUACUGUAGGAAUGCAUAAAUGCAAGAAAGAAGCUAGCUUGCGGCAUCUCUGCAUUUCAGGAGGCAGCUAUGAUUCAGUAAAACAGGUUUAUUGUUUUCACUCCAGAGGAUUUUCUUGCAACAAGUAUUGUCCUGUCCUAGUCAAAUUAUUUUGACCAUAAGAGCCUGCUCAUGCUUGCUUAAAAGCUGAUAGGAACGCUAGUUGAUAAAUCUAACCAAUUACCAUUUUAAAGCUUAAUAAUAAUAAUAAUUCUAUUAUUUAUAUGCCACCCAUCUGACUGGGUUGCCUCAGCCAUUCUGGGCAGCUCCCAACAGUAUUAAAAACACAAUAAAAACUUUAAAAACUUCCCUAUACAGGGCUGCCUUCAGAUGUCUUCUAAAAGUCAGAUAGUUGUUUAUUUCCUUGACAUCUGAUGGGAGGGCGUUCCAUAAGGAGGGUGCUACUGCCAAGAAGGCGCUCUGCCUGGUUUUCUGUAACUUCACUUUUUGCAGUGAGGGAACCAGCAAUAGGCCCUUGGAGCUGGACUUCAGAAUACCUAUGUCUGCAGAUGUAUGUGUUGCUGUUGCAUCUCUGGCAUGAGAAGGAGAGAGGAAAAGGGAAGAAUUCUCCUAGGCCACUGUAUGAAAAAACCCAUUAAAAUAUUUGAGGUAAUAAAAAUAAACUAUGUGAAAGUGAGCAUCCUACUUGGAAGGAAUCCCGCCGUGUUAAUUAGUGCUUGCUCUCAGGUAAGUUUGCCUUGCAGCCAUCUUCUUUUACAAAGGGUAUCAGACAAAUUCUAGCAAACUAUUUAAUUCUGCCCUAGUCCAUCCCCCCAUUAGUUUUUCCACAGAGCCAGAAUAGCCAGCUGAAGAAGAAUAAUGCUGACAUCUUAAAGGGGAGGCAACAUUGAUGGACUGCUCAUUCCCACUUACAAUUAGUCUGGCAGUUCAGUUUUAUUUAUUGAGGUGGUGAGUUCCCCCAUUUGUCUGAUGAAAGACCAUCUCUCUGCUGUAUAAAGAGACAUCUCGUGGCAGGGAUGGAGGGAGAGGGAGAGAGAAUAUAAAAGUGAUUGGUUGGUAGUAUCUGCCUGUAUUUUAUAGGCUGUAAAAUUUGUGGGAGUGUCAUUGUGUGUGCACUCUGAUUAAUUUUAAGAUGCGUUAAUGUGUUUCACAGCUUUAGUUUGUGCUGAACAUCAUGGCUGACUUCGCUCAAUAUUGUGACAGUCCUGCCAGGCACCUUGUUUUAAACAUUUCAGUUUAGAGCUUGUUUAAAAACAAAAACUUAGCUUUCAAGCAGACAUCUUCUCCAGAAUCACAUUAAAUAGGGUGGUGAUGGCAAAACUAUCAGUGUCGGUGAUACCUUCAUUCUCUCAUGUGCAUCAUGCUUCUGGAGAGAGAGAAUCAAUUAGGAAGAUAAAAUCCCAGCUACUGUAUACAUUUAGUUUGGAUUUUGCACAUCUAAAAGUGCUUAUUUUUAUUAGCUGAGAUUUAAGUAAGCUGCUUCUCAGUAUAUCAUGAUGUGCAGUGCUAUUUUUCUAGAAAAAAAAAAGAGGUGCUGGAACUCACCAGGAAAACCUUCCCCAUUCUCUUAGAAUGGCAUUGGUGCCCCCCUAAGAGGUGCCAGAAUUGAAUUCCAGGGAGUUCCAGCUGAAAAAAGGCCUGAUGAUAUGGUUUUAGCAGGGAAGCAAGGGCACCUAUUGGGACGCAGGUGGCGCUGUGGGUUAAACCACAGAGCCUAGGACUUGCCGAUCAGAAGGUCGGCGGUUUGAAUCCCCGCGACGGGGUGAGCUCCCGUUGCUCGGUGCCUGCUCCUGCCAACCUAGCAGUUCAAAAGCACGUCAAAGUGCAAGUAGAUAAAUAGGUACCGCUCCGGUGGGAAGGUAAACGGCGUUUCCGUGCGCUGCUCUGGUUCGCCAGAAGCGGCUUAGUCAUGCUGGUCACAUGACCCGGAAGCUGUACGCCGGCUCCCUCGGCCAAUAAAGCGAGAUGAGCGCCGCAACCCGAGUCGGCCACAACUGGACCUAAUGGUCAGGGGUCCCUUUACCUUAAAGGGCACCUAUGUGCAGUUUAGACAUAAUUUUAUCCAUCUAGUUUUUUCUUGAGUGUAUGUAUGUACACAAGUACAUCUAUAUACAUAGUGUUUUCUUACUCCUUGCUAUUAUUAUUAUUUAUUAAGUUUGAACUGGGCCUAGAAACUAAUCGGCAGACAGUGCAGUCGGGCCAGGAUCAGACUGCCGCCGAAUUCUGCACUAGCUGGAGUUUCCGAACCAUCUUCAGAGGCAGCCCUGCAUAUAAUGCGUUGCGGCAAUUUCACCAGAAGCGAGGUAAUGUUGACAUUGCUGCAUGGUCAAUGGCUGUAUCUAUCCACCCACCUGCUCUCCCUCCUCCCUGUUGGAAAUGUUCUGGUACUUAAUUGGAAACUCGAAACCUUCUUGAAAGUAUGGAUGUCUAGUACGAUGUUUUAUUUAUUUAUUUAAAGAGAAGGUAAAUUGCAUCUCCCUCUUGUGACUUGAUGUAAUCUUGCUUCUGGUAAUAUAGUUGUGUUGCAUUACCCAAUGUUGAUUGCUAUGCAAACAUGCCUUAUUUACUGAAACCAGGAUUACCUGGGUGGCGUGGUUUGGAAGGACGGUUGCAUCCUGCGAAACUGGGCUUAAUCUUGGAGGCUCACCCUUGUAUAUAAUGUUCUUGAGGUUUUGGGUCAGUCCUCCAUCCGCUUGGCUGUUGAAUGGACACAAUAUUAAUUUUAAGAUAAGCAUCUUUCUUCUCCCUUUUGUCGUUCAACCUGUUGCUGCUCUUGGAAGCAGUGUGCUAGAUUUUAGCAGAGUCCUGCACAUGCACGAGCAAGGGGCUUAGCCUAGCCCCAGUUACCUGGGAGAAAACCUCACUGAAUUCUGAGUAGACACUCGGGUUUGCACUGUAAGCAAGUGUUGGAUGCAUUUUGGCAACAGGGGCUGUUUUGCAGUCUUCUCGCCAUCAGGUAACGAACUUGUUUGGGCACAUUUAUUAACCUUUCCUCCUACUGUUAGUAUGUGCACGCAUGUGUUUUCAUGUGUCAGAGACGCUGGCCAAUGUAGGGUGCUGGAUAAAAAUGUUCCAAUUGUUUGUGAAGGAUCCAUACCCAAAUUCCUACAGACUCAUGAAUCUGGCUGGGGGUUGUCUCUGUCUACUUACCGACUUACCGGACAGAUAGCAAAGGGGAACAAGGGAAUUUGCAAAGCACUUCACAGACAGAAAACAGCCAUAGGCAGUUUCUGUCACACAGUAGUGUGUGUGCUCUCUCUCUCUCUCUCUCUCACACACACACACACACACACACACACACACACACAAAAUCACACACACGAAAAUACCCAUUCUCCCAACUGGCAACUGAUAUGAUGGGAAAUGCCUUUUUGUGAUGCCAGGAUGUGGUAGUGCUGUGCUACUCAGUUCAGUAACUCAUUUCAGCUACAAAAUGGGUUGCAUGCAGACUGGGCUAUAUAAAAAUACGAAAGCUGUGCAUUUCUGUUCCUUUUCCAGGGUCUUCUGCCUCAGCCUCCUACUUAAGAAGCAGAGGAAGUACACUAAGGACUCAUUUAAAAGGCCCGCUUUUGAGAACAGUUUCAGCCCAUAACAUUUUCAAACCCAUCGCCAAGCCUAGAAUCAUAAGAGUUGGAAGGGACCUUGAAAGUCAUUUAGCCCAAUCCUCUUUUCAGUUAUGGAUCUGCAGUUUUUAGGGAACUUCUAGGGAAAUUUUUAAUGUUUAAUCUGUAUUGUGUUUAUAAUAUUUGAUUGGGAGCCGCCCAGAAUGGCUGGGGAAACCCAGCCAGGUGGGCGGGGUAUAAAUAAAUUAUUAUUAUUAUUAUUAUUAUUAUUAUUUAUUGAGUGUGUGUUGCAGCUACUGUGUCCUUGACAUAUAGUUGUCCAGCCUCUCUUGUAUGACUCUCUCCAGGUAGAGAGAGCCCAUUACCUCUUGAGGCAGUCUGCAGUCUCUCCUAAUGGGAUCUGCUUCCCUUCAAUUUCCACCCAUUAGCUCUGCUCCUGCCCUCUGAAGCAGCAGAGAAGAAGCCUGCUUCAUCUUCUGCAUCACAGCCCUUCAGGUAUUUGAAGGCCGCAAUUAUGUCUCCCAUUAAAUUUCUCCUCUCCAGGCUAUAUUUCAUCGUACUAAGUAAGCAAGCUCAGGCCUUUUGAAGAUGUAACAUGCACAGAGACCAACGCUUGUCGCGCGCAGCUGAAAGUUGGGUUUUGGAAUUAGGAGAAAUCGUCAUUGUUCACACUAGUGGAUUUCUGCUUGCGGCAGAUUUCUCAUCUAGAUCGCUUGGAAACAUCCCACAUUGUGUGCUGCUUUUGUAGAAUCUUGGAAUUGAAGGGACUUUGAGGGUCAUCUGUAGUGUAAUCCCCUGCAAUGCAGGAAUGUGCAGCUAUUCCACAGGGGGAUCGAAACUGCAACCUUGGCAUUAUCAGCACCACACUCUAACCAACUGAACUCUCCAGGUCCUCAUUUCUAUUAUAAAAUAAUGAUGCCAGCAUAAAAUCCCUUCAUCAGGUAAUAUUGCCAUGAACAAAAGGUUCAGGAUUAGGGGCAUAUAUUUUUCUUCAGAUAUGUUCAUAACUGGCUUCCCUCCUUCCUAGAGGGAAAGGAGCAGGUGCUAAACAGGUGAUUUACAUAGAAACAAAAAGAUGGCACAGAUUUACAUGAAACUUUGGCUAUGUUUUGAUGAGAAUUAGAGAUGAUUACUAUAACUUAAAUAGCAAUGCCAUACACUUUACCAUAGUGAGGAAGGUUGCAGAAAGUUGAUCUGCCUGUAUAGCUCAGUCAGCAGAGCAUGAGAUUCUUAAUCUCAGGGUUGUGGGUUUGAGCCCCACGUUAGGCAAAAGAUUCUUGCAUUGUAGGGGGUUGGACUAGAUGACCCUCGUGGUCCCUUCCAACUCUACAAUUCUAUGCUAUCCAGGUGCUAACUUCUGGUGAGAAUCUCAAGGCUUAGCUGCUUCGGGUUUUUAAAAACAUUUUAAUCUGGCUUGAACCAGGCAGCGCUUCUUCAGAGAGAGGUGUGCCCUCUGUAAAACAGGACACCUUGUCACCCUGGACUAAAAGUUAAUUAAGGAUCUGUUGAAAUGAAGUACAAUGUUAGUAUGAAUUUAGCUUAGGGGAAAGGAGGAUUUCAGCAGCUGAUCAAUACAGAUGGCUACUGAAGAAAUUGCUAAUCUUAAAAUGUGCUUUGGGUUAUGGAUGAGGAAUACUUUACAAGAGGAAUAACAUUUGGCAUUAUGAGAUUAUCAGAUUAUCAGUCCAACGUAGGACAUAGAGUGACAAUAUCGAACGAGACUCCAAAGCCUUGCCAUGUAGGUUAAUGUCUUGUUUGUGCAAUUUUUUAAUGGGUUUCAGGUAACCUAUUAAGUAAUUCAUUGGUCAAACUGCUUUUAAUAACUACCUUAUACAGCAUGUAGAAAUGGAGAGCAAAGUCCACCUAAGUCUCAGCCUGGUUUGUGAAAUCCUUUCCCAAUUCCAGGAAGCUUAUUUGUAUGUCAUAAUAUUUCUCCUUGGUUUAAAUUAGCUUAUCUUCUGCCUUGCCCCAAAACAAAAUGCACACUCCUUGAUUGCAUCAGUUCCUUUCUUUUUAAAAAAAUAAAUAAAUGUGUGCGUAUGGGGAGGGAAACCCAGACACAAUUCUUAAGUGUUUUCCUAAUUGACUCCUAGAAAUAUAGUAGUGAGCGGCAGGUAUAAUUUAUAAGUGCAUGGCUAAUGCUGAUACUUGACUGCUCUUUGAAAGCACCAAGAUGCAAGAACAAAGCUUUUCUUUACACACAAAUGGACCGCAGUCAUAGUUCCUCCUUUUAAAAUUCCCUUGUGUUGAAAAAGAAACAAGUUCAUUAUAGCAAUUUAACUAUAGGUUUAUAGUACAGUAUGUUAUAGAGUUAAAAUGCAAGUAUGGGGAAGGAGGUUGUUCCUUCGUUUCUCCAACUCUGAGAGCACUUCCCUCUUUUUCCCUGGCAUCUUAACUUGGCUAGGUCCUUUAACCACUGGAGCUGUCCCAUGGUUGAUGUGGUGCAGUGGUUAGAGCAUGAGCCUUGGACCGGGCUUGCUCUUUGGGCUGUUUGCAGGGGGAAUUACCUUCCCCCCCACCCAAAAGAAGUACUUCUACAAACCUUGAGGUUCCACCAAGCAUGCUGGUACUUCCCUCUUCUUCCUCAGUGUUCCCUUGUUUUCUGUACAAGCAAUUCUCAACUUACGCUAGGGUUAUGCUCCGGGGAUAGAGCAUAAAUCACGUACAGUCAAAGCACGUUGGGUUCAGUGGUGGGUGGGAUUGCCAAAGUAUUUCACCCCCGGACACCCGCCUUCUUUCUGCCUCCUUUUUAAUUUUCUUUUUGCCAAGUGCAUAAAGCUGAACACGCAAAAGUUAAAUGUGCACAAGUUGUGAGUUACCUGUCCAAGCCUGGCAGCGGUGCUUGCCAGCUGCAUUUGCUAUUAGAAUAAUGGAAGAUGAAUAUAUCCAGAUUAAGAAAAUUUGCGUUUUAACCUGAAAAUAUUUCUCUUCCAUUAAGAUAAAUGAGAUUUGUAAGACAGUAGGGUUCUUCAUGGUUUUAUUGCAUCAUCAUCUUGAGGAAAUGUGUGUGCUGGGUCCCCGUUUGAGGAUGUGCUAUUUUCCUUGUGAUUGGUGAUACAGUGGUACCUCGGGUUACAGACGUUUCAGGUUACAGACACUUCAGGUUACAGACUCUGCUAACCCAGAAAUAGUACCUCGGGUUAAGAACUUUGCUUCAGGAUGAGAACAGAAACCGUGCGGCGGCGGCACAGCGGCAGUGGGAGGCCCCAUUAGCUAAAGUGGUGUCUCAGGUUAAGAACAGUUUCAGGUUAAGAACGGACCUCCAGAACGAGUUAAGUUCUUAACCCCAGGUACCACUGUGCAUGGACUCUCCACUAGCCAUUCUAAGGGAGCAUAAGAAGAGGAAGAGGAAGCCACCUUUUCUUCCUUCUCCUCUCCUAACUGGAAUAUCAAAACAACCUAAGACUGGCUCCCAUAUUCGACUAACUUAUAGUUUCUGUGAAACUAGCACUGGAGAACUUGUUUGGCAACUUUUGUAGGUGUGGCAAGUAAAGGGGAUUAAUGUUGUCACCUUCCCUUCCAGAAAAGAGACCAGCUUUGUCUCUUUAAAUGUGUGUGUGUGUGUGUGUGUGUGUGUGUGUGUGUGUGUAUGGUCAGAAGAAACAUCAGUGGAUAUUUGGUGAACGCAGUAUGCAGCAUCACCUUAAUCCACAAUUAAAGAGAAGUAAUCCUCAACUGAGUUUCUAGUGAGACUAGUGAAGAUGUGAGGUAGCUUCUUUACUGGAGGUGAAAACAGGUCUAUAGAUGUGAAGUAACAUGUUAGCUUCAUUGUUUUCUGGAACCCUAUACUGUAAGCUGCCUUGGGUACGGUAAGAUAGGAAGGAGGUCUGCAUAUUAAAAAUGAAAUAGUUGGAUGUAAGUGACAAUGAAUACACACCUUUUUUUUUUACUCUGAAUAUACACUUGAGAUUACUUAGGACUUGGAUUCAGUGAGUUUCUGUGCCUAAUAAGUUCAUACAUUCAUACGAACCAUGUGAAUGUAUUCAUAGCAUCUGUACAUUAUUGAUGACACAAAAAAACUUACUAAAAUCCACAGGUUUGCAAAGAUGUUUUGGGAAAAUAGUGUCUAGAGAUGGAAUUAUGGGCCCUUUGGUGUUUCCUCAUAAUAUGGAAUGGUUUACUUUGAUAUCCUUCACUGCUUUCCUAGGGCAGAUAAUAUGUACAGUAUGUCUCUGUGAUAUUCAUACUGGACAUGAAGAGCUGUGACCUUCUGGUUUGUAUUUCUAUAAGCCAUAGACUUCACUUCGGUGAGUCAACAAAGACAAGUCUGGUUCUGUCUCUGUGAACACAGGGAAGGAAGUCUGACACAUCUCCCUUCACUAGGCUUUUCUGUGGCUUGUUUUUGUGUUGUGAGCCUACUUUGCCCAUGUUUUCUUCCAUUUUUAAUACCAAUUAGAUUUGUUUACUAGGUAGAGAUGGAGUUGUAUCCUUUCACCUGUGCAACAUCAUUUAUAGCCGUUGAAUGGCUGUUUACAAAAUCCUGCAUCUUUCAUACAACGGUAUAUGAAGCCCAACUCUGAUUUCUGAGUUUUUUCAUAUGGACCUUUGCUUCUUUGCCUUUUUUUAAAAAAUAAAAUAAAGGUGUGUGAUAAUACAAAAGCCAUGUUACUCGGGUGAAAGGAGAUCUUUCCCAUUGCCCUUCCCAAAUAACAAUCCAUUUUGUGUUGUUGGUAUUGAACCUAUCACCUCUGUUCAGGAACACAAUCAUUACUGGAAACAGACUGAGGUGAGGCACAAGCUGAGAAGGUUAAUUAAAAAAAACAUUUUUCACCCUGGGUGACUCACAGGUACUCCACAGUUUUUCCCGAGUUUCAAAAGUCUGAAGAUAAGGAGCUGGUUUUUAUGCCAAAGACCCAUCUAUUUUCUGUUAGGAAAGUAUGUAUGAUGCCUGUGUGCUGUGUGGAAUCUGGCAAAGCCUAUUCUAACAUUCUGUCCUGAGACUCCUGACUAUAAACGAAGGCUAGAACUGUACUUGGCGGUGGAGGAGAACACAAGUAUUUUACAUGCCUGUGGCUGGUUGUGCCAGUGCUCUUGCAGCGUAGUUUAAAAUCCCAUUUCAGUUAAGAGUUUGUGGUUUGCUGUGCUUUGGCUAUAUUGCUUCCAGAAGUUGGAAACGAAAGACAAAAUAAAAAGUACCCAACUGAAAUUUUCUUUUUGGGGAUAUUCCUGGACCUCUCUUCAGUAAGACCGCAGAGCAGUUAACGAGCAAUAACCAUUUUCCUCUUCCUUUCAUUUUAGAAUGUAGAAGGGACCAGAAUAAAGUGGUUCUUAGGAUGGCAUUGUCUUGCAACUCCUCCUCACCUAAAUAUUUCCAGUAUAAACCUGAAAACAGUGUCCCACUUCUCAGAUAGAGAUCCUCCUAUUUGGAUGAAGAUCCAAAUUUACUGUUAGAAACUGAACUUUGAAUUAUUGCAGUCACAGAUUUGGAAAGCUACCUAUUGAAUGCACAGGCUUCCUGUAAGAAGAUAACUGCAGAGCUGAAAAUGUGCACAGUAUCUUUUAAUUUAUUGAGUUUUAGGCUACCUACAUACAUUUAAAGCAUGCUGACACCCAAGGAUCUUGGGAACUGUAGUGUACACCUAGCAGAGGCAUAAUUCCCAGCAUUCUUAACACACUACAGUUUCUAAGAUUAUUAUUAUUUUUUAAGGGAGAACAUGCUUUGUAUGUUAUUGUGCAUACAUAACUUUAUGUAAUAACAAACCUGUUGCCCACCCAUCAAGUGAAAAUUGUUAACAGCAGAAUACAGGACUACAGAUCUUUAACAUGUUAUCCUGCUGGUACAUAGAAAAAAUGAGUGUUGCAAGCAAUGACUCUUAUUCAAAGAGGAUAAAAAAAAAUCUCAAGAGGGUAUAAUUACAGCUAAUACAGAUUUCAGGGGAGGAGUGUGCUUUCUUAAAUCGCAUUAAUUCCCCCCCCCCCGCACUACCCACAAUUUCUUGCUUCAUGCCUUAGCCCUGUCUCUUGUACAAUGCUUCCUCUGAAUUACAUUCCCCCCCCCUUUUCCCAUCUUCCUGCUUUGACUGCAAGAUUAAAAACAAAAGGAACACUCCUGUUUACUCACCCCUGAAUGUUGGCAACAGUGCUAUGAAAACUGUCAACUGGCUGAAAGAAAGCAUUUGGUGGAGCUGGGCAAGGCAUAGGGAUUUGCCAAAAAAAUUCCAAAGCGCACAAAGAUGGAUAGGGAUUUUGCAGCACUAAAUCUGCGGCAGGGUGUGUCCUUGCCAAUAGUGUGUAUCAGAUUUGGGGGAUAAAAACAUGUCCUGUCCUGAACAGCGUUUAUAGACUUGCAAAACAAUACUUUUAAUUCAUUGCCCUCCUCCUUGCCAUUAUUCUGCCCUUUCCUAGCCUGUCAACUGCCAGGGACCAGUGGAGGGAUGAAAGAGAAGAGAUUUGCAUACUUGUUACCCGGCUUUCAGUGCUCAGUGUUGGAUGGGCCACAGUCAGUAGCAGAUGAGAAGGGCACUUUUGGGAUGGGGUUGAUUGAAGAGGAGACUACUAGCAACUUUUUAAGUUCCUAUCACACAGGAAGGUGAGGUUUAGUUUAUUUACUUGUUCGUGGCAUUAUGGAUUUCCAAACUGGCAAACAAAGGCAUCCUAUGAUGACAGGUGUAAUAAUGUGGCUGAAAAUUCUGAAUGCUUAUUUUGGCCUCCUUGUGAGGCCGCAGCUUGGGUGAUGAAUGGAAGCCUGUUUUUGCCCCUGAGUUGAUGUUUUGAGGCUGCAAUCCUAAUCAAGUUUAUGAGGGAGUAAAUGUCAUACUUGGUGGUAUUUUAUUCCAAGCAGAACAUGCAUCCUGUGACCCAGGAUAUACAGCCUGUGCUAAAAGAUCGCUUAUAUAGUUCUUAGCACACAAAGUCUCUGAGUUCAGCGGCCGCGGCAGAUUUCAGUUGGCUUCCUGCGAGCUUCAGAAUGCUGCAUUUGCAUGCAAUGGCAAUGUUAGGGGCUGGCUGGAGUGAGUGAUGGCUGGAUACUUAUACCGGGAGAAAGGGGACUGGAGUCUAACUUGGAAGGAAGGGAUCAGUGACCUGUAGCCUGAAGAAGAGGUGAUAGGUCAGGCUGGUGUAGAGUCAAAGGCUUCCACACAUCUACCUUCUGCUCCCAACUCUCCUGCUCCACUGUCUCCUAGGACCAGUUGAGGAUUGAAGAGGGAGCAGCAGAAAUAGGUUACACACAGGCAUGGUUUUCACCUGCUUGUGUGCAGCUCAGGUCUCUGUUGCUGCCACUGCCUCAUUGGAUAGGAGUAGCUGAAAGGUGUUGGGUCGGUGGACAUGGCUUUUUCUAAGUUGUAAGUGUACUUUUAACAGUCAACAGUUACUUCCUCACUCUGGACAUUCCUUGCCUGGCAGCGCCAUGGCAGGCAAGCUUAAUGAAUCAUAAUGUGCACAAGCUUCAUGCUACUGAUCUGAUUCUCUCCUGGAUAUACCAGGUGCAUGGAACUUGUAGCAGUGCAGAUGCUCUUGAACUCCAGUUCCCAUCAAUCCCAGCCAGCAUGGUCAGCAAGCCGAGUUGUAGCCCAGCAGCAGGAAGUCCUCAGGUUCCCUACCCCUGGGAUAAACCAAUCAGGAAAGGGCUAGCUUAGCAACCCCCCGGGAUCAAAGUUCAUUUCACCCUAGCAAAGCGCAGAUCAAUAAACCAAUAACAAAUCAUGAUUUAAGGCUGCCUAGUGAUUCUGGUUUGUUAGGACAAAAGAAACCAUGAUUCCAGGUUUGGGUGUAAUUCUAAGCUACUCCCCUUCCUGGUAUGUUUCCCUGUUGCUGGGGAAGAGCAGAGCAGGAGUGAUCUGACUGAAACCUUGGCUCCCCAUUAUGGGUGGUGGCAGCCUGCUCAGCCAAUUAUCAGUAUGUCUGCGCUGGGAUGUCCCAAUGCACAAUCAAAAUGUCUGUAAAAUCUGCACAUGGUCCUGGUAAUGUUUUCGGUAAGGAGUCUGGUUUCCUAGCUUUGUUGUUGAAACACUGGCACUACUUUAAUGAUGUUGCUCAUUAUUUCUAGAUAGACACGACAGAGAAAGUAGUCCCCAUUAGCUUGCUGCUCAGAUUAGCAUGGAAGGAUGUCUCCUUAUAAGUGAUUAAGACUAUUUAGCCUGCAGUCCUGUAUCACUUAUGUGGGACUAAACCCCAUUGAACUCAUGGGACUGAAGUUUUAGCAGGUUUGUAUAGGACUGCACUGUUAAUGUGGCCUGCUAAGAAUUUGGCUAGAGUAUUUUCCAGCAAGUAAUCUAUUUGGCAGGAGGCAACCUGGGCAAGGUUGGCUAAAUAUUUUUGCCUUUUAAAAAAGUUCGCUCACGUUCACCUCUGUGUCCUCCUUUCUCUCCCUGCUGUUGCCCAAAAGAAAUGAGCUUGCAAGGAAAGGAGAUAAAAAAUUAUGAAAGCUGAUCUUGCCUCCUCGCUUCGUUCUGAUAGACGAGGUGGAAGAGAGAGUCACACAGCAGCAAAGGAAGGUAGACCGGGCGAGAAGGUACUUUCUCAGUGUUUCUCUUCAAUUGUGUGCAAGGAAGAGGAAGUGACAUUUCAGUAGAUGAUACUAUUGUGAAUAAAUGGCCGUGAAGAUUAUGUCUUAUGUCUGAAAAUUAAUUGGAAAGUGUAUGGGGCAGAGGAGGCAAUUCUUCCUCUCUGAGAAGGAAAUGACUUGCAAGUGGCCAUUUUACAAGGGGUGGGGGAACCUCCUCCCCACUUCUUCCUCAGAGUGCAUCCCUGAGACAAUCGAAUUGCUGACGUGUGCAUUGUACCAGUAUGGAGGCAGUGGUGUUCUGAGUCAAUGUGUAGAUUCGGAACAUCUUACCAUAGACUUCCAACCUUUAAAUACGCCCAAAUCGUAGGCAGCUAUGUCAGUCCAUUGGGGAAUAGUUCAAAAUCAACAGUAGGGCAAUGCCUUUAUUAGGCCCUACUACGAGUCUCAGAGUAGCGAGAAGGCUUUUGAGCUGUGGAAGCCACAUCUUCAAUAUGGAUAUUAAGCAAUCAAUAAUGUGAGGAGGACAAAAAAACCUGGUAAAGAUGGGGGGGGGGACACACCAAAGUCUUCUGUUUGUCUCAAGACAGAAUGCUGGGAAUAUUAUCCAGGUUUAAUGGGAUUAGAACAGACAUAGACAAACUCUGGCCCUCCAGAUGUUUGGGACUACAAUUCCCAGCAUCCCUGACCACUGGUCCUGUUAGCUAGGGAUGAUGGGAAUUGUAGUCCCAAACAUCUGGAGGGCCGGAGUUUGCCUAUGUCUGGAUUAGAACAUGCUAUUUGACAUUUUGAUAAAUAAACAUAUCUGGGUGAAAAUGUCCAUGUUGCAAACAGAGUUUAAAACACUAUUUAAGUGGAGCUGUUUUUACUAUGGAAAUAUUCUUGCUGGAACACAAUGUGAUUGAGCAACCCUAACCAUAAUACAGGGUGCAUGAACUUUCUUUAGUCUCUGUAAGUCAUGUUCAGGAUUGAUGUCUUAAUAGCUGCACUGUUUUCAUCGCAACUGUUGAUAGCAGGCAAGCAGGUAUGGUUCAGUUUUUUUAAAAAAAAGAUUUCCUGGGUAACAAACAUAUAAAUAUUCUAAUAAACUGGAGUACUGUUUGUUUAGAGCAAAUGAAAUUUUAUUAUAUUAUUAUGCUGCUUCUUGACCAGAUGGUCGAAAAAUUAGGCAUGCUGCCAAAUCAGCGAGUUGCUUUGUAUAUAAGUCCUGGUGGGCAACUAGUUUCAAUUGGAGGCCUCCGAUCCAAUUUCCUACUGCGUAGCUGCAGCUAUACUUCUGAGUAGGUUGGCUACAGGAGAACUUACAAGUCCAUUUUCUUAGCCAUUCUCUGGCACAGUUCAGAUGCACUGCUAAGACAAACCAUGGCCUAGCAUGAGCAUGUGGGCUCCUGGAAAGGCGAUGGCAGCCCCUGUGCUUUUCUUCUGGGUCUGUGACGCCACGUUACAUGAAGCUAAUCCAUGGUUUGGUUUAGCAUGUUGUCUGAACCUGGGCUCAUGGUUUGUCUCCUCCAAACAAACCAUGAGCUGUGAACCAAGAUCAAACCUUGGUUACAGCUUCUAGGAACCCACACACUCGUGCAUUUGACUUUGUCUUACAUGCGAACCGAGUUUCGGUUUAUAGUUUUCCUGCUAAUUUGAGUCUUUAAGUUGAGUAAUGAGCUCAUUCUGCAAGAGGUGGAAAUGAGACCAUGCCCAGUAACUGCUAGCGUGUGGAUGGCAUGGGCAACAUGUGUAGAGAUGAGCCUGCUGUUUCUGCUAUGUGCCCCCCACCAAAUGACGUGGAACCCAAAUCAAUCUGGGUUCUACAUCUUUGGAAGGGCUUGUAUACAUAGAUCAGGCUCUGCUUUGUAGACAUGCUGCCUCGAUAAGUGAAUGGGGUGUAGGAUCAGUGAAUACCAAUCAACUCCCGGCUCCCGCAACUUGUUAUUCGCUUAAGAAUGACUGGACAGGGCUUUGCACUUCCAGCUCACAGAAAGGGUUGAGAUUAAGGCCUUUAAAGAAACUUCAUUACAAAUUCUCUCCAUAGCUGUCAACUUUCAGAUUUGAAAAUAAGGGAUCAGCAGCCUCACCUGUCCCAGGGACAGUCUACGGGAUAUCUAACAAUCCGGGAUAGUAGCGGGAAGCAGCAGGAAAUGGUGCUGGAAUAAGGGAAUUUCCCGCAAAAAAAGGAAGGUUGACAGCUAUGAUUCUCUCUGUGCUAGGUUAUGGGGUAUGGAAACUGUGGACUCCGUCUCCCAUCAGUGCUAGAAACUCAGAUAUAUAAGCUAGACACCAAAUAGCUCCUUAAACCAGGGUUACAGUCGCCAAAAUGGAAUGCCUAGUUUGCCAUUUUGGGGCCAGAAAGUCGUAUAUUUCAAUAUGGCUUUUUGGUUCCUGAAAUUCAGUCUGAUUGUGCGGAUAAAAUACCACAGAGAGAAUUCCACAGGAUGCAUUGCUGGUGUGUGAAAACAGUCAAGAUCCAAGGAUCCCCAGGCAUGCAUCUCCAGAUGGUGGAGGCCUCAGGCUUGGCAUCUUCACUUGUUCGCGAGUGGUCAAUAGCUAGGUGCAAAAUGCACCUAGCCCCCGGCGAAUUUCUAAUGCUGCUUCCCAUCUGCCACAGGCAGUGUGGCCAGUGGCGAGGGGGAUGAUGGAAAUUGUAGUCCAACCCGAUGUGAAGUUGAUAGGAGCUGCAAUAUGAACUCCAGUAGCUGAAACUAAAGCAGCAGAGCCCAAACUGCAGUGGUAGAACCUCUUCUGCCUCCCUUCUGUCAAGUUGCGUUGAUUCAGUUCAUAUGCAUGCUUCCUUCAGGCAGUAGUCAGCUGCUACAUUAUCCUCCCAAGGACACAGCGAGUGAGCUGUACUGAAAGAGAAGGUCAUAGCUAGGUAACUUUGACUGCACUGGUCUUCAGUUUUUGCCUGGGAUAUUCCAGAUAGGUUUUUCAUUACAAAUCUGUACUUCGUUGCUGAGUACUCGAGUGUUGCAGAUGGUUUCUGGCCAUGGAGUCACUGAGGUGCCAGUCAUGCUUUCUUACACUUUAAUGGUUCAGAAGAGAAUAAAAAUUAUGAAGACUCUGCAGCAGAACUGUGAACAAGUAAUUACCUCCGUUUCCAAACCCAGUGGUUAGGAGCCAAUCAAACCAGAUCAAAGAUCCCUGAAUAAUGCUUGUCUGGUGAAUAUUAAGGAGAUUAUCUCCACAGCCACCUAAAGAUAAAUAAAUUUGCAAGAGUAAAUUGCCAGUGGUAAUCUACUAUAUUCUUUCUUUCUCAAAUCAGAAGCCGCUUUCCCCCGAAUUCCCUUUGCAGUGUUUCUCUUGAGGAGUAGUUCAGCUUAACUCCUUGUUAGCACAGUUUUGUGUCAGUAAAUUGCACUAUAAUGAAUACCUAUUCAGUCUGCUGUAGGGAUGAGUAAUGUUGUGGCUUGUUAGACAAGCAUAAAUCUGUGGAAUCUCUGUGCUGUGUUACUGACAGCUUUCUUUUCUCCUUAUUAGGCAUGGGAAGGAGAACUAAAACUGAUCAAGAGAUAAUAUCCUCAUAAAAGACAGAUAAAUGUAUUUGCAAAUUGAUGCCAAGAGUGUUCCAUGCUUACGAAUGCCAGAAUUUAUAGCAUUAACCACAUGCUGUUCCUUUUUCAAAAGGGACUGCAUUACACGUUGAGUGUAUUGGCAAGUAGAAAAAUGAGAUAAUGCGGCCCUGUAAUUAGUUCCCCACCCGAGAACAGCAAAGCUCCUCUGAGUAGCCAGCUCCAUUAUUCCGUGUGCCAUGGUGGGGAGGACUGAGCCAGACAAAAAAUUUGGGAGCUGGUAAAAAGCUUUCGGCUUACCUGUGUGGCUGACAUUCAAGAGAAACACAAAAGAAUGCACUGGAAGAACUAAGCAUGUACUCAGCAAGGGCUCUCAAGUUUGGCUGCUGCAUCAUUCAUGCACUAUGAUUUUAUCCUAGAGGAAUGCAUUCUAAAACUCUACCUUCUCCGUGAACCCUUUGGGGGAAACCCCUGGAGCAGCAACAGCUAACCUGUGGCUCUCCAGAUAUUGUUUGUCAGGGACAGGCUGGAUGAGGAGGAGUGAUGGAGCUGCCAGCCCAAGAGCCCCCCAGGGAGGACUCCAAAGACGACACCCUAGAGCCCGGAGCCUGGUGGUAGGACAUCAAGGAGCAGUCGGCAGAAGGGAUGAGCUGGGAGCUGAUAGAAGCAGGAGACUUGAGUGAUCAAGGGGGAGUCAGGAGAAGGAGGGUCCUCUAGGACAUGAUUAGAAGCUGAGAGUCACUCUGUAUAUGUGGACAGUCUCACUCCUGCUGUCUCUCCUCCCGCUCUGACCCCCAGCUCCAGGAGGGUCCUGCACGUUGCUGAGCAAUGCGUCCAGGACCAGACGAGGAGCCCACUUGCUCAACACAGUCUGCUUGGGAGGGAUCCAGAGUGAGAGGCUAGAAGGAAAGGGAAUGCCCGGAGCUUAGUUUCAGUAACGCCUUUGUUGAGUUAAGACAAACCAAGGACACUGCAGUCUUGUUUUUUUCCUGCUAAUAAAAAGCUACAGUGGUACCUUGAGCUAAGAACUUAAUUCGUUCCGGAGGUCUGUUCUUAACCUGAAACUGUUCUUAACCUGAAGCACCACUUUAGCUAAUGGGGCCUCCUGCUGCUGCCAUGCCGCCGGAGCCCAAUUUCUGUUCUUAUCCUGAAGCAAAGUUCUUAACCCGAGGUACUAUUUCUGGGUUAGCAGAGUCUGUAACCUGAAGCGUCUGUAACCCGAGGUACCACUGUAAUUGCAUCCUGAGUCUUCUGUGUGUAUGCCUGCCUGGUGGAUGACCUGGCUCAUGGACAGCUCCUUGAAAUUGUUGAACUCCCAUUUCCAAUCAACUUUAGCUUGCAUUGAGUCAGGGUUGAAUGGAGUUGGAGUCCAGGAACAUCUGGAGAGCAACCAGUUCCCUACUCCUUCCACCAUCAUCAUCAUCAUCAUCAUAUUUAUACCCCGCCCAUCCGACUGGGUUGCUCCAGUCCCUCCGGGUGGCUUCCAACACAUACAAAAACAUAAUAAAACGUCAAACAUUAAAAACUUCCAAAUGCAGGGCUGCCUUCAGUAUGGGUCCUAUACACCAGUAGUAGCUAAUCUGUUUCAUCCAAAGGACAGUAUUGACAGUCAUCCAUCUCUCCAAGACCACAUAGCAGCAUUAUAGGCAAUCUAUGGACACUGCAGUCACACAUCGUUCUCCCCGUCUUUCACACACCUUGCGCCCACAAAACCAUCAUUUCCAGCCCCCACCCCAGCAGUUUGAAUCCCCGUGAUGGGGUGAGCUCCCAUUGCUCUUUCCCAGCUCCUGCCAACCUAGCAGUUUGAAAGCACGUCAAAGUGCAAGUAGAUAAGUAGGUACCGCUCCGGCGGGAAGGUAAAUGGCGUUUCUGUGCGUUGCUGUGGUUCGCCAGAAGCGGCUUAGUCAUGCUGGCCACAUGACCCGGAAGCUGUACGCCGGCUCCCUCGGCCAAUAAAGCGAGAUGAGCGCCGCAACCCCAGAGUCGUCUGCGACUGGACCUAACGGUCAGGGGUCCCUUUAACUUUUAGGGAUAGAAUUACUCUUCACUACAGGACCUGUCAAAGUAAAAUGCAGAGUUUCCACCCAUCCCCACUCCAUCGUUGAGCUGGGGGCAAAUGCUGCCUUUUGCUCCACAAGAGCAGUUGGAAUGUUUUGUCUCUAAUCUUUGCGCUGUGGUGCUUUGCGCUGAGAUGGAGAUAAAAGAUCCCCCUGUGACGGGCAGAUAAAGCACUCUUGUCUGCCCUUUAGAGAUUUAUCUCCCAGCCAAAUGGAAAUAUAAAGCUGUGGGGACUGGGAGGCCACUUUCUGUGGCUUGGUGGCCAUGUUGUCACUCGUGGCUUGGCCACCCAUGCUAUGCAUGCUUACUCACUCACUCAGGCGCUAUGGGAAACUAUGGUUAAUGAAAACUUCCUGGGUUACCCAGCACACUGAGGAGAGAUGGGGCCUGAAGGCACAAUGGCUUAUGCACAUCUUGGCUUAUUGUGCUGAAAUAUGGUUGGCUGAAUGCAGCCUGUGGCAGACGCAAGGUCCAAAAUACUGACUUCACAGGUCACUCUUGGAUGUGCAAACUAUCUGCAGCCUUCUAGCUUUGAAUGCAACUGCAGGGGGUAUGCUUGCCCUCUUCUGCGUUAUUUAUUUAUUUCGUACACCUAGCAAAAUCUGAAAGUUUUCUCUUGCUACAAGGGGCAAAGAAUAUGCCCACGGAAAUUUGUGAAACAAAGAUCCAGUAGCUGCUCUGGUUUCUGUUUUCUUUUAAAUGAAAAACAGCUUUUUAGUGAGAGUCAUUUUGAGCAAAGAAUUGGCUAGGGGUGGUAGUGCUUGCCUUACCCCCUCCCUUUGCCUGCUUCUGUUUUACCCAUCCAGAUCACUCCCAAGUUGUCAUCCCCCACUCCCCAAUGCUCUAGUUGCCACUCCCCUCAUGGGCGUAGCCAGGGGAGGCAGGGGGGGGUCAGCUGCCUCCCCACCCCAAUCAAUAAAAUUCAAUAAAAAACAUAGCAAACUGAGGUUCUCCCCCCCCCAGGCCUCCCCCCCCCAAAAAAAGAAUCCUGGCUACUCCCAUGUCUCCACUCCUCAGCAUUGUCCCUCCCAAAGCUUGCUUUUCAUUUAAAAAUCAAGGAAACAUGCGCUGGAGUGCAAUGUGUUUGCCUAUCAAUAAAUGGCAGCUAAUUCAUUUGUAAGUCGGUCUGCCAUAUUGUCUCUGUCUGGAUUCCAGAAUCCAAUUAGUACUGGAAAGUGAUGAUACCUGAGCUUUUAUGCCUUUCAGAUUAACAAGGGAGGACAGCAGGCUAUAAAAUAUUUAAGAGCCCUAGCAAAAGGACAUAACAGCCAUGCACUAAAUAAGAGAAAGGGCUGAUCACUUUGUUCAAGUGUUUUCAAAUUGACACUCUUCAAGUCUGAAAGGCAGCAUUUGUGUGUUUUGAAGAAGCAUGCUUGCUCAAAGAAGAGUGAUGUAUGAACGCUAUCAGCCCAAUGGGGAAGCUCACUUUGUUUAGGGUGUGAAUCGGAAAUGGACAAGCUAUGUUUCGAAAAUCCAAGCAAGUUAUUUUUAUGACUGUGGAAUGUAUUGGAGGUUAAUGGGGGCAGAUGGUUGCGUUUGCAACGCACAAGCCGUUCUUCCUCAGUCUAAGCUGUAUAAAAGCACCUUCUGGCAGUUGUGCUAACUUAGACGCACUGCAAGGAUGAGUACAAUCUGAUAAGCUGGUAAGGAAACCCAUUGCAGGAUGCAAGCAGCACGGACUGCUCACAUUUCGCUGUUAGGUAUCUCAGGCAGAGAAACUGAAGAUGAAAUCGGCACAGGAGGAGAUGGUAAGGCAGGAUGGGUUCCAGUAGGCUAGCAGAGGCAUGGAACCUGAUAAUGGGGAAUCUCUGGUCCUCCAGGUGUUGCUGAAUUACAACUCCCAUCAUCAUUGACUGUUGGUCGUGCAGGCCAAUAGAAUUUGGAUUCCAACAACAUCAAGAGGGCCAGAGACUCUCCGAGUUAAAGCAAGAUGAAAGAUGAGGUUGCUGUGCGGAGUAGUAGACUGAGGCAUCAAGAAGGAAUGAUUGGGCCCAACAAGAGAGGAGACUGUGGACCAAAGGAGCAGAAUGGCAGCAACAAAAGAGACAUGCAUUUGUAACUGGAAGGGAUGACGGAUGCAGCUAAUGCUCUUGUUCCUGGGGAGAGAACCCAACACAGCCAAAGAGAACUUUCUGCUUAAGGAAGUAAGGCAGCAAGUAGCACAGAGACUCAGGGUGGAUGGGGAAUUUCUGAGCCUGUGGGGCAAGAAAGGCAUACGAGGAUGAUCAUUGUACCUAUGUUGUUGUUGUUUAGUCGUUUAGUGGUGUCCGACUCUUCAUCACCCCAUGGACCAGAGCACUCCAGGCACUUCUGUCUUCUACUGCCUCCCGCAACUUGGUCAAACUCAUGCUGGUAGCUUCAAGAAUACUGUCCAACCAUCUCGUCCUCUGUCGUCCCCUUCUCCUUGUGCCCUCCAUCUUUCCCAACAUCAGGGUCUUUUCCAGGGAGUCUUCUCUUCUCAUGAGGUGGCCAAAGUAUUGGAGCCUCAGCUUCAGGAUCUGUCCUUCCAGUGAGCACUCAGGGCUGAUUUCCUUAAGAAUGGAUACAUUUGAUCUUCUUGCAGUCCAUGGGACUCUCAAGAGUCUCCUCCAGCACCAUAAUUCAAAAGCAUAUUGUACCUUUAGCUAUGGCUGUUUCAAAAAAGAGCUUGCAAACGGUUGCCAAGACUCAGCAGUGAUAGAAACGUGGAAUCUUAUGGUGUAGAACUAUUCCCUGUGAGUCCUGGGGGAGGGGGACGGACAGUCAUUUCUAGGACUCAAAAGACCUUGCAUCCAGAUGAACCCCACACACUGAUUGAUAAGCUGCUCUUAUUAUGAGCUGAGCAGCAUGGCGAUCAAGCCGUUAGGAUUACCUGAAGCCAUGUAUGAGUUAGUGCCAUGCUGAAAAUUUCUCUGGCAGUUUCUUUUCUUUGUAACCAUUCUGCAUCAAUCGACAAGAAAACAAAUUGCCUUCAAAAAUUAUCAGAGGGGAGAGAUUUUUUUUUUUUUUUAAUGAAGUUCUCAUAAGUGGGUGUGUGGGAUUUUGGUUGCACCUACCUUACAGGUGUGGUGUCCUGAGGGGUUUUGUGUGUCCUUUCAUUCUGCAAGCCAUCUCAGUAGCCUGCAGCCUUCCCCAGUCCACCCACUUUCCCCUUUGGCCCCACCCACCACGAGACUUUGUUCGGAAGGGAAUGUGGAAACCUUGGGCUAAGAGAGAUUCUGCAGCCCUGGUUUACUGGGAAGAAACGCACAUCCUAGUACACAGGGGGUUAAAAAAUAAAAAUUUGACUGUUCUGUUUUUCCUCUGUUGCUUGGAAUGACCAGGGUAAGAGCAGAUGCUAGCAGAACACACCAGUUGUAGCCAAAUUGUACUUGAAUUUCUAUUUUUAGUUUCCUACCUGCUUAGGGAUGUGUGGUGCAUUUUGGGAAAGCUCAUCAGUUCUUCAUAAUAGAUUCCAUAUGGCUGGCAAAAGGGUGGGGGUGGGGUGUCCAGGGUAUUUAAGGAAUAACAAAAUUAAAAGGGGAGGGGGAAGGAAAUGCUGGUCAACUGGUGCUUAGGGGCUGUUAAUAGAUUAUAAGUAAACUAAUACAAAAUGUGGUGUUGCUAACCAACCCAUUUAAAUGAUUUUUUUUUUUAAUUUAAAGAGAGAGAAAUCCAUUUUGUUUCCUUUGUCCUUGUGAGGUCUUCUGUCAAAAUCUUGAAAUGAGCAACCUGAUGGAACAUAACUGAGUUGAUUUUUGUGGAUGUCCUGGAGCUGGUCACGUUGGGAAUCCAUUACUACUCUCCUUUUAGCUACUUAAAAUACUCUGUGUAGACAAGACCUGAAAAUGAGUGUGUUUUCUUUGUUAUUUAAGGAAGAAUUGCAUGAAUGAUCAAGCAGGUUGUAUUUAUAGAUACAGUUUUGUAUAUUCUAAAAAUACAGUGGAUAACUACUGGGUUAGAGAUGAGCCAUAAUUUCUAAAGAGCUGUAGAAAGUGCUAAGCAACAACAAAAAAUUAUAACUGCUCCAUGGCAACUCCACCGUCAGCUUUUCCCUCUAAUAUUUCUUUCAGAGGAUCUGAGAGCGAAGUCACGCAUUGCUAUGUAAUAAUAGUACAACAGAUUGUAACAGUGAAGCAUUGUGACCAUGAAUGCAAAGGCAUACCAAAAUAGUUUGUGUCUUGUUGAAAUUAUUGAAAUUUUUAGAUAUAUUUGGAACUUGAGUGUAUCGACCAGGGAGGGGGUGGCAGCUGUUCAGAUAUUUUUGCUGUUUUUUCAACUUGCAUGCUGCUUCAAUUAGGAACAUUUUAUUAGGACCCCCUCCACAAAAAAACCCCCAACCAACGCAACCAUUCAAUAAACUUGAAGUAUGAUGCAAAUAACCUGCCACAUCACAUGACCCGCUUCCGUAAAGAACUUGUGGUCACAUGCAGGUGAAAACUGAAAGUGUGUGGAGCAGAAAUUUGAAGAUUGCUGAAACAAUUCUCUGGAGCGAAUUCUGUGGCCUUGCUGCUGCUUAAUGAUUUCAAGAACUGUCUGAAACACCUGCAUAGGCAUAUGUCUGCCUUCUUUAUCCUGAGAGAUGCUUUAUGCUAUAAAGUUCUCUGCUGCGUGGUUUUCCCCCUCCCCCUUUCUUGUUUUCAGAACAAUUAGAAAGAGUGUUGAAAAUAGAAAGGCAGAGCUCAUUAACCUCUAGGAGGCAUUUGUGCAGUUUCCCAUAUGAAACGCCUAAGCAAUAAUAAAUUCAGACAGCAGAGCAUGAUUGUACCUCUGCCCCAAGACUAAAUUCUUGCAGCUGAAGAUGCUGCUGAAUUUUGUUGAUGCAGGAGGUACUGUUUCAUGGUAACAGAAAGUGAAAUGGGUUUCACCAGGCCUUGACAGUUGAAAUAGGUAAUUAGAGGAUUGGCUCUUCCAAAAGAGCUCUUGGGAACAAACGGAGAGUUCCUUUUUAGAACCUCUAAAAAGAGAGGAAUUGGUGCUUUAAAAGUAAACCUUGAAUCAUAAUGGAAGAGCCUUAUUCUGCUAACCGAGAAUAAGCUCCGGAUCUGCACAUAUGGCUAUGCCAGAGAGUCCUGUCCACUCACUAGCAACAGUUAGCCAGCGUGGCACACGAUUCCUUUGCACACUUGGACUCGUGGUGUCAGGAUCUUGGGCAAAAAUAAUCAAUUCAAGAGAUCCGUAGCUGGCCAUACAGAUGCAUCAGUGCAUAACUGCAGGUGUCUGUAGUUUUUCAGCUGUUGAGUACAGUGGUACCUUGGUUGGCGAACAGCUUGGCUCCCGAACAAAUCGGCUCCCGAACACUGCAAACCCGGAAGUAAGUGUUCCGGAUUAAGUUUGACAACCAAGGUACCACCGUAUUGCAACCACAUUAGGCAACUUUAUAGCAGAGUUUUAAAAUAUCCCAGUGGUGCUUCUUAAAUGUUGGUUGCUGCAUACAAGCUAUUGGCAGCCAUUCACAAAGGCACUUGAGAUGUUGUUGGUUUUUUAAAUAGAAGAACGAUGUAGUGUUUAGAUCCCAGCACUUACAAUGAGAUGCCUUCUCCUUUCCAUAUCCCACUGAAUAGGAAGAAGACAAAUGGGGCCUUCAACAAAAUCUUGUACAGUGGUACCCCGCAAGACGAACGCCUCGCAAGACGGAAAACCCGCUAGACGAAAGGGUUUUCCGUUUUGGAGGCGCUUCAUAAACGAAUUUCCUAUGGGCUUGCUUCGCAAGACGACAGCCCAUAGGGAAAUCUCAGGGACAGCGGGGAAGCGCAGCGCGUCUUCCUCACUGUCCUCGGACCUCCUCCGAAGCCUGGCGGCGGGGCGGGGACACCUCCUCCCGCCGCCGCCGGGCUCGGAAGGCUCCUCCGAAGCCGGGCGGGGGGAGGGAACACCUAGCCGCCGCCGCCCGGCCUCGGAACGGUGCCCGGCCGGGCGGGGGAGGGAACACCUGCCGCCGCCGCCCGGCUUCGGAACGGUGCUCCGGCCGGGCGGGGGGAGGGAACACCUGCCGCCGCCGCCCGGCUUCGGGAACGGUGCCCGGCCGGGCGGGGGAGGGAAGACCUCCGCCGCCGCCCGGCUCGGAACGGUGCUCCGGCCGGGCGGGGGAGGGAAGACCUCCUGCCGCCGCCCCGCAUCGGGACGGUGCUCCGUAGCCGGGCGGGGGGGAGGAAGACCUCCCGCCGCCCGGCUUCGGAACGGUGCUCCGGCCGGGCGGGGGAGGGAAGACCUGCCGCUGCCGCCGCCCGGCUUCGGAACGGUGCCCGGCCGGGCGGUGGGGAGGGAAGACCUCCCCGCCGCCCGGCUCGGAACGGUGCUCCGGCCGGGCGGGGGGAGGGAACACCUCCGCCGCCGCCCGGCUCGGGAACGGUGCCCGGCCGGGCGGUGGGAGGGAAGACCUCCGCCGCGCCCGGCUCGGAACGGUGCCCGGGCCGGGCGGGGGAGGGAACACCUGCCGCCGCCGCCCGGCUCGGAACGGUGCUCCGGGCCGGGCGGGGGAGGGAAGACCUCCGCCGCCGCCCGGCUUCGGAACGGUGCCCGGCCGGGCGGGGGGAGGGAAGACCUCCGCUCUGCCCGGCUUCGGAACGGUGCUCCGGCCGGGCGGUGGGGAGGGAAGACCUCCCGCUCUGCCCGGCUUCGGAACGGUGCCCGGCCGGGCGGGGGAGGGAAGACCUCCGCCGCCGCCCGGCUUCGGAACGGUGCCCGGCCGGGCGGGGAGGGAAGACCUCCCGCCGCCGCCCGGCUUCGGAACGGUGCUCCGGCCGGGCGGGGGAGGGAAGACCUUCUGAAGGCGGGCGGGGGCGAAAGUCUUUGCUCCCCUGCCUGCCUGUCCCGGAGGGCUUUUGAAGGCGGGGAGCAAGACUUUCGCCCGCCCGCCUUCAGAAGAGGUCCAGGACCUCUUCUGAAGGCUGGCGGGGGCAAAGUCUUUGUCCCCCUGCCUGCCUUCCCAGGGGCUUUAAAUUGCCCCGGACAGCGGAGAAGUCCUCCGCUGUCCCGGGGUGAUUUUAAAAUGCCGCCCGCCAGCAUUUUAAGAUCGCCCGGACAGCGGAGAAGUCCUCCGCUGUCCCGGGGUUUUUUAAAAUGCUGGGGGUGGGAAGAAAGGCCCUUGCCCCCCCCCCAGCCUUCAGAAGAGGUCCGGGGACAGACUGUCCCCGGACCUGGUCUGAAGGCGGCUUCCCUGGAACGCAUUAAUUGAUUUUCAAUGCAUUCCUAUGGGAAACCGUGCAUCGCAAGACGAAAAACUCGCAAGACGAAGAGACUUGCGGAACGAAUUAAUUUCGUCUUGCGAGGCACCACUGUAGUUGCAUUCUUUCCCCUUUCCCAAUGGCUGGACUCCUAUAAGGUGUGGUAAGGCUAAAGCAGGCCGAUUCAUUCAUCUCUAUUUACCAGUUGGUUUUCUUUUCCAAUUGCCAACAUUCCAUGGUCCCUGGAAUGCAUGAGCAAUACUCAAUCUUCACUGGACUGUUUCAGAAGGUGUUCAGAUGUUUUGUACUUCCUCAUACCUCGGGGUUCAGCGGAACAUGCUGCUUUUUCUUCCUUGUUUCUCAGUAAUCCACAUUUCGACGCCAGUGCUGUUGGCACUCAACCACCUGAGUUCACUGUUGGAGGGAAUGAUGACAGAUCUGGCGCCGGAUUCACUGAAGCAGACCUUGCCAUAUGUUGUCACUCAGGCAGCUUGGGUGAAUAAAUGUAGCCAUGGUUCUUAAUUCAGCACCAACUAGCCAGGCAUGUAAUGCAACACUUGCUGCAGACAAAAAAACCAAGGUGAACUGGGGUUGUCUGGGGAGCAAGUUAGUAGAACCCACUGCAUGAGGCAUAAGACCAUAAAACCUGAUUUUAGCAAGAGCAUAUUCUGUGGCCAUUGUGCAGACACUAAGAACAGGAAAAACUCCAGCGCUGGUAUCUGAGCAUUUUUUAAAAAGCAAACUCUAUAAUCUGUAAACUAGACAUUGGUGCAUGGUAUUAAAAUGAUUGGAUUUCAUAUCCUGAAAAGAGUUGUUGGCAAGACAUAAGAAAUGCUUUGCUUAGAUUGUUUAUAUAUUGUCAGCUUAUAUAUUGUCAGCACUACUAGAGUCCAAGAGGACAAGAUCAAAGUUAAAUAUUGAUCAGUAUUCUGAACCCUCCCCCAUGUAUUACAUGUUACAUAUUACAUUACGUAUUCUGACCACUGUUGAAUGAUACAAUAUUUUGUGUAAUAGUACAGUAAGAGACUUUCUUACCCUCGAGUUUGUGAAAGGUGUUGCCCUUUAGUCUAGCUUUUGUGAAGUGGGAAGAAUCUGUUGCCAUGGUUACUCUGGCUCACGUUUUCUACAUUGUCACUGGGACUACCAGCAAGGUUCUCGAUGCAGACUACCACCUUAGUGCUGCUAUUAAAUAUUGUUUUCUGCCAGACUCGACAACAGAUGCCUACUUAAAUACCUGACCUCAUCAUGCACUGGGAUUGCUAUUGUGCGGCAGUUCAAGGUGUUGUGUUCUUCGGGGCGGCAAUUUCCAUAAAUUGGUUUUCCACCAAUCUUAUUGACAUUGUUAAUACCUUUGCCUCCUUCUCUAUGGAGGUCAGUUAUUGCUCUCUAAUCAUUUCCUGUGGAUAUUUUCUGUUGUUUAUCUAUGCAUAGCUGACAGGUUUUUAAAUGUCCACACCUUUAAGUGCUGCUUCGAUAAUUGGGCAAAAAACACAACAUUUUUAAACAACAACUUGGAUGUGUUUAAAAGGUGAAAAUGACUCACCUGAUCACCUAUAAAGAUAAGGUGGUCCUAGAAGUAUUGUCUUCUGGUAGAGGUAUGGUCUGUGAGCUCUGUGUAUCUGAAUGGAUGCAUCAGGACAGGCAUCCCCAAACUCGGCCCUCCAGAUGUUUUGGGACUACAACUCCCAUCAGCCCUAGCUAACAGGACCAGUGGUCAGGGAUGAUGGGAGUUGUAGUCCCAAGACAUCUGAAGGGCCAAGUUUGGGGAUGCCUGCAUCAGAAGGUCCAAAUCUCUCACCUGAACAUCUCUGCACAUGGAAUCCAGGCAGAUCCAAGAGCUGGGAAGCGUUCCCACAAAUCAUCCCACCCAUAUCUCUGCCCCAUAACUAAAACAUAGUUAAGGGCUGACAUAGUGUACUGGCUUAAGCAUGUGGGUUUGAAGACCCUGGUUCAGAUCUUAGCUUUGGGCAUAAACACAGUGGGGCUUGCUGCAAUUAACAAGGGCUUAUCCACGCUUAACUUUUCCUCGGCACUAUUGAGACAUGGUCUGUCCUUUAAAGCUUUAUGUCUGAGUGCCCUUUCUUUUGCUCCAGAGCUUUCCCACAAAAAAUAUGUUCUUUAAAGCGGGGAAAGUUUGGGUGUGUGUGUGUGUGUGUGUGGCCAGGAAUGCUCAGCCAUGGAGUUUUAAAUUGCGGACCAUGCCUGGAAAGAGUGGAGGAAAGUAUGGAUAAGCCUCAAUAUGAAGUGUUAUGAAAUACACUCCGGCACUAUAUAAAUUAUUUUUCUAUUGUUAAUUAUUUAAAUUCUCCCCCCCCCUUCAGAGCAAGCUCUCUCAAUGAUGCUCGUGAAUAAAAGAUAAAAUGAUAUUUCAUGAUAAAGAAAUGUACAAGAAUUAAAACUUCAGCAGGUAAUAAACCUUAAAGUGAAAAAGAAAGAAAACCCUGCCAGUCUUUAUUUUCCGACCACUUCUAUAAACUGUCCGAGAAGUGGGGUUAACAGGUUGUUUCUCAGUAAUCAAAGGCUGUAUGUAUCCCUAAUAUUACCUGGUUCCUAUUCAGUUUCUUUUUGAAUGCCUCCGAAAAAGGUAGAACAUUACACUAAAUAAUACUUCAUGUCCAUCUGUCUUCCCAUUCUUUUGAGACCUAUUUCAAUACUACUCAUCAAGUCUUGAAUGGUACCCUUCAUAGCUUAUUGGUUUGCUAAUUUUAUAGCAAUGGUGUCACGUUGCAUUGCUGAAAAUGUGAACUCUUUAUUGUUGUUGGAAUUCCUCUUGACUAAAAUUGAUAAUGUGCUGUUGUCUCCUUUUCCUCCCCUCACCCUCCUGCUCUGCUUUCUUUUUUAGGAAUUUCCUUUGAGCACCACGAGCGCCGCUGGAAUGCAUUUGGAGAUGCGAUGACUCUUGCCUUUCUCUCCCAUGUCUUCUCGUUUUGUCGUUGAAUUGGUACAGAAGAAACUCUUUCGGAGACCAUGACUGAAGAAAAGAAUCUUGGUGUGUCUCAGAAAGUCUUGUCGCCUUCAAGAAGUACCAGUAGCUGCUCCUCUAAGCAGGGGAGUAGACAGGUAAAUUUAAAGUGUUUUUAUCAUCCCCAGUGUGGUGUAGUGGUUAAGAGCGGUAGACACAUAAUCUGGUGAACUGGGUUCGCUUCCCCGCUCCUCCACAUGCAGCUGCUGGGUGACCUUAGACUAGUCAUACUUCUUUGAAGUCUCUCAGCCUCACUCACCUCGCAGAACGUUUGCUGUGGGAGAGGAAGGGAAAGGGGAUUGUUAGCCACUUUGAGACUCCUUAAGGGGAGUGAAAGGCAGGAUAUCAAGUCCCAACUCUUCUUUGUUUAACACCACAUUGAUUGAAAAAUAUAGAUCAAGAUCUGUGUAGAAAUAUAGAUCAAGGUUGGAAACCUGUGGCCCUCCAGCUGUUGUUGGUAUGACCAAUGGUCAGGGAUGAUGCGAGUUGUAGUCCAACAACCUCUGGAGGUACCACUGUUUCCCCACUCCUGUUGCAGAUGAUUCACUUCCUGAUUGCUUGCCCUUUUUCACUGUUUCUGGUACUUAGGAUUAAUUCACAUGACCAAGCUGGUGUUCUGAGUAUGUGGGUUGAGUAGAUCUGUAGUGAGUUGGUUCUGCCUUGGUUUCAAACAACAGGCCAAGUUCACAACCUGGCUUUCAGUAAUGUUUUAAUUGGCACUGCUAGUUCCCGCCCCCCCGUGGAUUUCAAUAGUAAUAUUUCAUUUUCAAUUGUGCCAGAAAGUUCAUUUGUAUAAAAGAGAACAUGAUGCCACAUUCUUAGGCUGUGUGUGGUUGAGCGGAGACGUAUAAAAAAAUUGGCUAUGUAUGCAUGGUAUAGAUAAUUGCAGACCAGCUAAAGAAAGUUGAUUAUGCAAGGACAUAAGAGCGUGCUGGAUCAGGCCAGUGGCACAUCUAGUCCAGCAUCCUGUUUUCUCUGUGACCAACCCGUUUCCUGUGGGAAACCUGCAAGCAGGACCUGAGUUAGUGCAAAAAGCAAUCUUCUCUCCUGCAGGUUCCAGAUAAUAUGGUUUCAUAUUAUCAUGGCCCUUGCAAAUUCCUUUAGAAAACCAAGAGCAUGCUGAUACUGGCUUUUGUUGUAAAGAUCCGCUAAAAUCCAUGGCACUUUUACCACACAUCCACACUUGAGUGGACGUUCAGAACUUGGUCACACACUUGCAAUCCUAAGGACUGGAACCUUUUUUAACAAUCAAAAGAGGCAGAAGAGGAGAGGUAUGAUGGAUUAACCAAAGAUCUGUAUCAUCCAGCGUUUUGUUUCUAAAUGCUAGCCAUCCAAAUGCUUCUGGGAAGCUUAUAAGUUCACUCUUGUUUGCCCCCAGCAUCUGUUACUUAAAAGAGAGAGAGAGAGGGAGAUUCUGAGCACAAAGAUCUCAUAUUAAAGUGAAAGCUGAGAUUCUCAAACACAUUUCUGAAUGUUUAUAAAGUAAAAACACACACACAUAUAAUUUUGAAUCAAAAUCAGUGCAAGAACCCGCCCACCCCACCUUAUUUAUGAAUAUUUAGAGAUUUAGCAAGAGUUGCACUUUUCCUCUUCUGUUCCAUUUAGCGUAGUUGCCCCCCCCCCUUCAAGCACAUACAAAUACUGGUUUUAGCCGGACUUUCUGCUUUCUUAUUAACCGGCCAAGUUGUCUGGGAACAUUUCCCACUUUUUCACACUGUCUGUGCCGCUGAUCAGAUUAAGUAAAUCAGAUUAUGUGGAAGAAGACUGUAUAAACAGCUUCAAGGGAUAACAGGAAGUGGGCAGACAUUUUGUUUAUGUUUCGAGGCAUCCCUUUCCAGUGGUUGAGCGCAAGCAUAUAUCUUUGCUGUUAGGGUUGCCAGGGCAACCAGGAUGUGGGAUCUAUCCUUGGCUGAAGCCCAAUCUGUCUGCGGUUGGAUUUGGUCACUUUAUUAACCACCUUCCUAUGUUGUCUGGAUGAAGGGGGGCACCACGUGAUUAUUGGGGAGUUGGGGUGCACUCCUGGUCCCCAUGCUGCCUGUCUCUGCUGGAGACAUCCAUAUUUUAGUGUGGUUGUCUGUAAUGAAGAAGCCCAUGCACAUGUAGCCAUUGAGGCUGGCCAAUUGAGAUAAAUGGGGCACUGCCUUACCAACCUCAACCAGCCUACACCUGCCUGCCUUCUUACUUACAGUAUUUUUUUGCUCUAUAAGACUCACUUUAAACCACAGCGCCACCCGCGUCCCAAAUACAGGCUACAUCCCUGUAAAUUGCUGUAGCUGGGGAAAGCUAACUCCCCAGCAAGGAUCCUUGGGCAGUGGGGUUCAUGUUGUGUGUUGGGCUUCCCUACAAUCAUUUGUUUAGGUGCAACCGUUUUCCCCCUCUUCAUCGCAUGCCUCCAUGUAUGUCUUCCUAUAUUGGGGUUUUGAUAGCUGCCCAAUAUCCUAAGUUCUGAAAUUGAUUCAAAGCUUUGGGCAUGGCCCACUUUGCUUCUGAUUGCUUCAGAUACAACCUGCUUCACUUCAGCAGAAGUCCAAAUGCCUGCAACAUGACCCUCUUCAGUACAGUGUUUGGCUUUAUCCAAAACAGAUGCACCCCCCUACUAUAGAAGGUGAAUUACUGAGUUUGUUUCUUGUCACUCAAAACAAGCAAGCAAGCAAUCAUUUUAUUUGUAUGCCGCCUUUCCAAAGUUAAAACCAGGCUCAAGGUGGCUUACAACAUACUAUAAAACAUGGAAUUAGACAUAAACAAUAAAUGCAAACCUCAAAAAGUGCACAACCAAAUCGAACCAUUUCCACAUAAGUCAUAAGAUCUAAAAUAAAGAGACAAAAAAUUAAUAUCAAUAAUGGCAACAAUAGCCCAAUGGUCUGUUAAGGAGCCUCAGCUUUUGUAGUUGGAGUCAGUCCCUCCCUGGUCAGGUGGGAAAAGGCCUGCAAGGCAGGGAGCAGGUCUUCCAGGACUCAGAGCCAAGACAGUCUCUGGCCUCUUCAGCAGCCUCAUCUUUUGUAACUGGAGUAUCUCUCGAUCUGCUUUAGAUUUUUUAUAGAACUUUAACGCUGUCUGGACUGUAAAUAUGAAACCCAGGGGAUUCGCAUCUGGUUACGCUGGGAUUUAUUUCAGCUUAACUUGCAGACCUCUUUAGCUUUAUUGUGUUAGGUGUUUUGUCUGGGGAGAAUUCUUACCUUGCAACAUUCAAGGAUUGUGGCUGUCUGCUGAUGUUUUUAUAUUCCAGAAAUGUGCUAGAUGUGAAUUGGAGGAAUUACUGUUGGCAGGAUACUGGAAGGGAGCAAGACCCUGUUUGAAUUAUUACUGUUUGGGUCCCCAUUUAUUACCUUUCCCCCCCUUCCACCUUGGCUACUCAUAAAACCAAAUCUGGCUUCUGCCCCCAUCAUGGUGACUAAACUUUUUGUAUCACUUGGAAGACUCUGACGGUGGAUUCCAUUUCUUUAUUGUAGUUCACUGUAACAGUAGCUACUAAUGCAAGGCAAUAUUUGCUACUGCCCCUGUAUUCUGAAUUUAAGAGUCAGUGACUUUGCUAAGCUGCAGAAUGGAAAGUAGCAAAUCAGUCCUGUGCCCUUUUCUUCAAAACUAAAUCCCAGUGAGUUCCAAGUAAGUGUUCUUACAGGCAUAGAUGCUUAAGAGUGUAUACUAAUGACAAAAAAGAACAAUAUUGAGAAUAUUUGGGUCACGUGUGGUACCAAAGAGAAAGUGUAGCAAUGGCUCUGGUGGGAGUAAAAAAGAAAAUUUAAAUUUAAAAUCAUUUGUGCCAAUUUUAUGAACCGUAGCAAAUGUUGGUGCUGCUGAUGUAAAACCCUGUCUUCCCCCGCAAAGAUGCUUUCUAUUUUUGGCGCUUGCAAAUAUUCACUACAACAGACUGCGUUUUAUUCUAGACAGAAGUCUGGCGCUGUCAUCUGGUACGUUCAAGGAGCUAUAAGAACAAAUUUCAGUCUGAUAGUUAUUCUGGUUCAUCGCUUCAUUCUUUCGAUAUGGCUUCUACACAGUAUGCAUACUGUGCAUUGGAAAAUGGGUGGCUUCUAGCUUUUUGCAUUUAAUAUCAUUUUAGCAUCCAGGGCUUUUAGAAAUGGGCUAUAAUUGUCUUACUAGAUCACUCCAGCAAUCCAUCUUGUCUAGCAUUCUGUCUCUAUGGCUAAAUGCCUACAUAAGCUAACACAUAGGACAUGAUGGAGAUAAUAUGGGGAAUGGGCUGGCUCCCAGCAUCCUUCAGUACAUGAACGUUCCACCUUAAUUAUAAUGACUAAAGAGCAUUGAUAGAUGUGUUAUCCAUUAAUUUGUACAAUCCUUUUAAAAGCCAUCUGAGUUUCUGGCCAUCACCUUUUUGGGCCGUCAGCUCGUCUCAUGGCAGGAAAUAAUUUCAACAGUUUGUAGUGUUUCCUUAUAACAACAAUACAGUUUGGUCAUUCUGGUCCAGCAUUGGACUGACUGGGUGUUGCAAUUAUAGAAUUAUUCAUAUGGUAUCUGUUCUGUCUCCUAAUACAUCAAAUAUGCAUGGUGAAGGGAGCAGAAGGCCGGUGGUGAUCCUGGUGUUUCAAAGAAGAGGCUAUGGUAUUUGAAAGAAGAAAGGCUGGAGCAAUGUUUACUUUCCUCUGGGCUUCAGCCUGACGUUUCCAGAGGUUGUAUAAUGUUGGGCUGUGAUUAGAUAUGUGUCUGGGAUGUGAACUGGCCACAAAUUGCAUAUUGCAAGAUGAUAAUUUUCCCGGCAGAAAUCUGACAUGAACUGAAAUCCUCAUCGUGAAGUGCUAGUAUCUAUUUCAUGAACCUUACUUGUUGUCCUAGAAUCCCACAUGCUGCUAAAUGAAUAUUUUUAAUGACAGGGUUUUGAUUUUCUGAUCCUUCACCUGGGAUGUGUGGCACCAUUUCCACUAUCUUGCAUCCAGGAGCCAGGAAUACCUGCAGAUAUUCCGACAGUCUUGCUGCCUAGUAGCAGCAAUUAGAUCCAUUGUAUUCAGCGUGCGAUUAAAUCGAUUGUAUGGGGCACUCGGCUAGUAGCUGAACUCAAAAUCUGAAGAGGCAAUUUAUAAUGCAUCAUAUUGGCUAAUUUUAACGGAGAAAUCCAUGUAAACAGUGAAGCACUUCUAUUCCCACAACAAACAAUUUGGUGCAAUUGUGCUCUUUUUAAUGUAUUCAGUUGUUGUACAGGUAAUGACAGGUUUCGUAAACUGGUCCUAGUCUAAAUAUUAUAUAUUUAUGUGGGAAAAUGUUAGGAGACCUCUAUUCCCUUCAGCGAGCUGGUUGCCAGAGUCCUCCCAGAAAAGGGAUUGAUUUUUAAACUACUCUGGGAAUUGUAGCUCUCUGAGAGGAAUAGAGGUCUCCCUGCAACUUACAUCAACCUUAAAAAAUUUCUGUUCCCAUGAUGUUUUAUGGUGGGGGAGCAUUGUUUAACAUGAUAUGACACUGAUUUAAAUGCUUAGUGAGAAAGGGAAUCAUUGUAUAUGUGUGUGCAAAAUCUUGCACUCAAGGAUAGAACUACCCUGUUAAGAUCAUGCAUCAUUUGGCCUGAAGUCAGUCUUUAACUGCGGAAUUUUAGGUUUCAAGAGAAUACCGUAUUUUUUGCUCUAUAAGACUCACUUUUUCCCUCCUAAAAAGUAAGGGGAAAUGUGUGUGCGUCUUAUGGAGCGAAUGCAGGCUGCGCAGCUAUCCCAAAAGCCAGAACAGCAAGAGGGAUUGCUGCUUUCACUGCGCAGCGAUGCCUCUUGCUGUUCUGGCUUCUGAGAUUCAGAAUAUUUUUUUCUUGUUUUCCUCCUCCAAAAACUAGGUGCGUCUUGUGGUCUGGUGCGUCUUAUAGAGCGAAAAAUACGGUACUUUCAUGCAGAACAACUCUAUCUUUAACUGAAAUGGAGCUUAGUUUUGUGACUUUCUUUCUUUCUUUCUUUCUUUCUUUCUUUCUUUCUUUCAUUCAUUAAAGGACAGAUCUACUUUUAUAAUAGUCCUCUUCUGCUCUAUAUAACGCAUGUUUUCAGACACCUAGAUAUCUUUUGCCUCUGUGGUGACUGAUACUUCAGGCUCCAAGUGACAGGCGCCAUAUCUUUUGUCUGCUGAGAAUUGGUAAUCUGCCCCCUCAGUCCCAUUUUAAUUAGGUAUUGUCAGUUUUAAUGAAAAGGCUCAUUGGCAGGAAAUCUGAUGAAAUAUGAACCUUCAAGCAUCCACAAAGACUCUUGAGUUGUAGUCUUUUUUCCCCCUUUUCCCUCCUUCCACAGCAAAAUAGUGGAUGGGGAAGCCAAAACGUCCCUCUCUGAACUAUAGCCAUUUAUUCCUGAGGGCCUCGUCCCACAUGUUCAUUUUGUUUUCUGGCACAGGUAUCUGACAGCCAUACCCUCCUGUCCGUUGAAAAUGCAUGCAUUUAUAUUGCUACUUUCGCCCCUGCGCAAAGCCAUUCUUUGCAAUUUCGCUGAGGAAAGCCCUGAUUUUAAGUGUACAUGCACCAUUCCCUACAGAAGAUGUGAGGAUCUGUUUUGUGCUCUGGUACCUGCGCCAGACUAUAAAAGCGCAAAAAUGAGAAAACAGUCUCCCAGGAACAUGUUUCGGAUGCGAAGCCGUUCUCGCUGUUCUUUGUUUUUAAUUUGCUGCUCACAGGCUGUUCUGCUGGCCCAGGCAACCUAGUGAGAUUACAGGGGUUUCUCAAAGGCAUUGUUAAAAGGUUAGACUUCAGACAGUGGAACCCAUGUUGCUCAAAAUGUUGAGGUCUUCCUGGCUUUUAAAAGGUUUGUGUCCCUCAUACAUGGCAGCUCCUGGAAUGGAAAUGUUUCCUAUUCCCCUUUAACCCAUCCUAGGAAGCUCCCUUCCAGGAGACCUAUCUGCCUCUCUCGUGGGGACUGGGCCUUCAGGCCUGAGAUUCUCUGACGCUCAUGAACUCCAAACAAAGCAUUUGUCCCAUUUCAUUUCACUUUAUCAAAUCCUUUGCAAGAUUAAAUUACAAUUUUGAAGAAGGCAAGGACAGGUGGCCGAGGGGGAUUUGCCUUUGGCCUUGCUGUUUCCCAGCCACUUUCAGUGAUUUGUCCCUGUUUUCCAUGAUGAAUAUGUUCCCUCCUAUCUUGUGAAAUUAAUGUUAGCAUUCUUUUGUUACUACUUCUUAAUGCAUUUAUAUACAGUGGUUUGCAGUGUUAAAAUGCUACAGCAAAUAAAUGAUAUUUUAAAAAUGGACCGUUUGCCCGGGUUGAGAUGGUUUCAAAUGACUAAUUUUUAACUUGUAGGAGUUAUUCCACUGACGUUUCCGCAAACUUUGUUGCCAAUUUGAAAUGUGAUCAGUUCAGUAACUCCUGUUGCUCAUUGCUUUCUCAUUUGUUGGGUUUGAUCUGGGCUCUGAAUGUUGUCAUACGCGUUUUGCAGCUCUAAAAUGUGGAAUAAGCAGUUACUUUUCUGCAUGCAUAUUUCAUUUGAGGCAACAGAGCAUUUUAGGCUUUGUUGUUAAAAUCUCUCUUUCAUUAUUCAGAAAUGGGGGAAGGGAAAUGGGUAAUAAACAUUCAAAAAUUUACAAGGAUCUUCUGGGCACAAAAUAUCACAUAUAGUAGGAGCGGAUGAGAUUACAAAAGGUAGUUUAGUAUGGAAUAUUCACACUACCAUGAGAGCAUACAAUGAUCAUUGUUGUUGUAUUGAUAAAAACAUUAAAAAUAUUCCUGUGUAUUGCUGUAUUAAUGUACUUCAUGAUACUGUGUCUGUGUACAUUCAUUAUGGAAAUGAGCCUGGGAGCUUUAGGGUUGCAGGCUCUCUUUCUAUGGUACAACUACGAAAGGCAGAUCAGAAGCUUUUGCUUCUUCUUUUUUUGACAAACCACAGUUUACCAUUAUGAACUUGGAGAAUGUCUGGAUUUGGACAAACCAUGGUUAGUCUUAAUCAUGGUCCAUUAAAACAAUUUCCGUUUUAAUAGACCAUAACUAGAUUAGACACAGGGGUUUUUCUGCAGUUAUAGAGGUAUAAUUUCUGUUUUCUCCAGAUUUUUUAGCACACUGCCACAUGACAUUAUUAUUCAUCUAGUGUUCUGGAACAAAGACCACUUUUUUCUUCUGACCUACGAUUCUUAAUAGUUUCCAUUUGUGUACAAGUAUUGCCCCAGUUUUUGUGUGGAGGUAAGGUUGGUGAGCAUGGUUUGUGAAACAUCUGUUUCACUCCACUUCCUUAUGACGGUGCAAGCUGUCAGUUUGCGAGCUCAGUUCAGAGGAGAGAGAUUGCAGACUGAGAUGGUGAUAAUGAUUCAGAGUUUUGCCCAUGACAGCAAAAAUUAGCUGCGGACAAUAUUCCUCACAAUAACUAGGUUCACCAGACACAAUAGUUCCUCUUCUUAUCUGCUAUACUAUUAGAAUUCCAGAACACCGUGAAUUAAAUACAAAAAAAGAGCCACAAAAGUGAUAUUCCUUGGACAUGUUCAUAAUUCUGACAUUUACCAGAGGAAUAAGAGAGUACAUAAGAGGUGUGACUGGAGCCACAGAACUUUUUUCAGUUCAGGUACAACCUACUAUUGUAGAAAGAAAUUCUUUACUUGUACCUUUCUAAUAACAGCAACAUGUGGCCAAAGGUGCAGACUAUCGGCUACAAAUUCACUCUUAAAAACAUUGGACCAAACAGCAACUCGACCAGGCAUAGGCAAACUCGGCCCUUCAGAUGUUUUGGGACUAGAACUCCCAUGAUCCCUAGCUAACAGGAUCAGUGGGCAGGGAUGAUGGGAAUUGUAGUCCCAAAACAUCCGGAGGGCCGAGUUUGCCUAUACCUGAACUAGACCACCACAAAGAGUAAGUGCAGAAAGACCCACAAGUUCUCACAUUUCACUGAACUGCGCAGAAGUGAAAACAGAAGCAAAAACUUCCAAACUUUCCCUCCUGGUUGUGCCUGAGGAGUAAAAGGAAGGGGGCAUGCCCUAUUCCAAGGCUUACUUAGACUUGCUCCCAUAACCAUUCAAUAUAGUUUAUUGUUUCAUCUGAAUGCAGCUGUUGCAUAUUAAAAAGUGUUUAAUUUACUUGGCAUGCUGGUAGAUGGGAAUUCAGAACACCAGGUUGGCAAAGACUGCUCCAAACAAAUGGAUUUAUAUGCACCUUUUAGUAUUCUGUCCAUAAUGGCAGUUCAGCUCACAGCCCAUUUAGACUGAAUUAGCUGCACUCAAUCUGGAAGCCCAGUGGGGCAGCCAUCUUAAACCCAAGUGACCCCAGUCUGCUUGGGUUGGGAUUUUUUUUUUCCAAAAUUUGUUUUAUUAGUUUUCCAAAUUUAUAACAAACAAAUAGAAAGAAAACAUCAAAAAACAAACAAACAUUUAUCCUAACUGUAAUAAUUCCACUUUUGUUAACAUUGUUGGGUGACUUCCUCGAGUCCCCCUGGCUGAGUUUCCAUAUAAAUCAUUGUAGCAGUUUUCCAAAACUAUUUUCACAUAAAAUUUACUUUGUUGGGAUUUUGGCCUGCUGUUAGCAUGUUAAAGUUGCUGCUUUUGUCACUGUCCUCUCAUUUGACGAAGGAGAAAAAAUACACUGUUAUAUAUUCUGGGCCUUGUUUCUGAACAGGACAGCUGGGAAAUUGUAGAAGGACUACGGGGAGCCAUGAAUUACACGCAGGAACCACCGAAACAGGAAGGCUACCUGCUGAAAAAGAGGAAAUGGCCUCUGAAAGGUUGGCACAAGGUGAGGACAUCUGUCAUUGUUGUUUGUUCCCAUUAACAUUUAAGUCUCUUAGUCUGGUGCCCUUGUUGAAAGGCUGGGUGAAGGAGUAUUACAGCUCCUCAAGGAACAGUCGCACUGUCUUACGCUUCCUAACUAAAAGAGUUUUCUUUGCAUUACAGAGAUGCUUCUUUCUGGAUAAAGGGAUUUUGAAGUAUGCAAAGAGCCCAGCUGACGUAAGUACCUCAAAGACACAUUGUGCAAACGUUGCGUGAAUUAAUUUGAUGUCUGCUUAGGUUUUUGUGAAAGAAAUCAGUGAUUGUUUGAAAGGAUAUCAGUAGGCAGAAAGAGGUAAUCCUGAAAGUCGGGGUUUUUUUGUGGGGUUUUUUUGCUGUCCUCUCCCUGAAUUGAAAUAGUUAUUUUUAAUGACUCUUGACAGAUAGCGCGAGGGAAGCUGCAUGGGUGUAUAGACGUUGGGCUUUCGGUGAUGUCUGUGAAGAAGUCAACAAAAUGUAUAGAUUUGGAUACAGAAGAGCACAUUUAUCAUUUAAAGGUAAUCCUGUUGUUAAGUAAUAUCAGAGUGUCGUUCUGGUGCUGGAAAAGAUUGCAUUCAACCUAGAGAUCUCCAUCUGUUUCCCCAGAAUCCUGUUGAAUUUGCUAUAUUUUGCCCUAUUUUGCCCAGUUCGCUUAAAAUGCAAUCUUACUCUCAACUUGCUGCAAGGUCAUAUCUUACUCUAAGCUUGAACCGAAGGUGUCGUAUAUGGCUUUGAAAGCAAUAGUUUAACUUGAAUUCCCACACAUGGGAAGAAAGUUUGAAGAACAGCAUAGUUUUAACUACUUAAUAUUAUUUUGAUGCUUAAUAUACAUUUUAAGUAUGUAAUAGUGCCAAAGAUAUAUUAUUAAUAGGCUAAAGCUUAUUAUAUGCUUUUCAGUGUGAACGAUCGUGAUUUUGCAUGUUAAUAUCAAAGGAUGUUAUAUAUCAAAGGAUAUGGGCAUAGUGUAGUCUGCUGCAGCACGGUGCGUCAAAAAAUCAGAGUUACACAAGAUCUGCUUUUAAUCUUCGGAGGGGUGAUUGGACUGAGUGAACUAGAACCUCUUUUGCCUGUCAGUAAUAUGUGUGUAGCUAAGGGAAAUCACGCUUCUGCAGUUGCCACUGCUGUUUUCCCAUGGUGUUCAGUACUCUGCUUUCAAAGAUACAUAUACAGUUUAACUUUAUGUUAUCAAUUUUUAGCUGUAGGGUAUUUCUUAAAAGCCUUUUGAUCAGAGCAACCCUGGGGGAUAGAAGCUGAAGCUGGAAUUUGUAUUUAGCGUUGGCUCCAGAUGAACCCACAGAAAAGGAAUAAUGAUUUGAAGUGGAGCCGCAACUGAGUCACAAGCCAUAGAAGACAAAAUUGGCUGAUGGGGGGUGCAUAUAAGAAACUCUGCCUUAAGACAGACAUUGAUUUGUUUUUGUUUUAUGCGUGACUAGAGUGUGAUGUAUUUAAUAUGUUUUAAAUCAUUAUAAACAUGAGUCUGACCAAACUGCGGGAGGCAGUGGAAGAUAGGAGUGCCUGGCGUGCUCUGGUCCAUGGGGUCACGAAGAGUCGGACACGACUAAACGACUAAACAACAACAACAACAAACUUAUAUAAUUAAGUUGGACUUGGGAUCCAAAUUGCUGCCCGGGAACUUCAGACUCUAACUUCGGUUCAAAGAAUUUGUGUUGAUCAGUACAGAAUACAACUUGCAUAUAUGGCAAACUCAAAAAGAAAUGCAAUAGGAGCUGAGUAUUAUUGUGCAGAAUCCGUUGCUACUUUAACUUUGGUUUGCUGGUCUGAUUGGUUAUUUGGAACAGGACAGGCUGCCCAUGGUCUCUGUGUCACCCUUUGGUUUUUACACUUAGCCUAUAGCUUUCCCUUUGUUCUGUAGAUGCCUGGGCCAGGCCCUGUUUGCUACCAUAGAGCACUGUGUUCGCUGCCUUUCGUCCUUCCUGCAGCUCAGCAUCCCCUGCAUCACUAGGUUGAGAAGUAGAAACAAGUUACCAGGACCUCACUAGGAUAAUUCCCUUCCAUCUACUGCAGCAAAACCUCCUCUGUCAUUCGGUUCAAAGGAGUGGUGUAGGAAGACUGGUGUUGCACUCAUGUCCUGUUUCUGGCCGCUGUGAGAACAGAAUGCUAGACUAGUUGGGCCUUGCUAGGUGUGGCCCAGCAGGUUGCUUCCUAUGUAGGUUUACCAGGUGGCAAAGCAGUCCUGGACUGCAGAAUUAUUCAUUUAGUAAGGACUUUGAACCAAUUGAGGGGAGAUAAAUGAGCUCUUUCAUCCCACUUAUGCUGGGUAGUAGUAAUGUGGAAAAAUAUAACUCUUGUUUUUAUAACUCUUGUUUUCCUCUAGGCAAAAUCUCAGGAAGUCUUUGAUGAAUGGGUAGCAAAGCUACGCCAUCAUAGAAUGUAUCGUCAAAAUGAAAUUUCCAUGUUUCCGCAUGACAUCAACAACCAUUUCUUUCCAGCAUCAGCUUCUGUUACAGACUCCGUAACUGGCUUUCUGGAAUCCACGGCAAGCAGAAAGGUAGAAACCGCAGGAAUGACAUGAUGGGCUUCCCUUGGGGCUUAAUUUGGUCUGACCUCUGUGUGCAGAAUAAAACAAGGAAUAGAGCUGAUAUUUGAGGAAUAAACGCAAUAUGUUCCUUUCAAAAAACCACUGUAGUGCUCAUUCUUUUUCCAGUACCAGUGGAGGUAAAGAAUGAAUGUCAACAAAAGUUGAGUGUUUUGUGACGAUUUGGGAAUUUGGUGGCUUCAAAAUAAAACGUAAAGAAAUCAAAACAAAGCUUCAUCCAAGUCAAUUGAUACUAAGCAGCACAGUUUACGUUUACAUUAACUGAAGAAAGGGCCACUUUUCAUGCUCUCUUUAUGUGCUGUGUGACCUGAUGAGUAUUUAUAUGGAUAAGCAACAUGGUGCCCUUCAGAUAUUGUCAGACUACAACUCCCAUCAUCCCUUCCCAUUGUCCUAGCUGAUUGAAACUGAUGAGAGUUGGAGUGCAGAACAUCUGGAACACACCAAUUUGGCUAGCCUUGUUCUGUGAUGUUUGGUAGGCUACAAAGUGCACUAUAGCCCAUCUCAUUCUUGUUGUUCACUUUCCUCACUUCCUGUUGUUCCUGGCAACAACCUGGUCAUUUAGGUAGAGAAACUGUCUUCACCAGGGCUGUCCAGUUGACUUCCUGACAGACCAUGGAUUUUCUUUGCCCAAAUGUCCAUAAUAGCCUGAUGGCCAUUGACAGGAAAUGUCAAUGGUGAAGCAGUUGGGAAGUAUUUGCAUUUUUGGCUUGUGGAACUGACAGCAUUAAUGGGUCUUUAUUAGUAUGUAAGAAUUUAGCUUGAAAUUCAGUAAUUUUAGUGGGACAGGGCCUCUGAGUGUACUUUAUCUUUCAGCCAACCUGCAGACUAGCAGUGGUGCAGGUUGAGUUUUACUUCAGGGAUGGAGAACCUGUGGCUGCCCAGGUGUUGGACUCCAACUCCCAUCAGCCCCCGCCCCAGGUUUCCCAUUCCUGCUUUAAUAUUUGGGGAAAUUGCUUUUGCAAAGCCUUUCACGCCUGAAGUUAAAUAUCUGUACUUGCUUUUAAGUGUCAUUCACCGUAACAAACCAUGCAAAGUAUUUCUCCCCUUACUGGAAUAUUUUUUAUUGAUGAUGUAAUCCUGUUUCCACGCAACAGCGAGGCAGCAUGACUCAGCAGAAUUCAUUGCAGACUGGAAGUAGUUUGUCAUUCUCCUGCUCAAACAAUGACUCAAGGAUCCCACCUUGGCUGCAGUCUUCGGAGGAUAUGGAAAGAUGUUCAAAAGGUAACUUUUCUCUAGUAGAAAUUAAGUCUUCUAAGUUACUUAGCGUUUGCAGGACGUUCUUCAUGGUUCUCUGUCCUGAUGCAACAUCUGCCUUAAAGUCUCGGAAAGCAAUUUUUAAAGCAAGCGUUGACAAUAGACCAUGUGACUCUGAAGUUAGGGUUACUUCUCCUCCUCUGAGAGCCAGUGUGGUGUAGUGGUUAAGAGCGGUAGUCUCGUAAUCUGGGGGACCGGGUUCACGUCUCCGCUCCUCCACAUGCAGCUGCUGGGUGACCUUGGGCUAGUCACACUUCUCUGAAGUCUCUCAGCCACACUCACCCCACAGGGUGUUUGUUGUGGGGGAGGAAGGGAAAGGAGAAUGUUAGCCGCUUUGAGACUCCUGAAGGGGAUACGUGUUUAAAUACGUGUUUAAAAGGCGGGAUAUCAAAUCCAAACUCUUCUUCUCUCCAUUUCAAGAGCCUAUCACCUGCCUUGUCAAUUGCUUCAGCCUAUAAAAAGGACUGGACUCCAAAUAACAGGUGACUGAAGUUCAAAUGGAGAGUUUGAAAUAACUUGUUCCUAGGUGGGACAUAGAUGGGUGGUGGAAAGAUGUGUAAAGUGUGUGUGUGUGUGUGUGUGCACCCCCUGGAGUGAAAAUGGGGGUGGGGGGUUGGUUCCUUUACAGCCUUUGGGCUGGAGUUCCUUGGGCUAAAGGUGAUAUUGUCAGAGGUGUUACAAAACAUAAGUUAGGCACCAUAGCUAAUGAUCAGGGUUGGUGAGAACUGCAGAGCAAGAGGUGCCCCGACCCGGGUGUAAAUCAUUGUCCUAGCAUUAUGCUCCUGCUCACCCCAGCUGCAGGACUCCUCACUUCUUUUUUUAAAAACAAACAAGCUCUGUUUGCUGCUAGUGUCCUUUUUAGGCUAGGAAGGAAUGAGGAACGUGCGGUUGAGUACUCUCAGCAUGGGGAGAAAGGCAGAGAGGACGUGCAGGUGCAUAGGAACUGAAACUUGGUUUCAGAGCAGAUUAGGAACAUAGGCAGCAGCCUUAUAGUGAGUCAAGCCACGGAGCUACAGCCCUUCCUUGGUUUGAGAAGAACAGAUGGAGGACGAUUAGAAUGCCCCUGAAAAAAAGAUUUGUUCCAAAACACACUGAGCCUAAUAAAUCCUUUUCCUAUGUACUUUGGGGUAUACUCCAUUUUCCUUCCUGUGACUGGGGUCUUCCUCGCUUCUGAGUACUGCCAGCAUACUGGCAUCUUCUGUUAUGUGUUCCUCUCUGCUUUCCUACCCAAAACUCUCCCAGGAGCUCUCCUUGAGAAAGCAACUGGGUCAGGCAUGUGAGCUACCUUUAAAAUACCUUUUUCUCCUAGCCUCUGUUUUCUAAUGGAGUGUGUAUGGGUUUGUUUGGGGGUUUUUUGGUGUGGAUGGAGAGGGAGGGAGAAAUCCAACCGUUCAAGAAAGACUAGCCCCCAGAGCCUAGUUUAUGUGGAACAUCUUCUCCAGUCUUGUUUAUACCUCACUCAGUUUUACUGCUUCGGUUUUUGAUAGGGCUGUUUCAAGUCACAUUCUUGUAAGAGAGUGCUAACUUAGCUGUGUAUUAAGAAUUAGACAAUCUCAUCCAGUCCCUCGAGGAAGCUAAUAAUUACAAGGCGAAUAAUGCUUUAUGGUGCUAUUAGCCUAAAGAAAUGGAAUAAAGGAGGGCCAGGACUCCCUCUGAAGGCGGUGGACUCUCCUUCCUUGAAGGUUUUAAAGUAGAGGUUGGAUGGCCAUCUGUCAGGCAUGCUUAGCUGAGAUUCCUGCCUUAUGCUCAAAGAUGCUGCUUAAACCCUUUUCUCCCUGGAAACCUUAAUGCAACCUGUGAGGUGAGAGUGUGGUUGCUCACAAAGAUAACAGCCAGGACUCCGGCCUGUCUUUACAGGUUUUAUUGAGUGCAAAACUUAUGAACAGUGCAGAAGUCCAAAAACCAUGUCUGCCUUAAUCGCUAACAGAUUCCGGAAGUGCCUUCUUCCUGUUUGCCCUCCAGCAUAAAAGCCCGGGUAAACCUCCUCUUUUCCUUACGUGAAAUUCCCUGGCGAAAACUAUGCGACAGAAGAGGCACAUCCACUUCCCUGGGAGUAGUGUCCCUCCGCCUGACUGAGCCUUUGCCUCGUCCCCCCCUUUUGUCAUCCGUGUCUCCUGAAGGCUCCCCCUCCCCAGACUCUGACAAAAUGCAGCUGCUCAACAGAGGAGGAGGCUGUCUGUACGUUCCUGUCUCUCCCCCCUCCCCUGAACGCAGACCCCUGACACAGCCCUUUUAAACAUGGAUCAUAUAUUUCAUAGGUGGUACGUUUUUGCUCCACUGUUUUGUGUGUGCUAAAAUCCUACCCGCCUAUUCGUAAGCUUCACUUUUAAUAGCUGUUUCAACAAAUCCUGGGCGAGUAACCACAGAAUCAGAAUGUAACUGACAGCCAGACACAUCCCUCAUAAUCUUCUGAAUUACCUAGUAAUCAGUUACCAUUAGAGUUCUGCUGAAAGAUACUUUGUGCAUACACUAGAUAAAUGGAGGGGUAGGUAACCUCUUCCUCCCCUCCCCUCCCCCUCUCUUUUACAAAGCACUGAAAAUCGUUUCUUUCUUCCCAACAGACCUCUCCCACUGUCAUAACUAUCUGCUGGAAAUGAGCCAGCUUCUGCAAAGCAUGGAAGUUCUCCACAGGACAUACUCAGCGCCCGCCAUAAAUGCCAUGCAGGUUAGUUGUGGAAAUUGCUACCUCUGUUCGGUCAUGCUGCUAGCUCGUGUCAGCUUUCUUCCUAGAUUUGUGAUAAAUGCCGUUCUUCUCUUUCCCGUGUGCUGUUCUAAAGGGCAUCCCCUUUGAAAGUCCUAAAAAGGAAAAAAGAACACACAGGAGGUGGCGUUCCCGAGGUCUUAGUAAAGAUGCGAAAGGAAUGUUGCAGGUAACCAGCCUCUCUUCACCCAUCCCCUUCCAGGCUUAUCCUAAAAAUGUAGUGUGGAUGAUCUGGUGAAAACUCAUUUUCUCCAAUAUAAUUGAUGGUCUUAGUAAUUGCUCUCGGUGACAGAUGGUGAUUCCGUUCUGCUGGUGUGAUAUAAGCAGAGGGUGCUGCAUUCACUAAUCUAUUGAGCCUUUCGUUCGCUGAACUUUUGACAGCAUAAUAAAUAACAUUUAUAUCCAAGAUUGGCUCCAUCCAUCUGGAGAAUGCACAUUUAUUUGGGUUGCUGAGUUUACAGGGGGCUGCAGAAGGGUGAAAGGGGUAGCGCAGUCGUAAGAGUACACAAUUUGCAUGCAUAGUAUCUCACGCCAAUGCCAAGCAUUUCCCAUUAAAGAAUAUCUGGUAGUGGUUUCUUAAGCCUUAGAAAGCUGUAUUCAUUUUGGGGUAGGGGAACUAGGCUAGUAUUGGUCUGACGCAGAUGAGGGUAGGGUUGUCAUGCUGGUCAAUUGAUUGGUCAAAUACGAUUAAUUGGCUGCAGUCAAACAUGUUAGGAGCACCCUGAGUGACUAACAGCUUUCUGUUGCAUCCCAGUGUCAUCUGACAGCAAUACAAACAGUGAGAGUCCCUUGCUGUGGAGCCCUGAAGGAAUCAGGGCUGCGCAUGCGAGUCCACUCCUCACUUUUUGGAACAACUGUUCCUUGACUUCCUGCCUUCUCCCUCACUUUUGAGCAGCAUGAGCGAGCUUCUCCUACUAGUCACAUAUUGUAACCACAGCCAUAUUUGAACAGGAACUCAUGCUUCAGGAUGGGAAGCAUCAAGGAAACAUACACAAACAGUCCUCAUGGAAGAGACACUGGUCUAAGCUUACCGGCUAGCCAGAAACUGACCCUGUAGCACAGGGAUGAAGAAACCUUUUCAGGCCAAGAUCCUCAUCACCCCAUGGCAGUCUGUUGGGGGAAGAGGACAUUCCAGUAGCAGGUGGGACCAGACCCACACACCAUUGCACAACAAUAGAUCUGUUUUUAUUAUCUAAACUUCACUAUCAUUAGGUCUUUCGAGAAUCCACUGCUUAUAUUUCAAAUCCUGCCCGCAACUUCAUGUCUGGGUGAUACUUUGAUAGAUAGUCCCAAUUCCUCCUUAGUCAUGAUGUCCUCUUAGUUUGGCAGUUAAUUUUGCCGUUUCAGCCUAGUCCAUCAGUUUCAUAAGCCAUUAUUCCUUUGAAUUGUUUGCAUUUCCUGUGGGGAGGAAGGGCUUCGAGUGUUCUUUCAUAGUGCUCUAUAAAGCUUCUGGGAGGUCCCCUAGUUCUUUGGGCAACUAGCAAAUUCUCUUUAUAGCAUACGUGUUUAAAUGCUUGUCUAUUAUUUGGCCAGUCAAUUGACCAAGUUUUAUGUUUUUGUUUCAUUUUUUUUAUGUUCUUGACCGGUCAAAUACCACCCCCCUAAUAUACUGGCCAAUGCGCUUUCUGCCAUGUCCGUACUCCAGCCUAGCAAUCCCACCACCCCUUACCUUUUCCUUCCCCAUACCUCCAAUCCUCUGAAUUCAGCAAGGCAUUUAAUGAGGAGCAUGAGCACAUCCUUUCAGGUGAGUGAUUGACAACUUCCUCCGCAGCUUAGGUGGGGACUUUCUGAAAGAGAGCAGGAAGCUUGAAUAAAGCUAGGAAAGGAGACAGUUUAACUGGGGGGGGGGGGGUUUGCAUAGAUUGACAGAGGAGGGGAGGAUUGAAUCCUGGACCAGAAAAGAGAGUUGAAUGGUGUACUCUGUAAUCACCUUUUAACCACGAGUUAAUUGACAUUUGUGAUGGGUAUUGGCAUGGCCUCAAAUUAACCUCAGGUCCCCCCCCCCCCCAUGCACAAGCAAAUCCCACAGUACUUACAUUUAUUUAAUGUUGUUUUUGCUAAGAAUAUAACAUUUGGGCUUUCAUGGGGUUCUUUUGCAAAGAGUCUGUAAAGAACAUAGAAAGGAUCGCAUUAGGCCCAAGCACAUGGCUUGGCAUUUCAUGUUUCAAUUGUAAGCUGCUGUGGGCAUCUGCUUGUGAAGUGGGGAAUAAAUUUUGUUAAAUCAAGAAAUAAGGAGAAGGGAAGGAAGAGCUCAAGGGGUGGUAAAUAAGUAGUGAGGUUAAGUAAAGGGGAAAGCGAGGCGUGGUAUAGCCGUCGUUCCCAGUGAUACUGGGAUUGUUCAACCAUGGUUUUGCUUGAAAAUGUGGGUAUUGAGGGAGGAGAAAGUGAUGGUGUUCAAGGAAUAAGGAAGUUCCCAGGCAAAGGAGGCAGAAGGAAAUUGUUGGCAAAUGACUCUGGGUAGACUAGAGUGAGCAAGUGAAGGAACUAUAAUUGUGAAUAGGGAGCAGGAGAGUUUUCAGGGUGAGGUCUAGGGAAGGAAACUGGAGCAGAGGGUUCAGGAUAGAGGGGAUAACUUAAUGGGAAGAGAGGAGCUCAGCAUCGAUUUUCUGAGCAAUCUGAAGUGAGAAGAGAAACAGCAGGAAGGAAAGCUUCAAUGCGGAAGGUGCAGAGAUGAAGAGCACCACUUGAAAUGCUCAAGCGAAACUUCAAAACCCUUAACUAAGGGUUUGGGUAAGCUACAAGGACAAAUCUGUGGCGUAAAAUGUGGGUGCAGUAGGGGACGGGGGGUUCUUCUGGUUUGCAAGUGGCAAUGGUCUGCUUCAGAUCAAUGUCUUUCCCUUCCUUUCUGAAUCUUGAAUGUAAGUUGCUGGCAACCUGGAACCUUUUGUACUAAUAUCGCACCGCCGGUGUGUGCUCCUUAUAGGUACCAACUGUUCUUUCUGCUCCAUUGAGACUGCAUGCUUCCAACCCCAAUUUAUCCACAUUAGAUUUUGGCGAAGAGAAAAUUUACUCUAAUGGUUCCGAAACAACAUCGGAAUUCUCUAAAAUGCAAGAGGACUUGUGUCACAUAGCACACAAAGGUAAAUGGGACAAUUUUUUUUAAAAAAACCCAACAACAUGGAAGUUAGUGGUGGGGUUUGUGAGAAAUCCAGUAAAAAAGUGAUGUGCAGUUAAUGUUGUAAGAAUUCAGUUGCUUUUAAAAUGCCUCUUGCACAAUGAAAGAGUUAUCGAAGUAUGGCAUUGUGAUUUGAGCUUUGGACCUUCUUUUGAACAGCUUGAACCAGACUAAUUACUGUUUCUUUCAGUCUUAUCUGAAUUAAUGCAUAACUUUAUGUGCACAUAUUAAGGAGGCAUCUAGAAAAGAACGCUCAGGUCCGUUUUGCAAACCCUCCCCAUUCAUCAUCAUUCUCUGAAGCUGGCCCUCAUCCAACACCCCUCAUGAAUAUUUGUGGCAAUCUAAUCCAUUUUUGAACUGUUUAUGUAAGUCUAGGGAAUCUUCUAGCCUGAAGAUCAGUUGUGAAAGCCUUUAUCUGAAAAUGCAGCUGCAUAUUGCAUCUGGUUUAUGUGUACAGAUGUUGAACGUAGCUUCCUGAAUUUUAGAGUUGGCAUUUGUGAUGUAAGGGGGUUGCUAUGGUAGUAACCUAUUUUUAGUGGAUGCCGAAGAGAGGGGGGGAAAUCAUUUUAAGGCGCUAUGAGGCCAGCUCAAGCUGGCACUAGUCAGCCCUUUUGCGAGAUUAAUAAAUAAACCAGCAGCUCACACGUUAUUAGUAUGUCUGCUAAAUCGUACCAUCUGUAUUCAUUUUAACAGUGUUCUAGUUGAAAAGGGAAAGGGAACCUUGGAAAUGACAGAGAUAAUUAUUCAAGUCUUUUAUAAAAAGGAUUUUAAAAAAACAACACCAUUUCAUUAAUCACAGAAAAUAUUCCGCAACCUUUUCCACCUCACACCAUCUUUUUUGUAGGUAAAACUCUGGCUUUUUGAAGCUGCUUUAAAUCCCCAUGUUGCUUUGUAUGAUUAAAUCCAUUAUUUAGUUCAGUCUUUGCUCAGGGUUAGGUGGUGAAGCUGUGUUUGUGCAGAAUCACAGAACUGUAGAGUUGGAAGGGACCCCCAAGGAUCAUCAAGUCCAACUCCCUGCAGUGCAGGAAUAUUUCCCCCCAACAUGGGACUCAGAACCACCACCUAGAGAUCGAGAGUCUCAUGCUCUACCAAUUGAGCUAUCCCGGCAUAGGGGAACAUGGGUGGCGCUGUGGUCUAAACCACUGAGCCUCUCGGGCUUGCCGAUUGGAAGGUUGGUGGUUCAAAUCCUCGCAACGGAGUGAGCUCCCAUUGCUCUGCCCCAGCUCCUGCCAACCUAGAAGUUUGAAAGCAUGCCAGUGCAAGUAGAAAAAUAGGUACCACUGUGGCAGGAAGGUAAACGGCGUUUCUGUGCGCUCUAGUUUCGGUCAUGGUGUUCCGUUGCACGAGAAGCAGUUUAAUCAUGUUGGCCACAUGACCCAGAAAGCUGUCUGUGGACAAACGCCGGCUCCCUCGGCCUGAAAGCGAGAUGAUUGUCGCACCUCAUAGUCGCCUUUGGCUGGACUUAACCGUCCAGGGGUCCUUUACCUUUACUUGUCAUCAGCAUAAUGAUGAAAUACUUAAUUAUGCACCCAGAGAAGCCAUGCCUCAGAGGUAUCUUGGUUCCUCCUGCCGCCAUCCCUCCCUGUAUCGUCGUUAGUAUACAUUUGUAGUCUGUCCCUCUUACAAAGGAUUCAGGUUAACACAUUCAUAUAAGGACUGAAACUGUGACCUAGAGCCCUGUAGCUGUCAUUACAUGGUGACUUUGAACAUUGACUUCAGCUGGGAAAAGUGCCCAAUGACGAGGUUACAAUUAAGCAGUGGGUAGUUACGUCACGCAGGUCCACCAUUAGCUGGUGUUACAUAUUUCCUGGUAUCUUGCAGUGAUAACAUGUCAAGUUAUUUUUUGCUCAAGGCUGCAGAUGUACAUAACAUGAAAAUAACUAACCUAACCCUGAGCUUUGCAUUCCUUACUUGCUGUUCAUUUGUAUUCUGUUGUUUAGAAAAGGAAGGCACCAAAGAUCAGUGCUCUUUAAACUCAUUUCCGUUUAGGUGCUUAUUGCUUUUUAUAUUGCUGAGAAGCAGCCUGGUGCAGCAGUUUGUGUUGGACCUAGGCUCCAAUCCCCACUCGGCUGCGAUAUCUCAGCUUAACCCUAUCCCACAGAGGAUAGAGUGGGAUAACUCCAAAUAUAGUGCCAAAUACAGAUACAAAAGUUAUUAGAUCAGUAGAGAAGCCUUGCAAACAAGCCCAGAAAAGUUACUAAGCUGCAGGGCUUCUAGUAGCCUGCUAAGAAGCCUCGUGCCUAGUGGUGUGUCAGGGGAAGCAGGCCUCUGUAAAUCAGUUGCUGGGAUUCACAAGGGGUGAAAGCACUGUUGCACCCAGGUCCUGCUUCCAGGCUUCCCAUAGGCUGUCAUCUUGUGCUGGACUAGAUGGGCCUUUGGUCUGAUCCAGCAGAGAGAGCUCUUCUCAUGCUCUGAGGUUUUUUAAUUGUGGGUUUCCCGCUGUUUUGAAAAUUGUGCAAAGCAGCAAGAUAAAUGAAUAGUAGAUUGCAUUUCCAUACUGUCCAUAGAAGACGGAAAACCAUCUCUUCUCUAGCCAGCAUGGAAACUUGAGCUACCAAUUGCUCAGGCAAAGGAGGGAUGGAUUGCUCUGUCUCUUGUGUCAGCUCUUGCAUUUCCCUAUUGACCACCGAGGGAACAGGCUGGUGGGCUGGAGCGAUCUGUUGCUUCUCUGCCAGCCUGCUCACUCACCUGCAUGAAAUUCAUUAAAGCUGCCAAGUGAGUAAUUAAAUACAAGGCUUAUCUGGUCAUGAGCAAAUAAUCAUAAUCAUUGCCCACAGUUGCAUUACAUUGUGGAUUUGGUGUGUGUGUGUUUAUUUUAUGAAUCUGUAUUUCCCCAACCCCUUUUACAUUAAAAUCUUGCAAAGCACUUUGCUUUGUAUUUAUGAAAUCAGCAACAGAAAUGUUUUCAUUUUCACUGUUUGCCGUGCUGUGUUUGUCUCUCCAGCUGCUCUUCUGCACACAUUUUGCCCUUGUGUCGUUUCUGUAACUUUGACUAUUUUCUAUAGUGUACUUCACCUUAAAGUCGGCUUUCAGUACGAUCUCGACGGAGAGAGAGAAGCUGCAGCAGAUGUUUGAACAUGAUUCAGCCUCAUCUCCAUCUGCGCAAAUAGCUGGACUGAAGAAUGCCUUAUCAUCUGUAAGUGACCCAUAUCGAUUGCUCUGAUGUUCAGAGGCAUGCCUCAUAAAUCACUUGCUUAUCUCGUCUUGGUUUGAUCUUUGCCUGUGUUUACAACUCACUGAAAUGAGACCGAUGGAAUGCCAUCGAAUGCAUGAGGCGCCUUUCGUGUCCUGAACCUUUUGAUGUGUGCAUAUUCAUUUCUUUCGGUCAUGAGUUGUCCAUCAUUGGAAUGCCAGGUUGCAUAUGAACAACGUUGUAUGUCUAAGGGGUGUUCAAAGGAGACACGAUGUUUGUCUGUGUGCUGCACAUACAUAUUUAUGUUGCAAAUCCCUAAACCAACCUUCCCCAACUUGGGGUCCUUGAGAUAUUUUGGACCAUAAAUCAUGCUGGCACAGCUAAUAGUUGAGGAUCAUGGGAGUUGUGGUCCAAAACAACUUGAGGGUACCUGGUUGGGAAAGACUCCUCUACACAUCGUGUGAGCAGGUCUUGCAUCUUCAGCAAUGUUGCGUCCCAAGUGCUUUCCUUUUUCCUCAUGGGAAUGAACGAUAGCCUUUCUGCUACAUGGCGGAAUGAGAAGUAGAGUAGUUGAAAGCAACAAUAAGGGCUACUUGAGACAUGAAUCUGAUUAUGUCCAGAGUGUGUUCCCAACACGCUCUGAUUUUAGCCCUUUUUUCUUUGCUUUAUAUAGUUCAUUGAGAGAUACUGAGAACUAUCUGCAUAGCUCUGGUGUGUGCUCUGCUUCUUGGCUGAGUCUGCUAUUUUUCUGGGCCAUGGGAUCAGGUGACAGAACUCAAGGCAGCUUUGUAAUACACAGAGAGAUUUUUGGGGGGUUAAAGUAGACGAAACCAAGUAUGUCCAUUGUUGGAAUCCGUCUGUCUCGAGAGACAUUGGACUUCACCUCCAGGGGUGAGGUUAAACUGCUGGAGAAUCACAGCGCCUGUUGUGGCUGCAGAGACUAGUUACUCAUAACUGCUGCUUCCAGCAUUGUUUUUGCUGUGUUAGCAGCACUGAAGUGAGCACAUGCCUGGGCAGAGUGUAUGGAGGUCCUGGGCUGUCCAGAUGGCAAGACACACACCCCUCCCCAGCCUCGCUUGUGGGCCAAAGGAAAGCAGAGCAAUACAUUUGGCAUCAACUUGGCUAUAGGAGUUGGAAGAAGGAGACGCACAAGGCACCAUCCAACCGUCUUAGGGACUUCACUCUAGAUUUGUGUAGGGUUUACUCCUUAACCCUUUUGUCUCCCCAAAAUAUCCCACAAGGCAAUGGGUAGGGAUUUUUCCUUGGGGUUUGCUCCCAAAGCCUUUCUCACCAAUGAGUAUAGCUGCAAAGCAAGUCGAGGUUUAGGUUCGGAGUUCUCCUUCUCCUCCCUGACACCAGGUGUAUCAGUGAUGGAUUUCUCAGCAUUAGUUUCUUACUUGACAGAUGUAGUUCGGCAAUAGGGCCCAUGACCAAGAUGGGUAGUGGGCUCUUGCUCACUCUUCCACAGUCUUCAUGCAGAGGCUGGAUUAUGGAGGAUACGCAAACUCUGGAUUUUCUGCAUUGAGCACUAGAGGCCCCCUAUAACUCAAAAGACUCUAGGCAAGCAAUAUGUGGGCAUUGUAUAAAUAUUAAUAAACUUGCUCAGUACCUAUAAAGUAGUUUUUAGAAAUUGUGGGGAAUUAGUCAACAACAGAUUAAACUGAGUAUUUCUCAAAGUCCAUGUAGGUGUAGUUCAUUUUUAAAAUAAUAAUAUAAUAAUAAUUUAUUAUUUAUACCCUGCCCAUCUGGCUGGGUUUCCCCAGCCACUCUGGGUGGCUUCCAACCGAAUAUUAAAAACAAUACAGCAUCAGACAUUAAAAACUUCCCUAAACAGUUGUCUUUUAAAAGUAAAAUAGUUGUUUAUUGCCUUGACAUCUGCUGGGAGGGCGUUCCACAGGGCAGAUUCCACUACUGAGAAGGCCCUCUGCCUGGUUCCCUGUAACCUCACUUCUCGCAACGAGGGAACUGCCAGAAGGCCCUCAGCACUGGACCUCACUGGAUGAUGGGGGUGGAGACGCUCCUUCAGGUAUACAGGACCGAGGCCAUUUAGGGCUUUAAAAGGCUGUUUUACUUUUAUUGUGAAUUUUUUUAGUAUGUGCCGUGUCUGCAAUGCUAUGUGUGGGUAGAAUGCAUUUCACACUAUCUUUCUUUUUGUGAUAACAAAAUCGCUAUCUUUCUUUUUGUGAUAACAAAAUCAGGCAAGGUUUUUGCUAACUUGAUGCUACUGCCGCUAAACAAGCUGGAGCUUAAAAACCGGAUUACUCUUCUUCCUUGGAUGCUCUAUGACAUUCCAGCAUUCACCUGCUCUCCUUGCUCUGUUCUCUUGGCAAACCUACGAUGUUGGCUUACAGCUUAGGUCCUGCGUUGGAAACCAGCCUGAGACCUGGGGAAUAUGAGAAGAUGACUUACCGUUUUAUGUAUUUUUAUUACGUGCGUGGCUUUCUUCCCAGGAGGCAUCUCGAAGUGAUUAGCAGUGAAGUUUGGCUUCAGAAUACCUUCUGCUUGGGCUGCCUGUGAUGUGAGUCAUCAGGUUAAGGGUUGUUAGCUUUGACAGGGGAAAGAACGGCAUCUGCUGCUCUCCUAGGUUAGAACAUAUGGCAUGCACUUGUAGUUGGAAGGCAGGAAUGAAUCAAGGACCGGUUAACUUGACAGAAAUGCAUAUUCAGCUGGAGUAGAUGCAGAGUGGCAGCUACUGCUCAUUUGGUAGUUGCUUUCUGAACACUUUUAAGGUUGCAAGCAUUUGGAUUUAUCUGCACCUUAGGCCUCUGCAUGGAGCAGGAUGAACUGGUAGGAUCCUGUAGAUCCAGCUUGAAGGGGGUGGGCCCUUUUUCAUGCUCCCCUUAGGUAUGUCAUUGAAGCAAAUAAAAAAACCAAGUACAUCAGGAAAAGGGGUUCUAGACCAGUCCUCUAGUUUUCUGCUGGCUUGUAUAUGGUUGUGCAGAGAAGAAGAACAUUUUUUAAAAGAUAGCACUCCCUAUCUGAAAGGAUGCUGUCCAUCUACCACUUCAUGACUCUUAUUCCCUCUUUAUGCUGCCGCAUUUAUAGGCCAGGCAUGAAUCGGAGAGCAUCACUUCCUAGCACUAGUUCAAGUUCAGUUUCUUAGCCAUUUUAGCCACUGACUUUUGUAAAGAUGGAUGAGAAAACGGCAACAAGCAACAUUAAAAUUUUACUCGCUUUCUAGAAUAAAAACAGCCAUAGAGUGCAUAAAAGUGUUACUGUAUGUACAGGAAGAUUACUGUUCUCCAAAGGUCCCACGAAAUGGAGUUAUAAAAUCAUUUAAAAACACAGUACUAUUAAAUUCACGGCACAGUAAUCGUGCACUAAUGCUGCGUCCCGUUUGUCUGGCUUAAAUAUUCUGCAUCCUGCAGCUCUUGAUUGCUGUACACUCUUGUUCUGGAUACAAUACCUUGGCUUUUGUGAAGAGCUUUAAAAAUGUGUUCGGGGAUUUUUCCUAGAAUAAAAACUCAGGCUGAGUGCCAAACUAUUCAGCCAUAUUUUACGGAACUCUGUUGGAAGUACAACCUUUCAGCUGCCUGUUUCUCCUUUCAGCUCUGCCCAGCCUUGGCAAGCUGGUAUUUGUGCCUGAACCAGCAAAAUGCACAGGGGUUGUCAGUGGCAGAUGGUUUCUCCCCCCAAAGCAGGAAUGCUGCAAGUCCCACACAGACUUCUUAAGAAACUUCUUUCUGCUCCGUCUUAUCAAAAGCCUCUCUACUAAAAUCUCCACCCAUAGGUAGAUUCUAUCAGCCAUAAUAACUAAAUUGAGCUUCCAAGAUCAGGGGCAUUAUGUCUGCAGAGAGGAGCAACAGUGAGCGUGGAACUAGAUAUGAUUUGCCUAGGCCCUAGGACAACUAGUGAUGUGAGGUGAGAAUAUUCUCCGGACAACAAAGCAGGCACAAGGCAUGGGUGGAUUUCGAACCCCGAGCAGUUAUCACUCUCUUCCCUGCCGUUUGUUGCUGUUGGACAUGCUCUGGAGUUAUUUCCUCUCUCCUGCGCCUUUCUGCGCAAGAAAAAUGAGUUCAGGCAGUGUUAUGAAGCAAUACUGCAGACAUUUUUUCCUGCAACACAUCAUGUAACUUAACCGAAUUCACAGCCACGAGGCACAGUGAUGAAGUCCUACCAGUAAAUGUUGUUUCAUACUACAUAUUUUUCCUGAAUGUUUUAACACUUGGUGUUUGGUGCUGUCUAUUUAAGACACUCGGUCAAGCAGAUUUCGUUGGUUUGCUUUUCUCUGUCCAAACAUAAUGGGAGGGAAGAUGAGCACCUUCCUUUUCUUUCUUAUCUCAGAAAAGAGUAUUGUAUUCUUCCUUCUCUUACUCUUUCACAAACAAAGUCUGCCAUUAUUGAGACAGUAGUAACUGGAAACCUUGCCAGAUACCUGUUGGUGCUGAUCCUGAACACUCUACCCUGCACACAAACAUACACACUCCUAUUCUCUCCUUUCUCCUUGGUUCAUAGUAGCUAUAGCUUGUCAGUGCGACCAGAUCAGUUACUGUAAACAAUGGUUUACCUCCGAAAUGGUUUGGGAGUCCAAAACAGGCCUUGGAAUACUGUUUCAAGCUGCUGAACGCGCCUUAUUGCAGCUUGUUUUUUGGCCAUGUAAACACAUGCAGACAGUGUUUGGUCUGACAAGUCACAGACAAGAAAUGGCCUUGAAACACCUGGAUGUAUUCCUAGAAGAAAUAUUGACUAUAGCUAAAAGUCUCCAGGAAAUGCUGUGGAGGAAGUGCUUGGCAAAAAAGGUGUAAACACGGUUGACCCUGCCAAAUGCCCCCAGGAAUGAGAGGAUACAAUUCAAAAGCAGUUAAUGAAAGUGGUCCUCUGGCAUUAUUCCCAGCCACAUAGGAAAGAUUUGAUGCCUGAUGAGAAAUGGAUGCUUGGAGUACCGGCGUAGGGAAGGAGACCCACCCCCCUUAACUACUGACUGGUUUCGAAGGCCGCAGAAGGAAGGGCUGUGAUUUUCUCAGGGAAAUGGAGUGUGUUGGGUUUCGUGUUGGGCGCUCAAUAAUUCUAAUACUCUGGUAAAUGUUAGGUGUACUUCGAGCUCUUUCUCCCCAAAGAACUAUCACAGUUCAGUAAAUAGAACUGGCACCAGCCAGGGAGCUAAAGUCCCUGUUUACUGCUGGACAGUUUUGACAGAUUUUAAAACAUAUUUUAAAUUGUGUGUGUCUGGGGGGCAGGGGCGGGUAUUGAUAGAAGAAUGCGGUAUCUUGAUUUACAAGUGUUAAAGGAGGGCUUCAGCAUUGCCUCCACAUUCAUAGCUUCUUGUUGACAUCUAAGGUUAUUAAAAGCCUGAAACAAUAAAUGCCAUGGCAUUUUCCUUUGCCGCUUCUUUAAUAGCAACAUCGAGUUCCUUUGAAAUUUCAUUCUGUAUAUGUAAAAGUGCCUAACGAUGGGACAUGAGAUAGAAUGGACGAAAGAGUAAAAUUUAUUAUCUUGAGAAGAGUAUGGAGCAUCUCCAACUAUCUCAAAAAUAAAAUAAAAUAUGGAGACAGGAUGGGGAUCCUCUGACCCGUGAGUAGAAUGCUUUCCACCCAGCCACCAGGACUCAACUCCCUUCGGGCUACUGAGAGAAAGGAAAAGCAGGGGCAUAAUAGUAGUAGUAGUAGUAGUAGUAGUAGUAAACCAGAUGUGGAUUGGGAAGCUGAGGUAGGUGAUAGAAGGGCUCUAAACCUUUCCUCUCUGCUAGGAUCUCAGUCCAGAUUAGGGGGGCCCCACGCCUGCGGAUUUGCAUUGUCAAAAAACAACCCCAUGAUGAAAGGGAUCCCACAGCUCAAUUCCCUUUUUGCCAAUGCAAGGCCUGGGGAUCAUUCUGGAUCUGUUAUGUGCACUGGUGGAAAAACUCCAAUUGCAGUGUGUGUAUUUUGUGUGUUUAGGUAAGUAGGUAUGAAGGUACAUGGAUGGCUAGUUGGAUGGAUGGAUGGAUGGAUAGAUGCACAGAGAGACAGACAGACAGAGAAUUGUGUGUGUGUGCAUAAAGGAGACUGAGUAGAUCAAGGAUUCCCAACCUUUUUUUGGCCAUGCCCCACUUAAACAUCUCUAAAAUCCUGAUUCCUACCCCCACCCCAGUGACAUAUAAUUCUUAUUAUUCAAAAAGUGAACUCCUAUUCACAUGGAGGAAGCCUAAAAGGCCAUUAACUGUUAAUAACUCAUUCUCAAAUUGCCCCCCUGUGGGGCGUGUGCCCCACGUUGGGAACCACAGGAGUAGAUGGUGGAUCAAGGGGGUGUUCUUGUUGAGACAGAUUGAUAGGGAUGGUGCUUGUGAAUGUGAGAGAUGCCCACAUUUGACUCCACCCUGGGAUCCAGCCCCUGACACAUUUCCCCUGAGCUAAGAUUAGUCUGUAGCUGAAUAUAGAUCAGACCACAUUAAUGGGCCAUUUAAGGUUGCCAGGUCCUAAACUGACCAACUUGAGAGCCCAGGGGAUUUUAGGACUACACAUUGGUUAAUAGCAUAGCUUGCAGCUGAAACAGGUUGGUUUUUUAAAAAAUUUAAUCUGUGGGGGAGGAGUGAUUUGCAUCAGGACUAGUGCCCAGGGAGAAAAGGUUUAACCCUUCUCUCCCCAGCCAGGACCCUGCCAAUGUGAUCCUGUUGUGGCAGUGAGUCUGAAGGGGAAAAGUCUUCCUAGUGCCAGUGGGAGUUUUUUCCAUUGCCUCUUGCAGCACAUGGGUCACUUUUCAUCAAGUAGGAUUAAACUUGACCUCCUCAUGCACUGGAGUACCAAUGAAAAUCCAGGGAUCGGGCUUAUUUUUAAAAACAACAACUUGAUAUUACAGUUAAGCUCCAAUCCUAAAGGGAACUGGUACCUUUUUAUCUAGAUGCAUUUGGGCUCGAAAUGACCCCUUAAAGAUCAGAGCAAAAGUCUUAAUUAACCAAUUUUUGCCUCACCUGAUUUUAUCAAUAAAGGAGGGGCAGACAUACACACUUGGAAAAUUCAGAUGUUUUCAACUUUUCCAUCAAGUUGAGGUAUCAUCCUAGCUCUGAAGAUCUCAGGACAUUUGCCAUUCUGGGGACAAAGUGGUUUUUCGUUGAAUCGGAGCAAAUGGCAACCGGGUUUUCUGUGGGUUGCUGUUGGUUUCGAUUUAGCACUAAAGAGCAGGCUUUCUGGGGGAAAGUCAAAACCGCUUGUACCUACUCAUAGAACUACAUUGGCUCAUAGAAUCCUAGAGUAGAAAGGGACCCCGAUGAUCAUCUAGUCCAACCCCCUGCAAUGCAGGAAUAUGCAGCUGCCCUGUACGGGGAUCAAACCCACAACCUUGGCAUGAUCAGCAUUAAUCUCUAGCCAGCUGAGUUAACGCUACUUGUCCAGAAGCAGAAGUGUGGGUGAGCCCUUAGUUUCAUUCAAAAUAUGUCUUUCUUUCUUUUUAAAGCUAAGUAGAAUAAUUUAAAAAUAUAAAUUCUCAAGUGAUUCGUCAUGCUUGCCCUAAAAAACCUAUUCUGUUUGACGAAAGCAAGUGUUUACUCCCACUUGCUGAAGAGGCAUGUUUGAUCUUGCCCUGGUUAUUCAUAAAUCAGCUUUAAUGUCAGUUCGUUAUUACCAUCUGAGAGUGCUUUUCCUGUCUUUCACAGGCUUUGUAAUGGGUUUGGCUACAUGCCAAGGCCACUAGAACUUUUCUAUAGAAGCAGGGCUGGUUUAGAUAUUAGUUGGCCUCAUGCUUUUAACCCAUUGUCUUCUCCGGUCUCCUUUAACUGGUCUAAAUUUGAAGAUUGACAGGAGAAAAGUAACCUUGUAAGUGGCAUUUUCACCCAGAUGCUAUAAUGCCCAUUACAGUUUUCUAAUGCAAAGCACGGUAAGUGCUCACUGGUAGAUGUUUGGUUAUUUGGUGUGUGCUGAUCUGUAACAGAGAACCCUGUGUAGAAAAUAAAUAGCCAAUGUAAAUUCCAAAGUAGUUAGUCAUAUUCCAUUCUAAGGAAGCAAAUGAAUGUGAGGAAAUGGGUGUUGCAAUGGUUUGAGACGAAGAUAUAACCCAGAAAAAUGUGUGUGUGUAUUUACCAAGUAUCUAAUGAAGGGCCUUAUCUGAAGUCACUUGCUAUGUCUCCUACCUUCGUACAUUCCAAAGGCGAAUUUCAAUGUCUUCAGGUGAGACAGAGCACACAAGAACCACUUUAAAUGUUACAGUGUGCAAUAGGAAUACAAUAGUUUCGCUUAAGCCCAAUGUUAACCACACUUUUUGUGUCUAGAAAUUAGUAUAAAAUAUGUAGCACAGUAAGUUUCUAAGCAGCUAAAGUGCAACUUCCCGUCACCUAAAUCUACUCUUUACUUUAGAGGAAAGGAGAAACUCUUUGAAUUAAUUGACGGUGCAAAAAGACCCAUAAAGAAACAUGUGGGGUUGUUUUUUCCCCCCUUUCAAAUAUUUUUAGAGCACUAAACUGUCUGUGUUUUGAACCAUAAAGGCAACCAUAUAAGAUCAGCUGAGACACCUUAAUAGCCCAAAUGUACUUUUUUUUUUUUUUGUCUUAAACAUUUCAGGCCAUAGCACAAAACACAGAUCUUAAAGACCGGUUACGCAGAAUACAUGCCGAAUCUGUGCUUCUUGAUUCAGCAGCUAAUGCAAAAUCCAGCCCUGAUUUGGCAAAGGUGGGUAUAGAUUUUUCUGCCCUGGUUUGGCAAAGGUGGGUAUAGAUUCCCUGUCCUUCUGCAAAGCUGCUUGCUGCUUCUCUCCCCCACCUCAGCCCAACCAAUACCCUGCUUCUUUUUUCCACCCCAUUCAGCUGCUCCUUUUCCUGUGCUUAUGACUCAUCUGUUGUGACAUGAAUUAUUGUGCAUACUUCCCAUAGAACAGUUUUAUUUCCAAGCAUGUUUUCGGUGCUUUUUGCUGACAGCCAAGUUGCUGCCCUUCCGCUGCUAGAGUUUUGUUAGCAAAAGUUGUCCUGUCGUUUUCUUUGGUGUCGCUGAACAGUUUUGUGUCUCUAACUAGUUUUCUAUAGUUCCUUCCAUUACAGCUUUUGCGUGUGCGCUCACACACACACCUCGCGUGUCAUGAGACACAACUUGCAUUCUGUUUUGUAAAUAGCCGAAGUAGAAUAUUUUAACACUGCUCAUCAGCCUGAAAAGCACAUCUCUCAAAAGCUACUGGGGGGGAAAGUGCUAUAAUAUGCCAAUGCGCCAGCAUCCUGCCAGGUUCUUGAUAUUUGGAAGAAUAAGGUGAAAUCACAAAGCAUCGCUGGAGCUUCAGAGUCUCCCAGCCAGUAGCCAAGUUUACCUCUUUGCUUGAACGUCUCUCUGGCACUUGCAACUGCGAUUUCCAUAAAGCUGAACAGAAAUAUAUUUAUAAAUCAUAGCAGGUAGAUAGCGGCUAUUUUAAUGAAGGAAGCGGGGCUGUAUUACUUACAACACGCUCUCUAAAUUUUGACUAGCACAAUAACUUAGUCUGAUCUCAUGUAAUACUUUUUGAGAAGCCAGAUAGAAAUUGGUAGGCUGAUUUAACAUUGACUGACAUUUUGAGUAAACAGGUGGUGCCGGUGAGCACCUCGCGAUUAAACUCUGGAACGUACCGUGUUAUGACUUGGAAGGGAGGCAAGAUCAAAAAUUAAUGACCUUGUUGGCACGUAGUGCUGGGUCAGUAGUGCUUCCUAUGUACUUUUUUCGCUGAUAACACAGAGACUCACAAUAACACCACAUUCACAAGAGGCAGCAGAGAAUGCAUGCAAGGGCUGUGACAGCCGCCAACAUAGAUAGAUGGUUUUAAAAGAGGAUCAUACAAAUUCAUGGAGGACAAAACGAUCAAUGGUGCUAGCCCUAAUGGCUGCUGGCAGUAGUGGCUACGGUGUACCUCAGAGGCAGGAUGUCUUUGAAUACUGUUUGCUGGAAAUGACAGGGACGGGAUUACCAUUUUGCUUAGGUUCAGCUUGUGGGCUUCCCAUGGGCAUCUUUUGCACACUCUGAAUAUCAUGCUUUGUGUGUUCUUACACCCCCACUACGUUCUGUCCACAGUAGUAGGCAUAACAUAACCGUAUUUUUUGGGGGGGCGGGAUAAAAAUACACGCAAGGGCACAGUUUUAGCUGUGAGUUAAUUCUUUAAAUAUAUAUAUUUUUAGAUUCGUGCCAAAAUGCUUCUUUGAUUUUGUGCAAAUUUUAAAAUCUUUUGAAAACUAAACACAUCUUCUUAAAACAUCACUAUCUAUAAAGAAUUAUAAUGGAGGUGUGUGAAAAGAAGAGAGGUGGAAAAUAGGGCUCAACCUGAUGAGAAGUUUAAAAAAGAUGGAAGGAUUUGCACUAACUUCUUCAUUUGCAGAAACUCUGCUACUGUUCCAUUUUAUUUUAUUUUAAGCCGGCGUUUGUGAAUGUUCAAAAGAAACAGGCAGGAGAACAACUGUUUGCUCACUUUUUAGGGGCUGUCUGUGUGAUGUUGUCAUCAAAGUAGCAAUUCCAGAACCUGCUCUGAUUGUUGAUCAGGAUGAUGUGCAUAGACUUCACCAGUUCUGAACACGUGAUUUGAUUUAUUAGACUUGUAUAUCAAUUUAUGGGACACGGGUGGCACUGUGGGUUAAACCACAGAGCCUAGGACUUGCCGAUCAGAAGGUCGGCGGUUUGAAUCCCCGCGACGGGGUGAGCUCCCGUUGCUCGGUCCCUGCUGCUGCCAACCUAGCAGUUCAAAAGCAUGUCAAAGUGCAAGGUACUACCUUCUGGUGGGAAGGUAAACGGCGUUUCCGUGCACUGCUCUGGUUCGCCAGAAGCAGCUUAGUCAUGCUGGCCACAUGACCCAGAAGCUGUACGCCGGCUCCCUCGGCCAAUAAAGCAAGAUGAGCGCCGCAACCCCAGACUCGGCCAUGACUGGACCUAAUGGUCAGGGGUCCCUUUACCUUUACCUAUCAAUUUAUACUUAAAAAAAAAAAAGAAGUAUCAAAAUGAUGUACAGUGGUACCUGGGGUUAAGAACUUAAUUCGUUCCAGAGGACCAUACUUAACCUGAAACUUUCUGAAGCAAAGUUCUUAACCUGAAGCACUGUUUCUGGGUUAGUAGAGUCUGUAACCUGAAGCGUAUGUAACCUGAGGUACCACUGUACAAUAUUUUUAAUACACCGAAGCAUGAUAAAACAUAUUAACAUAGGAAACUGCCACAUACAGAGUCAGACCAAUGGUCCGUGUAGUUCACUGUUGUCUACACUGACUGGUAGCUGCUCUCCAGCAGGAGUCUUUCCCAGCCCUACCUGAGAAGGUCAGGGAUUGAGUGACUGUAAUAACAAUAUCACUGAAGCUGCCCAGGACGCUAAAAACAUUUUUACGCAGCCCUGAAAUCAUAGUAAAGUAGACUCCUAUCUGGGAUAGGAGCAUUCCUAUCUGGGAAGCUCAUUGAAAAGACAGAGAAGGCAUACUCUGUAGUCACCCAUUCUCCAUACUUAUUUUGGACACAGCAAAAGGUGUGUCUCAGAUAGUCUAAGCAGGAAAAGAGACGGUCCUUAGGUAUUGGGGUUGCAGUGAGGCUGGAGGGGAAGAAGCGGGAGUUCACAGUUUAGAAUUAAAAGAUGUUACCAACAGUGGCUGGGUUUUUUUAUCCGUUAUUUUCAUAAUGCAUGCCUGGAAAAGACAUUUGAAGAGACAAUGCUUUUAGAGAAGCCUGUAAACUUUAGCCCGUCCUUGGUCUGGAUGUAUUUCAUUUUGCAGCUGAACCAUAUGACAUUAUAUUUAUAUUAGAGUUUGUAAUACGAUAUUCCAAACCCAGGUUUUGCAAAAUGGGUUUUGAGGAUGCAUUGAUUUUUCAGUUUCAAGAGAUGCAAUUGAUCUGCUUUGGAUGGAAUGUUGUUGGUGAAUUAUCCUUCACAACCGUAUAUUUCUGAUUGCUAAAGAUUAGUUGUCUUCCUUGAGCUGCAGGAACGGCCAAGCUGUGUUCUUAGGUGCAGUGUCAGGACUUUAGCCUCCCAUCAGUUUUGAACUGGCAGUGGCUUAACUUGUGCACCGCCACUGAGCUUUGUUGAAAGCAGAGAGCUUCAGGAAAUAAGCCUCAUCUGCCAAGGAAGUUUCCCUUGCACUGGUAGGGCAGUACUGGUCUGCUGAUCUUCCAUUAGCUCUGUAAAAUCUUCUGGUUCAGGACUGUUAACCAUCUAAGUUAUAAAGUGACAAGCUCUUACUAUUUGCGAACUUCCUUUCUUCCCUCUCUGUUUUUUACACGAUGGGGCUGAGGUUUAAUAUUGGGAGUUGUGUGUUUGUUUUUUUUGUUAACAGAUGGGCUAUACUAACACAGUGGUGCCUCGCAAGACGAAUGCCUCGCACGACGAAAAACUCGCAAGACGAAAUAGUUUUUCGUUUUUUGAGUUGCUUUGCAAGACGAAUUUCCCUAUGGGCUUGCUUUGCAAGACGAAAACGUCUUGCAAGUUUGUUUCCUUUUCCUUAAAACCAUUAAUACCCAGAGUGCAUUGCUUGAAGAGGUGCAGUUGCGACUUCGCAAGACGAAAAAUUCGCAAGACGAAAAAACUCGCAGAACGAAUUAAUUUCGUCUUGCGAGGCACCACUGCAUAUGGAUACCUUCCCCAGAACCUUUGGGUCACAAACCGUGAAGAAAUGGAAAAAUGAAGAGUUGUAGUGAUGUUUUAUAUGGCAUAAUCGUGGCUGUAACUGCUAUGUAUUGCAUUACACCAAAUCUAUUGGUUGAUUGAUUUUUCCAUUAAAUAGAACCAUAUUAAGCUUUAGACAUUGUCAAACGAACAAGAAACAUAUGUUUUUACCCAUCCUACUUUGGUAACAGCACCUCUUCUCCUUUCAUGAAUGCUUUGGUCCAUCAUGGUGUAUUUAUUGAUAAAGGUAAACCUAGCAGUUCAAAAGCACACUAGUGCAAGUAGAUAAAUAGGUACCACUGCAGCGGGAAGGUAAACAGAGUUUCCGUGCACUCUGGUUUCCGUCACAGUGUUCCAUUGCUCCAGAAGCGGUUUAGUCAUGCUGGCCACAUGACCCAGAAAGCUGUCUGUGGACAAACACCAGCUCCCUUGGCCUGAAAGCGAGAUGAGCGCCGCAACCUGGUUGUUGCCUUUGACGGGACUUAACUGUCCAGGGGUCCUUUACCUAUUUACUUUCUUACUUAUUGAUGCUGAGCUUCUCUUGCAUAAGGCCAAAUCUAAGAAUCCUAGUAACUUACUUGAAAGCCCACAAAAAACUAUCAGUGAUGUAGCUAAGGCUCAUGGAGGCGAGUGUUGACUUUAAUGAGUUAUUUUAAAAAUAUGUGUAGUGCCAAGGCCUGACACAUCGAAUAGCUCUUGAUAGUUAAGUGACCAAAUUAUCAGAACUAAAGCAGCAAAGCUGUUGAGUGGAAAACACUCUUGUAAAUGCCUUUUUUAAUAGAAAAAACACAUUACAGAUAAGCUUGUGGAUAAGCUAAGGACGUCAGUUUCGAUUAGCCAAGUGUGCUGCUUACUUCCCAAUCAAAAUCUGUAAAUGGCCCACAGAAUUGUAGAGUUGGAAGGAGCCUCUGCCAGAUGCCUUGGGAGGUUAAAGAACCUUUCACUGGCACAGAAAGAUUGCCCAGAUUUUACCCACCUCAAGUCUGUGUAAAAUGAAAUUAUGAAGUAGCCUUCCCCGUGCAAAUGUUUUUGGAUUACAGCUCCCAUCAUACCCAACCAUCGGCCAUGCUUGCUGAUGUUGCAUUUUGACAAGUCAACACAAGUGUAUUGAGGGGUAUUGAUACACCUGCCAAAUUCUCUGUGGUGGACAACAGGAAAAGGUUUUUAAAAAAUGAUUAAAAUGGGAGCUCGCUCGCUCCCUUUUUUUUCUUUUUGUUUUGUGAAACAAAGCAAUUAGCUUGAUUUGAUGAAGUGUCGGGGGCACUACCACUUUCCUGUCCUGCUUUAUUUUCACAAGGGACGUGCAGAAAGUUAUUCAGAGCCUCUUGUUUAUCAAGCAUUUGUUCUGAUUUGCUUGUGGGGAGUUUGUAGGACAUUUGCAUCAAGCAAUUGUUUCCUCAUACUUCCCAAUGCACAUUCCCACUAACUUAACACAAAAAGCCCCAUUUCUCAAAGCAGGUUUGUUGCACAAUCUGCUUUAACUCUUCCAUCCAAACUUGCCGUACGUAUGACUGUGUCUCAUCCAUUAAAUAAAAAAAAAACCAGUAGUAAUAGCUUGAAAGUGAUCUUAGAGCUUAAGCCUGUUGAUUUAUUGUGGGGAAGAACAAACUGAUAAGGAGUGUUCUAGCAACUGUCUUUCAGGCAGUGCAAAACAAGAUGUGAGGGCGGAAAAGAAUUAUAAGAAGUACAUGAUGCCUGCCUUUAUUUGACAUUUUGCUGAAUCCUUCUGUGCUUUUGCUUCUUGUGUCCUUUCUAAAGUGCAUGCUGCCCUCAGUUCUUUUUACUGAAGGGAGUAUCCAAGGUGCUACUUUCCAGAUGCUGGCCUUUGGCAAUGCUAGCUGAGACUGAUGUGAAUUGGAGCCCCACAUCAUCUGGAGAGCAACAGAUUAGCUACCCCUGUUUUGCAGCCUGUACUUCAGUUUUUCAGUAACAAGGCUCCUGGUCACUGGUUUUUUUUCUUCCCAUAUGAGGUUUGGCGACAUGGGGUUUCUCUUCCCUUCCCAAUUUCUCUGCAUUUCUCUCAUAGAUAGAUAGAUAAUCUUCAUUUAAUUUUCUGUUUUACAAUUUAGAAUACACAUUUAAACAUCCUUCAGAUAUCAGUGACUUCCCUUCUUCUCUUUCCAUGGUUCAUUCUGCAUAUCAUAAAUCCCUGCAUAUUUUACAUAUUCCAUUAUUACAUCCCUCAAAACUUAUUUACACUGUUGAAUUUAUCUUAAUGCUGCCAACGUUUUCAGGUGUACACAAUUUCCCCCAUAUAUUCAGUAAACAUUUUCCAAUAUUCCCUUAUGUUCUUCUUGUUCUCUUAUUCUAUACGUUAAGUCCGCCAGCUGCACAUAUUCCAUCAACUUAAGUUGCCGUUCUUCUUUAGUUGGGACCUCACUCGUUUUCCGUUUUGGGGCUGACAAAACACAGGCCACAGUAGUAGCAUACGUAAAUAACCUUUUUUUGACACCUGGGAAUUUCCGUCUGAAUGAUCCCCAAUCCAUGUUUCUCUGUGGUUGCGGUGACAGUGGAUACUCUGUUCACAUCUGCCAUUCUUUUUAUUAUGCUUGAUUUUACAUAUAGGGAAAUGUGUCUUCUGCCAGAUCAUUAGUGGACCCCACAAGCAGCAAGCAGCACUUUUAAACAAAGUAAAUGGAACCCUAUGAAGUGUGGCAGAAUGCUGGGGCUGCCUUGCUUCCUCUGCUCACCCUAUAAGCUUGUUUGAGCAAAUAGUACAGUGGUACCUUGGUUCUCAAAUGCCUCGGUACUCAAACAACUUGGAACCCAAACACUGCAAUCCUGGAAGUAAGUGUUCCAGUUUGCGAACUUUUUCCGGAAGCCGAAUGUGCUCUGUUUUGAGUGUUACGCUUCCAAUUUGAGUGUUACACUGAGGCCUGUCUGUUUUUGCUAUUUAUUUUGCCUUUUUGUUUUUGUGACUGUGUGGGACCCAGUUCAGCUAUUGACUGAUUGUGUGACUGCAGUACAUUUUUUAUUGCUUUCAUUUUAUGGAUCAGUGGUCUCGUUAGAUAGUAAAAUUCAUGUUAAAUUGCUGUUUUAGGGGUUGCUUUUAAAAGUCUGGGACAGAUUAAUCCAUUUUGCAUUACUUUCUAUGGGAAAGCGCAUAGUUGGAACGCUUUGGUUUUGGAACGGACUUCCAGAACGGAUUAAGUUUGAGAACCCAAGGUACCAUUGUAUGUGGCUUUUGGUAUCUUUGGGGCUGAAACUCAAGGGUAGGGCAUCCACUUUGAAUGCAGAAGGUCCGAGAUGCGACCCCUGAGAGUCUCUGACAGUCAAUGUCGACAUAGGGCAACUCCCUCUGUGUUCUGCACUUAACAAUGACACUUUCGCUCAAGUCUCUUUUCCGUCUCUCAUUUGCAGGAAAACUCGGACGACGAGAACAGGGGUCUAGUUCACCAGCUUUCCAACGAAAGUCGGCUGUCUAUAACAGAUUCGCUCACCGAGUUUUUUGAUGCUCAGGAAGUCUUGCUGUCUGCCAGCUCUUCAGAAAAUGAGGUCUGGGCACCGGCGUCGGAAGCAAUGGUCUCAUGUCGCUUGUUUCAAAGCUGUUUGACCUUUACCGUCUCGGCACACUAAUUGCAAACCCAGGGCAGCAAGCGACAUGUUAUGUACUAUUCAGAAUACACAAUUAUUUACCACUGCUAGGUUUAAAAAGCAGUUUGAAAAGGGGAGAGGAGGGGCUUGCAGGAAAUGCUGCUUAUAGAUGUUACCAUGAAGGUUGUUUUGUUUUGUUUUUUAAAAAAACAUAUGUUCAAAUAUUAUUUGCCCUGUGUCUGUCUGACAAAUGUUACAAAGAUUUGUGGGUGGGUGGGUAUUAAGCAUUGGGAUGUGUAUUUAGGCUUUUGUUUUGCUCCUGACACACACAAGUAGAGUCCCUAACAGCAGGGUUUUGUCGUUGCAAUAUCCAUUUCAAACUUCAUGGCCUCUUUUUAUCCACUUUUUCAGUUUCCCAAAUACUGUGGUGGUGUUCUGCAUGUUCCUUUUAAUCAGAAUGAAAGCAUAUUUCCUUCCGCCUCAGGUAUCUGAUGAUGAUUCAUACGCAAGUGAUGUGAGUGAUAACAUCUCUGAAGACAACCUAAGUAACGACAUAGAGAAUGAAAGGCAAACCCUCGGUAGGAGUUACAAAUUUCUUUGUGGUCUGUCCUGAGGGUUUCUGCUUUCUCUUUACCAGAAACUUGCAGUGCAGAAAUGAAGAUGCAGACACGUUCAGGAUUGUGUUUCCUUUUAAAGGAUUAUUUUUGCAACAGUGAAAUGGCACACAGUGAUCUCUCCCCAUGUAGGAGAAACCACCUGGAAAUAAUAAUAAUAAUAAUAAUAAUAAUAAUAAUAAUAAUAUAAUACCACCAUAUACCCGCAGGUCUCAGGGCGGUUCACAACAUGAAAUCACAAUACAAAUGCGCAAAAUACAUAAUAUGAAUAAAAACAAGAACCACAGAGCUCAGAGGUUCUUGCCCUCCCUUUCCCAUCCCCUCUGUAUAGGCUUUGGAGCCUGUACACAAAUCCUUCAUCCCUAGUAAUGGCCUGAUGCGCUGCAGCACACAAGGUCAAAGAAGGUGUGGGGAGGAACAUAGCUCCAUUGACUCCCAUGACAUUGCUUCCAAACGCACAGCACUUAAGUGGGGAUGGAUUGUGCCCCAAGGCCUUAGUCCAGUAAGCAUGCAGCAGUUACCCACUUUUGUCACACAAGGCCCAGGUGUUUCCAUUCCAGGCUGUGCUCUUGCUGAAGUGAUAUUUCUUUCCCCUUCCGCUUGAUCGAGAGGUGCCAACUGCAAUAAAAUAUGGCGGGGCAGGUAAGCCCCCCCCCCCCAUGAUGGAUCACAAGGCUUGGCAGACACACAACAUUUUAAUGGCAAUACCCAUCAACUUGUCAGGAGUUCAGCCUACACUUGAGUAGGACUCUAGCAGAGACACAUGCCCGACUGGCAUGUUCCCUUCCUCCUGGUCGAUCGUUUGGGAGCUUCAUAAGCUUUCUUCAGUCCAAACAUCACAACAACCGAUGCCAACUGACACCGGCACACUUAGGGAUCUGCAGAGUUUGUGCACCUUGCGUGACAGACCUCAGCAACUCAGCAUUUUGGCUAAUCUACUUUAUUUACAUAUAAACACACACGGAGCACUGCAACAUAGCUCCCUCUAGCAUCAGACAGCAAAGAGAAAAAGAACAAGGGACAAUAGUCCCACUUCACAGAACACAGUAAUACAAACAUCCUGUUUCCGUCACUUCCCACUCUGUGGAGUCAAAACAUAUACCAUCAUGUGAAAGACAGAAAUCCCAUGACUGCAAUCAUAGAUCAGGAAUUCUAACACAACUUUGGGGAGGGCCGGCCCCCUCAAAUAUUUUAUGGGUGGGGGGCCAAAAGGAGUUGGCUCUUAUGCACUACAUUUACUGGUUGUUGUUUUCUCUUUCUUCACAAAGGAGGCAGAACAAACAGAACGGUCCAUACCUAUCAAACAUAUAUGCUUUCCCUGGAAUAAAAAGUCCUGCUUAAAAUGUGGCAGGGUGUUGUUGUUGUUUUUAAAAAAGUGUAGCUGAUAAAACAUAUGGCACCUUUGGGAUUCUUCUCCAUGGUUCUGGACUGGCAAUUAGCUGCACUGGUCCCACGUUGCGCAUCGUUGGUGCUGGAAUUUAAAAACUAAUUUCCUACUUCAGUACACAGAGAUGAUCUUCCCAAUUCAGGCAAAAUUAAACACUUGCUUAAAAUGGGGAGCAAUUUAGUUUCAGGGAAACAGAUGGGGGGAAUAGAGAGCCAAUUUGGUGCAAUGGCUGAGGAGUCUCAAAUUCCUGCACAGUUAUGAAACUUUGCUGGUUGGUCUUGGGCAAGCCAUAACCUACAUCCUCUUCAGGACUGUGUUGAAAGGAAGCCUCUUUGUGUUUUGCUACAACUGCAAAAGUGUGGAUAUUAACCAUGGGAUGUUGCCAAAUUUAAUCCUGGCCUCUGUCUUCUAGACAGUGUUCCCGACGACAGCUUGGAAUGCCAUUCUAAGCGGAGGACGUGUCUGCCGGCUCCGUGUCCCAACACUAGUAACAUCAGCCUCUGGAACAUUUUGCGGAACAACAUCGGGAAAGACCUCUCCAAGGUGGCCAUGCCAGUGGAGCUGAACGAACCGCUGAACACUUUGCAGCGCCUCUGCGAGGAAUUGGAGUACAGCGAAUUGUUGGAUAAAGCGGCACGUACGCCCAACCUGUUUGAGAGGAUGGUAAGAGGAAAUUGGGUCCCUCGGCAGCUCUAGAAGGAAAGUGAGUUCUCUUUUGCAUGUCCACAGGUAUAUAAUGGUUCGUGCAUCAGCUGUCAGGAGCAAGCUGGCCAACAGUAAAUCACACCAAGUAAGUGGAGUUAACGCUUGACCAGAAGAAACAGGAGAUGAGCACAGGAACUCUUCUUCGGUAGGUCUUGCCCCUAUGAAGCAGUUGCAGAGACUGGAGAUUCCUGCCUUCCCACAGUUUUCUUUGUCCGCAGGUGGCACUGUGGUCUAAACCACUGAGCCUAGGGCUUACUGAUCGGAAGGCUGGCGGUUCGAAUCCCCGUGACAGGGUGAGCUCGGUCCCAGCUCCUGCCCACCUAGCAGUUCAAAAGCACGUCAAGUGCAAGUAGAUAAAUAGGUACCGCUCCGGCAGGAAGGUAAACGGCGUUUCUGUGCGCUGCUCUGGUUCGCCAGAAGUGGUUUAGUCAUGCUGGCUACAUGACCCGGAAGCUGUCUGCAGACAAACGCCGGCUCCCUCGGCCAGUAAAACAAGAUGCACGCCACAACCCCAGAGUCAUCCGCAACUGGACUUAAUGGUCAGGGGUCCUUUACCUCCUCUCCAGGGCUUUGCCCAAGCAAUCUGAGACUGCGUCUGUGUGCCUGCCUCUGCUCCUUCCCCUCCCUCUGUUUCUUUGUAUUUGCCUUCUGGAAGCUAUUUGGUGGUGUUAUGAUUGCAGGGUGCCUGGACCCCCCAUGAAAAGCACAAUAAACUGUUUUUGCGCCCCUUUCAUUCUGUACAUGAAGCAGACAUUCUGGCUGCCAUUCAGAAAAAUUCACGCUGACAACUCCAUCUGCCCUCGAUGGAGCUUUGACAUGGUUUGUCAUGGGAGUCUACCUCUGCUAUUUCUAUGAAUUGAUCUGGAGAUGCUUAUUGUGCUUUUAAUGAGAAUGAAACCAUAAUAAAAAUCAAGUAGUCGUUUUAUUCAUUGCAAUGGAAUUUAGUUCAAAACAGCCAUUUAAUUUUUGUUUUCUUCUUAAAGUCUAUUGCAAUUCAGGAACUUUAGUGUCAUUCUGUAAAUACUGAGUCAUGUUCCCAUGCUAAAGAUAUUGUUCCAGAUUGCAGGAAACAUAUCUGCAAAUAUUAAAAUUGCAAAGUAGAGAGAAAAUGGUGUCUGCAGUCAGUGUGAGAUCAGAACAUCCUCCCCCCAAAAAUCAGUUUUUUAAAAAAUCAAAAUGCAGCAAGACAUGACACAUACCCCUUUAUUAAUGACCAACAUAAUAUGAUGUCUUCUGUUUGUAGGUAUAUGUGGCUGCUUUUGCCGUGUCUGCUUAUGCAUCCAGUUACUACAGAGCUGGAAGUAAGCCUUUUAAUCCUGUGCUUGGAGAAACCUACGAAUGUAUCCGAGAAGAUAAAGGCUUUCAGUUUUUUGCUGAACAGGUACUUUUCUGUUGUGGUCCAGGCUGAAAAAUUUGCUAGUUCUGAUUAUGUGGCAGGAGGUUAAUUUUAUACUGAAUUGCUUCAGUUGACUUUUGCAUGCAUACAUAACUUGAACUGAGAUUGUUGAAAGCUGUGGAAUAGCGUGGUUACUUUGAGAAACCACCUCCAAAUCCAUAUAUUUUAGAGUGGGUGCCUUGCACUUUAGUGUUUUCUUUACACUCGCUAAAAUAUUUUACUUUUACCACUGCCCUGUGUAUCCAGAUGCCAAGUGAAUUAUAUCCCUUAGUUUCCUGGCAGUAACUAUACAUAAACUUGAUACAAAACAGCACAGGCUCCACUUUAAAGUGAAAAGCAAAAUUAAUUAUAUUUUAAAUGACUACAGUAUAAAUAGAUGGUUAUGUUAGCUUGUAUGGUUACUUUAUGCUGAGCUUGGUUGCUAUUUCUUGUAGCUCAGAAAUCGUACUGUUUCUUUUCCGUUAUUUAAAUCUGUAGCAAAUUUCCGUAAACCACUCCAACCCGAUUAAACACUUCUCAGUCUAGAGACUAUAUUUCUCUAAGGUGAGACAGAAAUGAACUUCAGAAGGGCACAUUAUUACUCAACAGGAAAUACUUCACUUUUUCUCAGGCCUGAUCCUUAUCGUGUACAAAAUAACACUCUCUAACAAUAGCUCUGACCGGAAACCAAACUUGACGUUCAACUGCCUUCUUUUGUUAUUUGUGUUUCCCUGCAUCUUUAUUUUAUUUUAUUUUUGGAUUUAUUUUAUUUUUUUGGAUUUUAUUUCUUUGCAAGUGACUUGAUUUAAGACAGUUUAUAUACCGACAUUUAUUUGUUUUUAUUAUUUAUUUUAAAAAAUAACAGUCCUCAUUAACAAAUUAGUGUUAAUCGCUUUACACCUGCUCUUCUGGGUUGUUUUUCUAAAACGUUUUUUAAAAAAUGUUUCGUUCUCCAUAUCCAACGCUGGUUUUGCUAUCACAAGCUCCCUCUUGUGGUCAGUGCUGUGCUUAAAAUAAAAUGAAACUAUUAAAAUAAUUCAUGAGAGAGGAAUGGAAGUCAUUUAAAAAACCAAAAACCUGUAGCUGUAACGGUAACUUUUCCCUUCCUCUUAGGUCAGUCACCACCCACCUAUAUCUGCAUGUCAUGCUGAAUCUGAUAACUUUGUGUUUUGGCAAGGUAAUUUUUUAGCUUAUUCUCUCUGGUUUUGACUUGAAUAUGAAGGAAAUCUAUAAGCUCAAACAUUAGUGGCAGAUGUUAGGGCAGCUUCAGAUGUUGUGCUGGCUGUGCCAAAGCAUCUCUUUGUAGGCAUUAUGGGGAAGCAUAGACAUUGACAUAACAAACAUAUGUAUCCUCAACCUUGGCUAACCUCAAGCAGCCUUCACCAGCAUGGUGUCUUCCAGAUGUUCUGGGCUGUAGCUCCCAUCAGCGAUAAUGGCUGGGGCUGAUGGAAGUUGUAGCCUAGAACAUCUGGAGGACAUAAGGUUGGUGAAGAUCCUUGGACCUUAGGAUUUAGUGAACCAUCUGUAAUUGAGACAGCUUGAUGUAGCCAGUUUGGAGGAGGGUGUUGUUUUAGAAAUGGCUGCUUACCGCCUUCCCAGUAAGCGGUGGUUGUGGCACCACCCAGGUCCCCUCGCUGCACGACGCCAUCUUUGCGGCCGUUGCUGCGUCCCCUCGUAUGGUGCUGGGGUCCAUGGGUUCCCGCGAGGACCCUCAAUUCAAAUAGGCCAAUCUGUGGCAUCUCAGGCGGGCAGGUCUUGGGGAGCAGACCUGGCUGAAGCAGGCUUCACUCAGGUCCACUUCCCACCUAUUUAUCUCGGCUGGCCCUGCUUGCAGCAGCGCAGUCGGCCGGGAGCAUCACAUUUGUAGUGUUCAUUCAUUUAGCCUUCUCUAGUCGAGUGCAUCAGAGCAAGGGGACUCUGUAGCUGGGCACACAAGGCAAUUGAUAUCAUCUUGCUACCAUAGACUUGAAACUGGUCUGUGGUAUCAAUACUACUCUACAAUAAUAGCAUAUACAGUGGUACCUCGGGUUACAUACGCUUCAGGUUACAGACUCCACUAACCCAGAAAUAGUGCUUCAGGUUAAGAACUUUGUUUCAGGAUGAGAACAGAAAACGUGUUCCGGCGGCGCGGCGGCAGCAGGAGGCCCCAUUAGCUAAAGUGGUGCUUCAGGUUAAGAACAAUUUCAGGUUAAGAACAUACCUCUGGAACGAAUUAAGUACUUAACCCGAGGUACCACUGUAUAAGUGGUUUUUUUUUGUGUGUGUGUGUGUCUUUUUAAAAACACACAGAAACAAUGUAAUAAUACAACAUUUUUUGAACAAGCCAAUAGGAAAACAAAUUCUUGCCCGUUUCUCCAAACAUUUGAAUUGAAAGCAAGGGCACAGUUAAACUGCUACACACUAAGCCCUAUUGAGUUUACAUUUGAGCAGCACUGAGUGGGUUGCACUCAGGGAAACGAAUGCAAGGACAGCUGGCUUAUGCUUAAGUCUUCUGGAAACCUCCACUACUCAAGACACUGAAGUAUUGUAUUCUCUGCUUGUCAUAAAUGUUUCAGAUGACUUCAUUGUCUAAAACAAGAGUCCGGUUCCAAUCUCCAAAGAGGAAAAAUUAAAGCAUCUAGCAAAAUAUGCUGUGGUUAUACGAACUGCCAUGAUUUAGGAAUCACGAUAUGUUUGCUUUAAGCAUCUUAAGUCAGUAUAACUAUUAGUCACCAGGCUGAGUUUUGUCCUGGUUAUAUUCAGCACCAUUUGAAGCUUAGGAGCUGUGAUAUUACGGUAGUGAAAUACGAGAUUUCACUAUAGAGUUACAUCUGACUGCAAAUCUGUAAAUGAGCAAUGGAAUGUAUACUGGCCAUAGUUUUGUGCAAAGUGAAUGAGCCGUGGCAAAUUUCAGGCUCAUGUACUCCUCUCUCCUCCUUUAGUGUGGCUUGUUCAGAUUUGGUUGAACCAUGGUCAGUUGUGUUGUCUGUGUGGUUCGCUUUAGUUAUGAUUCAUUUCAAACAGGUCACUUCCAACCAUGGUUUCUGAAGCUUCUUGUUUAAAGUAACCAUUGUUAUUGUCAGCCACAGUUUCAGGGCUGCACCAAGCUGUAGUUAACUAAAAGUGAACACAAAAGCUUCCAAAGUCAUCAUCAUGGGUAACUGGGAGCAUAAGAGAGAAUCCAUGAACUCCAUGUUUAGUGUGAUUGCUCACAUACCGCUAAACUAUGGUUUAGCAUGACAUUCAAACACAGCCACUGUUUGAUACCUUUGUCAAUUUAUUGAUGGUCUCAGGCUUAAAGUAAAACCCUUAGUAAACAAUUCAGCUCAACAAUAGCAAUAUGUGUUUGGUGUUAAGGAUGUACUUAGUUUAUUACUGACUUUUUAAUUGAUUUAUUUUUUAAAAAUUUCAGAUAUCAGAUGGAAAAACAAAUUCUGGGGGAAAUCCAUGGAAAUCGUGCCAGUUGGUACAACACAUGUAAUUUUGCCAGCGUAAGUUCUAUAAUUGUAUGCGGGCUGUAGUUCACGUUUUGCAGCUCUGGGGUUGUCAAAACUCCUUUAGCACAAAAAUCUCCAUAUUUUUUCACUUUCCAUAACCGAGCAAAUCAUAUGAUGCCAUAGAGAGAGAAUUAUGUGCAUAACAUGUAUACAAGACACCUGCUAUCAGAAAUUCUUUUAACUAGGGAUACCUUUGGACUGAACCUGGGACAUACCAUUAUGGGCUCAACAUUCUGUCGCUUAUAAAAAUUUUACCUGUUGAGCCAACAGCUUAAAAUUUAUCAUCCCAUGAUCAAAGUUUGUGAAUGUGGCAAAUUCAGACUGAUCUGAUUGCAACAGGUUUAUCAGUUUUAAAAUGGCUACAAAUUGACCCAUUCACCCUUUUUUAAACAGGCUUAUCGUAUAUUUCUUUCCAAUUUUGAUGAAAACUAUAAAUGCACUUUAUUAAGGUUUAUUGAGGAAGGCCAUUUCUCAUUGGUAUGGUGAAGAUCUGUGCAGCUGUUGAAAAGUUGUCAAAGCUUAUGGCAGCAAGUACAUGCAAAAUAAGGGGUUGUGUAUGCAGUUGAGUUCCGAAGGGGAAAUUCUGCUAGCACUCCCAAUAUUUGCUGAGAGCGCCACCGUGUGGAUGCCAUGUUCAAUGCCUAUUCCUUUAUGUGUAUGGCAGUGUGCUGUAAUGAUUAGGAGGUGCAGUCGCUAACCAUGUGCACAAUUGGAAAUCUAAGAAACUGUUGUGGGCAGCACAUACCACAACCCCCAACACGCGAACACGUUGUGACCUUCAUCAUAACCCCACUGCCCACUUGCACUGCCAUUCCCUGUGCUCCUGCACUGACACAAGCAUGAGUCAAUUCUAAGGAGGAUUCCUCCAGGAAUACAAUAAAAUUCAGAUGCUUCAAAAGGCAAUUCAGAGCCACAUAUUUUACCUCUUUUAGCAUCUGUUGAUUUUAUUAAUCUUUUGGAUUUUUAAAAAUACCUAUUCUGUUUUUAUUGAGAAAUUUAAUGUUUUAUAUUUUUGCAAACCAGGUUUUCUUAGAAUCAAGUGGUAUAUAAAUUUUUCUAAAUAAGAUAAAUACCGGUAAAUUUGCUAUCCCCAAGUGCAAGUUUUCUAUCUCGGUGAGAUAUUUUCUCCCUUUGCUUUGUCUCUGCUUUUCUUGAAAGGAAUCAAAAUUGGAUAUUCAGGGUGUUUGAGAUGAACGUUUUAAGUAAAACCAUUGAUUUUGUUAACUAAUACUUUAUUACAACAUGAAAUGACAGUCCUCUGUUUUCUUCUAGCUAUAACGACCAUUAUGAAUGGAAUAAGGUGACAUCUUGCAUUCAUAAUAUAUUAAGUGGACAGCGGUGGAUAGAACACUACGGGGAGAUCAUAAUCAAGAAUCUGAAUGACCACAGCUGUCUCUGCAAACUUACUUUUGUAAAGGUAAUAUUAAAAUUACAUUGGAUGUUCUCAAGAGCCCGUGCCAUUUCAUUUAAAAAGUCAGUAAGUUUACUAGCAGAAUUUCCUGGGCAAUGAGGAUGUUGAAUAAUAUCCUGAGGUUGUAAGCUGACAUAGUCAUUUCUUGGCAUAUCUAUAGGAGCAACCUAAUUCACAAUUUUUUCCUGAUCUUUUGAAGUGAUUUUGGUUUUGCUCAUUUUAUCUCCAGACAAAAUACUGGAAUCACAAUGUACAUGAGAUUGAAGGAAAUGUUUUGGACAAAAAUGGGAAAGUAGUGCAUCGCAUUUUUGGGAAAUGGCAUGAGAAUAUAUACUGCGAAACACCAUCUUCGCCAAAGUGCAUCUGGAGAGCAAGUUAGUGACCAAUCAACCAUUUUAUUUUUAUACACAUAUAAAGCAUUUGCACUCCCUACCUAUGCUCAUCUAUUGACUGCCACCUGCCACAAUCUUAAGUUUCAGUACAUUUUACUUUAGUUCUUUACCAUGCUAUAUACUAUGGAUGGAGUCUUGUAAUGGAUAAAUCCAUAAUAAUUCACUAUAAAUGACUGUCUAGAUAGGCCACAUUUAAGACAAUGGCCAUAUGCAGAUAAUGCUCAACCAUGGCAAAUAGUUCAACUACAUCCAUGGUUAAGGGUUAUCUUUAAACCAAAGCAGAGCAGUUGAAAACAAAACGGGAAUGGAAAACAAAAAUAAAAAUGGGUAAAAAAAGUGGCAUAGAAUAAAACCACAGAGACACAUCCAUUGUUGUUAAUUUUAAAAACUUGUAGGAAGUCCUCUUGAUGUCUAAAUUACCAUAACCAAUUUUGCCUGACAAACAUCCCUAUGGAGGGAGUUCAGAGACUGGGGUGUUGCCACAGAUAUGAUGUAUGUAAUCAUUGCUCUUAAGUCAUGAAAUUAUGAAUAGAUUUGGGCUGGAGAAAAUAAUCAAAUCCAUUUUUAUUUGCAGAUCCAAUGCCAAAAGAUUAUGAACAGUGGUAUGGUUUCACACAGUUUGCAUUAGAAUUAAAUGAAUUGGACCCGCUCACUAGGCCUCUGUUACCAUCUACUGAUACCCGAUUUAGACCAGACCAAAGGUAUUUAUUUAUUUUUUGUAUAAAAAAAUUAAGUUUCCUAUAGCUGAAUACAUACUGAGGCAGCACUUAUUAUCUUGUACCCUUCAGAGGCAGGAUGUGCAUGGGUUGUGCCCAUCAUCAAGGAAAAUCAGUUCUUACUGGUCAGUUUUUUGGGAAAGACAAAAAGGGAGUAGAGAUGUUAGGGUCCCUUCCCUCCCAUUUUUUGUUGAGUUCUGGAAUCAGUUCACUGGUUGUUUUUCCCAAUCUGUAGCCUGGGGGAAUGAUCUGGUUGUUGGUUAAAAGCUCUAGCUACUUCACGGUUUGCAGAUACUAAGCUAAGGGAGCCACAAAAUAAAAUGCCAACAAUGCUUUGUUCUUUUAUCGUUGCUUAUGGCAGGCUCCUAGAGGAAGGGAAUAUUGAAGGAGCAGAAAUGCAAAAACAAAGGAUUGAGCAGCUACAGAGAGAGCGGCGGAAAGUUCUAGAAGAAAACAAUAUGGAGCAUCAGCCUAGAUUUUUCAGGUACUUUUUUAACAUAGCAGAUUUCUUUGCUGAAAUGUCUGCAAAUAUGCUAGCAGAGUGGCACAGAAAGUGAUUCACAAGAUCCCGCUUCAUAAUUCAUUUCUCAGAAUACUUACCUAAUUGCUAAAGCCAUAAUUUUAUUUAUGUCUUGUGGCUAAAACAAUGGGCUAGGAAAACCAAAGAAAUUGUUUUCUUGCAGUGGGGUGGCUGGAAGCUAACACGGAAACAUGUUGCGAGAAGUGAGGAACCAAGGAAUAAAUGGGAAAUCCUGUGGCUCUCUAGAUGUUGUUGGACUACAACUCCAGUCGUUCAUGACCCUUGGCCAUGUUGGCUGAAGCUGAUUGGAGAUGGAGUUGAAUAACAGCUCAAGGUUCAGGACACAGCUCCCAAUAUCCUACUCAUGGGUUUUUCCUCCAGAAACGUUGGUUCCUCAUCACUGCCACACAGGAUAGCAUUUUUGAGUUGCCUAGCUAGUUUGGGAGUUGGCAUACAGUUGUACCUUGGAUCCCGAAUGCCUUGCAAGUUGAACAUUUUGGCUCCCAAACACCGCAAGCCCGGAAGUGAGUGUUCCGGUUUGCAAACGUUCUUUGGAACCUGAACGUCGGGUGCAACUUCCGCAGCUUUCGAUUGGCUGCAGGAGCUUCCUGCAGCCAAUCGGAAGCCGCGCCUUGGUUUCCGAACGUUUUGGAAGUCGAACGGACUUCCAGAACAGACUUCUGGAAUGGAUUCGGAUGUACCACUGUACUGUGAUGGUGGUUUCAGUUCUAGCUAUCAGAAGGUGAUCAUAGGGGAUUACUGUUCCACCUCAUGAGGUUUAUUCUGUGGUGUGCCACAAGAUUCAGUCUUAUCCCCUGUGCUUUUCAGUAUCUACAUGAAACCUCUGGGGAAAGGGAUUUGGGACAAAGUAUCAUCAGCAUAUGGAUGCGGGUGGCGUUGUGGUUUAAACCACAGAGCCUAGGACUCGCCGAUCAGAAGGUCAGCUGUUCAAAUCCCUGCGACGGGGUGAGCUCCCGUUGCUCAGUCCGUGCUCCUGCCAACCUAGCAGUUCAAAAGCAACUCAAAGUGCAAGUAGAUAAAUAGGUACUGCUUCGGCGGGAAGGUAAAUGGCGUUUCCGUGCGCUGCUCUGGUUCGCCAGAAGCGGCUUAGUCAUGCUGGCCACAUGACCCGGAAGCUAUACGCCGGCUCCCUUGGCCAGUAAAACAAGAUGAGCGCCGCAACCCCAGAGUCAGUCACGACUGAACCUAAUGGUCAGGGGUCCCUUUACCUUGACCUUAUCAGCAUAUACAAACCCAUACCUAAUUUCAGUAUUCCAGGUGAAGCAUUGUAUGUCUUAAAUGUAUUUGAGAUAUAGUGUGGGAUCCAGUGAGAUUAAUAAACUGAAGCAGAUGUGGCAAAGUGUGCAGUGUGAAAGGUCCAAUUGAUCUGGAAGUGGAUGGUUCUCUUGCUCUGGAUAGGGUUACACUUGCAGCCGGUUCCCAUGCUUCUGAAAUCUCCGGUGGCAGCUGUGCCCAGGAGUUCAGUUUUGCCAAUAUAGCUUGAUCUGCCAACUGCUACCACUUUUAGAGAAGCAUAAUUAUUCAUCAUUAGCCACUGCUGAGUGUGUGAAAUGUCAGACUCAGACCAGGGAAAUGUCAGUUAAAAUCCUCACUCAACCUGAAGCUGGUUAGAUGUCUAGUCUUACUUUGCAGGGUGGUUCUGAGGAUUAAAUGGGGUGUGGGAGGAAUAUGAAUGCCACACUGAGUGGCAUAAAACAUGCAUGUUUCACAGGAAAAUAAAAAAAAGCUCUGUUGAUUGUUUGACAGGAAAUCUGAAGAUGACUCCUGGGUCAGCAAUGGAACUUAUCUAGAACUUAGAAAAAACCCUGGCUUUUCCAAGGUGGAUAAUGCUGUCUUAUGGUGAAAAAACAAAAACAAACGAAAAGGACAUUAUAGCUGCUGUUUCUCUGAUUAUAAGAAUGGAAAUGCUGCGUAUCACCAUAACCUUCUAGACUCCUGCUUGAUUUAGAUUUUUGACACAUUUGCGUUAUUCUGUUUGUCUUUUGCUAUUUUGAUAGUAACCAUGAUUUAUUUGAAUGUACAAAAAACUCUAAUUUUCUUGACAUAUAUAUUUAAUAAAUGAUUGUUGAAUGUUAUCUCUGAAAGGGGGGGUGGGGAGGAGAGAAGCUUUAACACUAUUUUUUCCAAAGGAUAAUGCAAGUUCAGAUUUAAUGCCUUAUUGAGUUCUGUGAUAAACAGUAUUGGCCAGGAACCUUCAGCCGCACUACAGUAACUGAAUGGAGGCAGCUGAUUCCACCCCCCAAGAUGUCAGUAAGCUAACCAAAGCCGGAGUGAGUGUGUUUCUGUCUCUUGCCUGAGAUUCCAUCUCAGUUACUGAUCUUUUUGGAAUCUUUUUUUGUGGUUUGGAUUUGCUUUGUUUUUGAGCACAUGGGCAGAGCAAUGCAUAAUACCACCAAUCGGGUUGGAUGAGAUGGAGAUGUUUCUUCACCCAGUUCUGCCUAGCUGUGCUGGGCACUGCUACCAUGGAGCGGCUAGCUGCACCCACCUCAACUGUGGAUGAGCAGAAGGCACUCCUGUGGAAUCCCUGCUGGCAGUAGCUGCUAUAUAUCCCCAAAUCGGGAGCAGAGCUACGUAAGCUAAGGAUCGCUUGGAUCCUCAGCCAGUCCAGCCACCAGUUACUUGUGGAAACGGGCCCAAUCUGGGCCUCUCUGCUGUACCAGCCUGGAGCUGGUAUAAUAAGGAAGCAAAAUGGUUGUUGACCCUACCCUAGCUGCCAUUGGGCUCUGGGAUGCAGCGGUCGGUCUUCACUGCUCUGUUUAGUAGCCCUUCCGUUGCAGCCUGCUGGCGGUCUGGAUCGCUCCUGUUCUUUUUACUCCAUUAGCUAACCUAUUCCAAGAAAGUAGUACUAAGCGGUAGUAGCAUUGAUGGUUCUACUGCCUUACAAGCAAGCAAAAGGACACAGACACCUAGGAACUUCUCUUAUGCCUUGUUGACCUUUACGGAAGCUGGACCACUGCAGACUUCAGCAGGGCUCGCACAGUGGAAGUUCCAAGUGGAACGUGUCCCAGAUUUGUACAGUUGGCGUAUAUGAAUCAUGCUGUGUAGACUGAACUUUUGAGGCACAGUCCAACCAAAGUUAGUGAUGGCUUAAUUCGUAUUAAAAUCCAAUAGAAAAGCUGUUAGUUGCGAGCAGCUACCUUUUCCUCGAAAGUACCAUUUGGUUAAAUGCAAUUUAGUGGUAGUCCUAAACAGAGCUUGUGGGUAAAAAAAAAUGACCAAAUGGAAAAGAAACACGGUUUUCUUUGGGGCUGGCAAUAUCUUUACAGAGCAUGGACUCUUUAUUUCACUAUUCUGGUUUGUUUUUAAUAAAAAGAUCCUGCUAGACAAUUUUUUUAAAAGCCCUCCUUUUUAACUAUUUGCAAAGUACCUAAUUGUGGUUAAGAGACAGGUGUUUUCUGAAAUAAGAUUUCGGUAUUUUCUACCUCUUCUGAGCAGCACAUUUAUUAUCUUGUAUUAUUAAAAAAAAAACCAUCUGCCUUAGAUACAAUGUAUGGAAUAUAUGAUCUUCCUUUACCUGUUUAGUGUUUUAAGGUAAAUAUUUGUCUUGCACUAAAAUGGUUAUGUUUUUCCUAUAUCCUCUCUAUGUAUUCUAAUAUCUUCAUGAGCAUCUUUAGCAUGUUGAAGAAGGAAUCCAAAGUAGACAAAACAGCACUUUGGAAUGUAGGUGGCAGUCUUGUUUGUUUUUCUUUUGUUAAAUCACAGUUUUAAUAUAAUAUCAUGCUAAACAGGAAACGUGUGUGCAGAAAAUUAGAGUCUGAAACACAUACUUCUAUAAGCUUUCAGGUCCAUUGCCUACAAACUGAUGGGAGAGUGGUCCUGGGUUACAGUGUUGAAUGGUACUUUCUGUAAAUUAGUAAAGCAUUCUUUCUUCAUCUUAGUAUGUAGUACAUGUCUUGCAUCCAAGUGCUGUGAACAGAAGUAAAAUACAUCAAUUUGAAUAUGCUUACGGAGCUUUUCCCUGCGUGAGCUGCCCCAAAUCACUUAUGGCAAAGGGAGCAGCUCCAUACAAGCAUUUUGUCCCACCUGGUUUAGAGCUGUUCCUUCUAAUAAGCGAACAGAUUCAGGCAGGUUUUUUCCUGCAUACUGUAUAGUGCACAACUAGAUCACAACUAAUUUAGCUAGACACAAGAUGCAUGAGGACGAGCGUUCGCAACGGCACAAGCACACCACCAUGCAAAACUAAAGCUAACAUAGUUAACCAGUUUGUUCUGCAGAUGCACAUUGAUGGAGUGGCGAAAUAGAAAACGUUAAUGACCUUCUGGACUCUCCCAUUUAUAUAUGCCUAAGCAGUUUCAAGGGAAACCAAAUUUUAGCAAAACUUUAUAAACUUUCCAUCUGAAGGAGGGGGGGGGGACCCCUCAGACAUCAGUUAAUAACUUCUCCGUUUAUUUAUUUAUAAGAUUAUCCAUUACAAUAAUAUCAUGUCUAUCACUCAGCACAACAAUUGCUUGCUGCCUCAUUAAACACUCAGGGUCUAACUAGGCACUAUGUUGGCCCCAUAUUUGUGCCCUUAACUGCAAUGGUGGUGUUUUUUUUUAUACAAAUUGGUAGUGUGGGGUGCAGGCUCUGAGCUGGGACCUUAGCAUGGAGGGUUCAAGCCGUUGCCCCCUGCUACAGUCCUGGUUAGGAUCUGGGCGGUCCACACCAGCGAUGUGCAUAAGAAAAAAAUGUUCUCAUUCAUCUCAAUGGAAACUCUUUUUUUAUAGGCAAGGUGCUGGUGUGGGCAGUUCAGAUUAGGAUUAUGGAGAACGAGGUAAAUAAGGUUACCAGAUUUUUAUCAAUGAAUCUGGGGACACUUUUCAACUCCCUACUAAAUAGAUUGAUUUUGUCAGGGGACUGAUUUAUAAAUCCGGGGACUUUCCCCGGGAAACGGGGACAUCUGGUAACCGGUAAUGCCCCCCCUCCUAUACUAGAGUCCCAAUGUGAAUUUGGGACCCUAGAUCAAUAUGGAGAUAACAUACCUAGUUUUUCAUUCAUAUAAAGCAAUGACAGUUAUUCUAACUUUUCUUCCCCACACCCUUCCAUCCGCAUAGCAAUUUACUUGCAGUGUCUCACUAUUUGACAAUAUCACACAUUAUAUAUUUUUUGCACUAAUUGAGAUUUCUUGUAACUUGUAAUUUUCUUUGGGACAAUUCCUUCUAAAAAAAAGUAAUUAUUUUCCAGACAAAGUUUGUUCCAUUUUUGGACACAUUCACUCUUUCAUUUACAAUCCAUUUAUUUGUAUAUCAUCUUUGGCAUAAAUCAUAUUCCGUGCUUACAGUCAGUUAAUACUUAGGUAUUUAAUUUUGCCUUGCACUUUCAGAAAUGUUACUGCUUUGGAUGCUUAGCUGCUGCUGUCCUUGGAAACACUUGUUUCCUUUUGUCUUUUAUUGCUUUGUACAGUUGAAAUGCAGUUAAAAAAAAACCCAAAACAUUUAAUGCAGCUUUUAAAGAAACAGAUGCAAUCAUUGUUCAUGAGCCAAGAGCUUACCGUAAUGCAUGCAUUAGUCAGUUAAUGCUGGGAUAGAACUCUAGGCUCCAAUUUGAAAAGGAGCAUUGCUCUGUGCAUUGCUUCAAUUUUUGUUUGCUAGAUUUUGUUUUGGUUUUUAAAAAGAAAGAUUUGCAAACCCUGUGGGUCACCAUGUUCAUUUCGCUGUUUUCUCGAUUUCACAUAUAUAGAAUGGGGAACUGGAUGCAUGAUGAAACAGGCAUAUGGCCAGUUCAUCACACACAUUGCAUCACUUAUGACAGAUAGCUUACCAUCAUUUCAUCUGACCUUUAUCACAUUGGCACAGGGCCGUAAUUUCACCUUUUACACACACAUCAUCCAAUCUUCUGCAAAACCCAUAGCUUUUCUUUUUCAAGGGAGGGCCGAGCCCAUGAAUGCAGCAAUUGAAAUUAAGGGUUUAAUCACGUAUUUUUGUGAUCUUUUAAAUAUUUCCACCCUGAUCACCUCUUAUUCUCCUGAGUAUAUGCAUAUGGUAAGAGGAAUUACCAGCCCACCUCACUAGAGCAAAAUGUGGCAGGUAAAUAUGCCAAUGAUCACCACCACCAUAGUACGUAAUUCUGGAUAUUAGGCAGCCUGAUUUUCCAAUAUUUGGGGGAGGAUACUCAAGUGUGGUGCAAGGGCAUGCACACAUCACUUUGUGUUGUCUUAACCCUUCGGAUCCAGUUAUGUAAUUGGACUGGUCCCACUCCACUGAAAUUUUGCAUGUUCAUAUUAUUACCUGCAAUCACCACCUAAACAAUUCGAUUACUGUAAUUCACUCUAAAGGUGUAAUUAGGUGUAAACCUGCAUGAUUUACGUGCCAUGAAAGAGGAAAGGCAAUUGCUUCAGCAAUUGCUGGGACCUGGCUGAAUAUCCAUACCAACUCAUUCUAUACAUAUCUGAUAUUAUUUGAGGGCACUUACAAGUGGAAGGUUUCUGUCAGGUACCUGACAACUGCACUCUGGCACUGGCAGGACUGUCUGUUUCCUUGCUGGUUUCAGCUGCUCCACACUGAUUUGCAGCAUUGGUGCAGGAGGAACAGCAGAUCAAGGAAAGUAUUAGCAGCACUCUCUUCUGCUGUGGUCAGACCACACCUGGAAUACUGUGUCCGAUUCUGGGCACUACAAUUUAAGAAGCAAUGAAGCACCAAACCAGUGGUGGAAGCUUCAGACUAUUCUAUUAGGGUGCUAAGGUUGUUUUGGGUUUUUUUGAGUUCUUUUCUGUUUUUGAUACCACAAACUACCAUCUGGAAGCACCCUUAGUAUCUUAUCAAUUAAACAUACAUCUAGAUACCAUUAUUAUUAUUAUUAUUAUUAUUAUUAUUAUUAGCACUAUAUAUAUCCCACCUUUCUCCCAUAACUGGGAAUCACAAAAAUUAAAUACAAAUGAAGCACACAUAUAGCUAAAAACAUAUUAAAGGUUAUGGUUAAAAAGCAGUUAAACUAUGUUGAAACUGUAUCCAUUAAAAUGCAGGCAGUGGGAGGAGGGGACACAGUACAUCACACUAUUGAGAGCCGUUUCCUUAUAUGCAGUCAAUUCCCAAAAGAACUGGAGGAAUAAAACAGUUUUCACCUGCCAGUGGAAGGAAAUCAAGGAAGGAGCCAAUAAUAACAUACGUACAAGUAUAUGAGGUUGGAUCCAAAGGAACUUUCUCUGCAAAAUGUUUGCUGGGGCAGGACAAGUUGAAGCAACUAUCCAGGGCCAGAAUUACUCUAGCUUGCUCCGGGCAGAACCACCAUUGCAUUGCAUCACUAAAGGAACGAGUUUAAAGAUGAUACAGAUUUGGUUAUGCAAAUUUAGAAAUAAGUACUAUAAUUUAAUUAGAAAGUCAGUACAUCUUAUAGUGGAGAAGACUGUGACCAGGUGAGCUAUCCUGCUGUCCAGGUAUUAAUCGUUGAUGAGCAACUUCAAGGUCUUCUCUGCUCUCCCUUCUUGUGGUUCCUAAAUCUAUAAACCAGACUUGAAUCUGACAGUCCUUCAAAUAGAGGGUUCCCUUUUGAGAAAUAGGGCACCCUAGCGCCAGGAUAAGACCAUAUCAUUGGUAACCUUGUCUGGGGUAUGCUAACUGACCAUGGCUACAAUCAGGUGGGGUGCAAUCAUGUAUCCAUCUAUCCCAACUCUUAUUUUUGAAUUUAAUUGUUCCACCUUUGUCAUUCUUUCGUCAUGUUCAUUCUAUGCUUGGUUCAAAUGUACCAAGCACAGAAUCUCCUCAGUUUGGGGCUGGUGCAGAUUUGAUAUAUUGGAUGAGUAAAAUUAGCUGCUUUUUCUACUGGUCUACAUUUUUUUCUGUUCUCUGUUACCCUAUAAUACAUAAAUAUACAGAACAGUGAAAGUUGUUUUUGUUUGGGAAAAAUAUAUAAGGGAAUUUCUUGUAUUCUCUAAACCGUCUGAAGUAGUUGGAAGGAGAAAAAUAACAGUUUAGGGUGCUGUGAAGAAGGUGGAUUGGAUGGUCUCUCUCCAUACUGAAGCUCUUUGGGAAAUAAAGAAGGAAAAUAAGCUAGCUUUCUCUUGUCAAUAAAACAUAAUCAGUGUUACUGCAUAUCUUUUUUUACUUAAAGCAACUAUUUUUUCACCUAAAUCUAAGGACAAUAAAGCUAUCGCUCUUCUCUACUUUUCUCCCUAUUUAGCUGCCACAUUAAUAUAUUUCCAAAUUCUUUAAUAUUGUUUUGAUUUUUUUCACACGAUCUUGUUAGACUCCUUGCAAAAAAAACACACACAAAAACCAACAACAAUCCUGGCCUCCUUCAGUAGAAACUAGGAUGAUCCUUUAACAUUUUGGUUUUCAAGUUACUGUUCAGAGGUUACUCUACUUCACAUGAACGCUUGAUUGCUACAAAUAUUUCAUUGUUCAAAUGAUAAUCUCAUUUGGAUUGGGAAGGUACUUACUUUAACCUGCUGAUGGACUGUAUCAUUAUACAAUGGGUGUUUUCACUGUUGCAAUAUUAUUGUCUUCCAGUUUUCUUUGUUUUUUCUUUUUAUACCAUGAACUUGCUAUAAAAGUUCUGGCUCAUCUUACUGUGUAACAUAUUAUGUAUUUGAUCCCCUGUAACUAGUUUAGUUAGAUGUUAAUAAAUUUUACAUCUCAAAUACC
Molecule: messenger RNA, 95356 nt
Organism: Podarcis lilfordi (Lilford's wall lizard)
Lineage: Eukaryota; Metazoa; Chordata; Lepidosauria; Squamata; Lacertidae
Source: the annotation of a GenBank genome assembly